Pelobates cultripes (western spadefoot toad) is the source of this 96159-nucleotide messenger RNA. NCBI's taxonomy places the organism in Eukaryota, Metazoa, Chordata, Amphibia, Anura, Pelobatidae. The record is from the annotation of a GenBank genome assembly.
UAUAAAUACACCAUAGAAAAUAUGAAAAAAUCAUCUUUGGAAGAUUCUGUUUUUAUGGAGGAAAGUGAAGCUUUUGUCUUGAAUGCACAUGAUCGUUCUCGGCUUAGUGCUGCAGCCAGCCUCAAUUCUGUGUUCUUAAGGUAAGCAAUGUUUUAUUGCUUGUAGGUAAGCAAUGAAGUGUGAACACCUAGCUCAGAUUACCUUCCAGUAAAAAUCAAACAUGCAUGGAAUGACUAGUAUUUUACGAGUAAUACAGGUGAUUUUCUUUAACUUCAUAACAUUGAAAAAUUGAGAACUUUGAUAUACAGGGAAAGGGCCAUGGCAUCUUCAUUAAUAGUAUUGUUCCAACAUAUCUAAUAUUAUUAGCCGCUACUACAAAAGUGAUCAUGCUGACUAAAUGUUAAUUCCAUUUAAGUAGCAGUUUAUCUUUUGUACAGCCACAAUUUUUUUUUACUCAGCAUCUGAGUAUCAGGAUCACCCAUUACAUCGCAAUGUAUCCUUGGUGGUGUAUUAUAAGGAAAAAAGGACGACUGUGUCCUUGAGGUCAGCUAUCUUUUAUGAAGUACAGAAGAUAGAUCUGUGCAAUUCUCUGCUUUAACCCCUUAAGGACACAUGACAUGUAUGACAUGUCAUGAUUCCCUUUUAUUCUAGAAGUUUGGUCCUUAAGGGGUUAAAGGUUUAUCACCCUCCUACGUGUAUAAUUGUAUUAUUAGGAUGAUGAAUUUGGUCUUAACAAUCUUCUAGGGAAACACAAUGCUAAGAAAAGUGGCAAUCCGUAUUUUGUAUUUCUAACUGUGUUUUUUACGGUGAGGUUUUUCCUUACACGUGGUAGCUUAUGUUGAGGCUGGCUUAGAUUAAGGCCUGAUUUAUUUGUCAGUAAUUUUGAUUCAGCAGCAACAUUGAAAUCAAAACAUAAGAAGGUUUAUGUUUAUGAUGAUGACAAUGGUCAGGAUAGCAAUACAGCUAGGGCCGGGGCAAGCAGAUUUCAAUCAUCUGUCCUCAAAAUGAUUUUAACCUAGGGUUUUGCUUCUUGGUCUUCUAAGGGCAUGUAUGUUGGUCUACCCUUAGAACGAUUAGUGCAAUAUUAAUGGUGCUUCCGUACUGAAAACCCAGUGUACUGCUUCCUCCAUCUUCUUUUCUGCCUCGUUCUAUAAUAAGAUAACUGUUCAACUACUUAUACCAUGGUAUUCAUUUAAAUUCAUUCUGUUGAAAUGUUGACUACAAAGUGUCACCCAAUACAUCUAAGAAGUAAUUGCAUCCAAAUAUGUCACGGCAUUGUAAAAUGUUGUAGUCAUGUUGCACUCUAUACUCAUUGCUAUAGUCAAUGCAAUGUUGCCCCCACGUCAAUCUAGGACACCAACAUCAUACUUGCUUGGAGUUCGAGAUAGGAGGAUGGUAAGGGAUACGUUAAGCUCAUAGACAUGGUUUAGUUUAGGGUUAGGCUUAUAUAGAAUGCAGUUAUGCAUUCUAUAUAGUUAUGAAGUUAUACAUUAUUUAACUCCUAGAUUGCACAGAAUUGAGCAAUUAAACUUCAGGGGCAUAAUCUAUAGACAAAAACUGCUUCAUUAAAGGACCACUAUAGUGCCAGGAAAACAUACUCGUUUUCCUGGCACUAUAGUGCCCUGAGGGUGCCCCCUCCCGCCCGGCUCUGGAAAGGGGAAAAGGGGUUAAACUUACCUUUUUCCAGCACUGGGCGGAGAGCUCUCCUCCUCCGAUCCUCCUCCGUUCCGCCCCGUCGGCUGAAUGCGCAUGCGCGGCAAGAGCUGCGCGCGCAUUCAGCCAGUCACAUAGGAAAGCAUUCUCAAUGCUUUCCUAUGGACGCUGGCGUGCUCUCACUAUGAAAAGCACAGUGAGAAGCACGCAAGCGCCUCUAGUGGCUGUCAAUGAGACAGCCGCUAGAGGGAAUGGGGGAAGGCUUAACCCAUUCACAAACAUAGCAGUUUCUCUGAAACUGCUAUGUUUAUGAAAAAAUGGGUUAACCCUAGAAGGACCUGGCACCCAGACCACUUCAUUAAGCUGAAGUGGUCUGGGUGCCUAGAGUGGUCCUUUAAGCUAAAGUUGUUUUGGUGACUAUAGUUUUUUUUUUUUUUUUUUUAAAGAAACACAAUGACUUUGAAAUCCUGACCAUGUACCUAACACUAGCUGUAUAUAUGGAAGAGAUAAUAUGGCAUGAUGUAUUAUAUACACAUCCUACACUAUGCUACUCUGAUGAUGUACAGUGGAAUUUGUGGAUCACUGUUCUCUUCUAGUGCAUGAUGUCAUGAGAAUAUGUUUCCAUAAAAACAAGAGUGUGAGUUUGGAAUCGAUAAUGAUAAAAAAGUAAAAACAUUAUAAAUGGGAAAUAACGGUUUCUAAUAAGUAGGAUAAUCCUAGGAUAUUUGUUAAGGGAAAUAAAUAUUAGUUAAGAGAACAAAAAAAAAAAUGUGAUGGAGGUCUUGGGUCAGUAGAGUGGUGAGAAUGGUGUGUAAAGGGAGCAGACUAUAAUACGUUGCACUGGGAGCCAUGUAUUCUGAAGAUAUCUCUGGAUUUAUUUACACUGAAAAAUGUUUUGAAUUAAACACUGAAUAUCACAUUUACCCUCAAUUUGCUAAAUUCUAAAACUAGCUGAGCUGGUUAAUCUUUUCAAUCUAUCUAUUCUGGUUUAAAUGUUGUAUUAGUGUUUAUAUUUUAUUUCAAUUCACCAUUUAGAAAAUAAAACUGAAUUUUAUUAAGUUGUUUUUAAUUUUGACAAAAUCUUCUGAAAUAUUUCACUCCCAUGCAGAAGCUAUAAGACUCAUGACUUUAUAUACAAUGUAUCAGACACAAUAAAUAAUCUUGGGAUUUGUGUAAAUUCUAUGCCUAUGUGGAUAGCUGUUUCUGCAAUUAAAAUGUAGUAUAUAAGGUAUUGCCACCAAUAAUACUUUAUUACGGAAAUUAAUGAUUGUGGUCCAAAGUGUAGGAAGAGUAGGUUGCAAUUUCAGUCUCUGCCCAUUUUGGCAUUAUGUUUUAAUUUUCUAUCAAUUUUGUUGUAAAUUCAGCAGUAUUAUUUAAAUCUGACCAUAUUUCCUUUGUUUGAAAAUAACAUUCCAUGUUGUUGCUGAACUCCCUGUUUUAGUGAAGCAGGUUAUUAAGUGAUGAUAAUAUAAGUCAAACACUCCCCUAGAGCAUCUCAGUGCUCAUAAACUCUACCAUCAGCAUUAGAAUACCAGCACUAGGAUGUAUGUGUAGGAUGAUAUUGUAUAUGGAAUAUUAUUUAGCACCAUUGUAACACUUUAAAGGGAACCUGUUUCACUACAUUUACAUAUCUGUCUCUAUCUCUCCCUAUGGUGGAAAGAGGAUCCAGGCACUCCAAGUAUCUUCAAAUGUAUUUAUUGGGACAAGUGAGACACCUAAACGUUUCGACCCCUGAAAGGGUCUUUGUCAAACUUGACAAAGACCCUUUCAGAGGUCAAAACGUUGCUGUGUCUCACUUGUCCCAAUAAAUACAUUUGAAGAUACUUGGCGUGCCUUGAUCCUCUUUCUCCCACUGAUAUCUACUCCUUAGGGCUGGUGCUGGCCCUUGGUCCAGUUUAGCACCCGGAUCUUCACGUGAUUGGAGUGCAGUUAUUUUUUUUCUCUAUCUCUCAUUUUAUCAUGCGGGUGGUUCAAAGGGGGGUUGCAACCUCCAUACAUGCCACAUCCAUAUUUUAAAUUGUGAUUUUUCAUUUUGUCACUGCUGUUAUCUAUUCUAUACAAACGUGUUUAUUUAGUCUAUGCAAUGCUAUUGUUUGUCUUUAUUAUGUUUGCCUUAUCUGGCAUUUUUAUGGUAACCUGUAGGUUUUCAAAGGUAACUUGUGGAGGUAUCCACUGCAGAUGAUGAUAAAAUCAGUAAAUAUGUCACCUACACUAAAUAAAAAGUAGUUUUAUAGUGAGAAUAUUAGGUUGUUAUCAAUAAGAGGUAUAUGCCUUAAUGAGUUUAUAUUGAACAUUAUGUUACUAUCUAUGGUGGUAGAUUUAAUAGAUAUUUAUUCAUGGUUGAUCAAGUGUGUCAUUUAGUCAAUAUUAUUGAUAUUGCAUAAAUAAAUGGUCAUCGUAAGUAUAUUCUAAGAUAAUUUACUUCAGCUUACUCUUUCGUAUGAUAUUUGUACAGUGCUAGGAUUCUACGGAUUCUUCAUCCUAGGAGCCAACAGCAACCUGUGGGGCGGGGGGGGGGAGGGGCAGGGGGAGGGGCGCUUCAUAAAAAUCCCAGGCCCACUUGAAGAUCAUACAUUAAAUCAUGCAGUUUUUUAAUGGUAAAAGGAUAUAGUAUCACUAGUGAGAAUGGGAUAAGCAACUCUUAACAUAUGCUAUAUUUUUCAUAUCUGUCUUUUAUGAUCUUAAAAGAUAAACACAUUUUUUUUGAGAGGGGGGUGCAUUUGCCCAUUCCCAGUCCUCACAUUUCCUACACCAGGGGUAGGCAACCUUCAACACUCCCAGAUGUUGAGGACUACAUCGCCCAUAAUGCUUUUACAUCCAUAAUACUGGCAAAGCAUUAUGGGAGAUGAAGUCCAAAACAUCUGUAGUGCCGAAGGUUGACUACCCCUGCCCUACACCCAUGCUUAGAUGUGCUGAGUUUACCAUAAAUCCAAUCAACCAGGUAAUCUAUAAAUAUAUAUAUUUAUAUUAUUAGUUCCUGUACUACUAUCUAAGCCCUUAACAGCAUGCAUGUUUAUUUUAUCUGUGAUUUGCCAUAUGACACUCCUGCUGUGUCUGUUAAUCUGUAUCUAAAAUUAAAAAAGUGCAAACCUCUCAAAUACAUAUUAAAGAAUUUUUACAGAUGAUAUAACUACAUAUGACAAAAGAAGUGAAAACACGUCUUAUGCCUGCUGCAUAUAAACCCAACUAAGCUAACAUCACCUGUUGAAUCUCACGUCGUCACCAAUAGUUAGCACAUAGUGCUUAAAGAGUUUAAGAAGUGAAUUUAAACAGGAUUUGCUUGACCAAGUAGCAUGGUAGUAUUUUAUGGAAAGAAGACUCAAAGGUUCAUGUUAUUUCUAUAUAAUAAUGAGAGAGACUGUAAGGAGUGGGUCAGAUGAGGUCACACUCCAGAAGUAUAUUGAUCUGUGGAGGAUUGAGAAAGGCCUAUUGAAAAAGGUAAAAUUGCUGAAGUUUGAAGGAGGUGCCUGACUGAAUAUGAGAAGGAAGUUUGUUACAGUAUUACAGGUUAGGAAUGAGAAUGUGUAAGAUUAAGAAAGAACACAGAUGAAUAUGUGAGAUAAGAACUGUACAGGUGAGAGUUAGAAUGAGAAAUUAAGAACAUAAGUGAACAGGAAGAUAGUGGAGAAUCUACGGAAUGGGUAGACAAGAACAAACUUAGAAAUUCUGACAAUAAUUUUGAAAUUGUUGAAGUAGAAUGACAGACUAUUGCGUAAUUGCAGUCAAGUCUCAGAAGCAGUAGCGAACAGAGGGUUUUACACCAAAGAAUGGGUUGAACGCAUGUAAUUUUUCCAAUAUAUUGAGUUAAGAAUUGAAAAUUACAAAUAUGUGUCAUAAAGGAGAGAAAAAUCAAAGCUAAAAAGUAUGGUAGUGGCUGUGGUUCAAGGUGAAAUAACACACAGGGAAGGAAAUAGUUAGGGAAUAAAAGUACAGGAGAUAGUGCAACAAAUAAAAGCAAUCCAGAUGUACUUGAGGUUUUUUUUUGCAGGAAGCAGAAAAGCAUUCAGAAUGUGAUUUUGGAGAUGCAGGAGGAGAUAUAACCACAGUCACCUUAUGAUAAAUCUUGCUCUAGAUGAAACAGUGGAAGAAGGUGUGAAGGAGCAAGAAGAAGCACUUAGUACAAUCUGUAAAGAAAUGGAUAUUGAGGCCGUGAGAUUCAGUGGAGGUGGGCUCAAGAAGGAGCAAAGCAGUACAGCCAGUGAAUGGUGAAUAUUAUUAAAAGCAACCAUUUAAAAACAGUGAUAGCAAAUUGUGGCAGAAGCAGCCACAAGAGACUGUACCUGCAUUAUUAUUGCGUUGUAUUUGUCCUAAUAAUCGCUGAAUACCUGGUAUGCGAACCGCUGGAAAGUGCCGAAUGCACAACCACCCUGCUGUGGUCGUGUGCUUCCCCUGUAUAGAGGGAAACAAUGUUGCCAGAGAGGUAAUUGGGUUCGUGGGUGGCCGCCGUUCGCACAAAACCCACGUGGCGGCGGCCAUCUUAACUGCCGAACAGCGGUGUUUGGUCGUCGAGCGCCUGGAACUAAAACCGGGCGCUCGACUACCCAGACACCGCUCAGACCUCCAGGACCACGGAACUGCCCGAUUCAAACUGCCGAACGGCCCGCCGUUCGGUAGGAUGAAUCCCCCAGACUAGGGGAUUCAUCCGAACCUAAGAUUAGAGCCGGAUGGCUGAACAUUCGGUAUUUUCAGUUCAGUGUAAUAGACCGACCGCAGGGCCAGAAUCCAUGGAGCUGUUUUCGGCUACCAAAUCCCUGCGGUCGGUCAAAUCUUUGAAUGUCUGUAACUCCCGAACCCCUGGUCUGAUCUGGGUGAAAUUUGAGUAUGUUGCUCACCCAGAACAGACCAACCAGGGGACCCCUCAUUUGUCACCGUACCCCCUGUAUUUAGGGGACAUCCAGAAAUGGGGGAAAACUCUGUUCCCACUAAUGAGCUUAACUGUUAAUCUAAGGGGAGGAGAGGGAGAGGAGGUAACCACGAUGUGAUUGGAUAUGUUAAGUUACCUCCCUUGCAUGGGAAAAGGACAUAAAAGCAAAUGUGUGAAUAAACCUGGCAGUUGACCUCCAAGCUAUGUGUCGUCUAGUUCUUGGAGGGAAGGGAUUGUAACUACGCUACCUGUUUUGUACCUGUCUUGGAUUGCUGUUCCUGUCUACCAGUGGAGCUACCUUGGAUAAUACCUCUACUCCGCUACACAAAUGUUAGCCAAAGUAAAGGCAAGGGUAGUAUUAACAACUAUAUCAAAGAUAGUGUACAGAUUAUGACUGAAUAAUGUUCAGAUAAGGAACUUAGAGACCUUAAAUAUGCAGUUUUCUCAUAGAAGCAUUAGCAUCACAUUGGUCAGGAAAUCAUAAGUACCAGGCACAGUGGAGCUUUUAUAAAGUGACAAGGAGGGAAAACUCUGUUAACUGAAGUGUUUUAGAGAUUUGGAGUGUUCCUUUAAAAGACAGUCAAAUCCAACAAACAACCAUGAGAGUGAGCGUAGAGGCUGCAGUUUAAAAAGUUUCACUACCCUAGGCACAGGGCCAUCUUUAAUACUGAUUGGACCCUGGGCGGCAUUUGCUUGGGCCCCCUGGGCCUAGCAUGCAAUCACACACUCCACCCCAACACAAAAAGAAACAACACAAAAAAACAAACAAAUAAACACACAAAUAGCCGCACUCAUUUUUACUGAGACAAAAUACACACACUGACACACAUACAGAUGCAUACACUGACAUACAUAAAGAUACACACAUCCAAUAUGUUGCCAAAUCCUGUAGGUUCCAUCUUAAAAACACAGUCCGCAUCCGCCCCUUUCUUACGCAAGAUGCUACCAAGGGGCUUGUCCAUGCUCUAGUAAUUUCCUGCAUGGAUUAUUGUAACCCUCUCCUGAUUGGUAUUCCCAAAAGCCGUACUGCACCACUACAGUCCAUAAUGAACGCUGCUGCCAGACUGAUUUUGCUCUCUAGUCAGUUCUCUCACACCUGACCCCUCUGUCAGGCCUUACAUUGGCUUCCUGAAUGCUAUAGGAGUCAAUUCAAGGUACUAAUUCACACCUAUAAACCACUGAACAACUCUAGCCCCUCUUAUAUCUCUUCACAGAUCCAUAGGUAUGUCCCUUCUCGGUCUCUCCGCUCUGCCCGUGACCACCUCCUGUCCGUGGAAAACUUACGCUUGCAGGACUUCUCACGGGCGGCUCCCUUCCUAUGGAAUAGCCUGCCUACUACCAUCAGACUCUCCCCUAGUCUUGCAUCCUUUACGAAGUGCCUUAAAACCCAUCUCUUUAGGAAAGCAUAUGGCCUCCCAGAUUAACCUCUACCUCACAUACCUGUCUCUUGCUCUCUCCUAAAGAGCAACCCACCUUAUUUGACUGCAAAUUCCUGUCCUAUUGUGUUUUACACCCCACCUCCUAUAGAAUGUAAGCUCGUUUGAGCAGGGUCCUCUCCAACCUAUUGUUCCUGUAAGUUUUUUAUAAUUGUCCUAUUUAUAGUUAAACCCCCUCUCAUAACAUUGUAAAGCGCUACGGAAUCUGUUGGCACUAUAUAAAUGGCAAUAAUAAUAAUAAUAACAUACACAGGUAAACACAUACAAAGAUAGAUACACAUACACACACAAGUGCAUACACAGACACACAUGUAGAUACACAUUUACACACAUCAAGAUACACAGAUGCACAGAUACACUCACUGACAAACAUGCAGAUGAACAGGAACACUAGCACACAUACAGAUAAACAGACAAAUACAGUGACAAACAUGCAGAUACACACAAUAACAUGCAGAUACAUACACAGACACAGACACACACUGACACACAUACAGAUACACAGACACACACUGAAACAUAUGCAGAUACACAGACACACAGAAUAAUAUACAUUUAGAUACACACACUAACACAUAUACAAACAUUUGCACGCACAGAUACACAUACAAACAUACAGAUACACAUACAGACAAAUACACACACAGAUAAACAUACAGACAAAUAGAUACGCAUACACAUUUAGAUACACACACUAACACACAUAUAGACAAACAUUUACACACACAGAUACACAUACAAACACACAGAUACACAUACAGACAAAUACACAUACAGUUACACAUGUACAAACAGAUACAGAGACACAGAUAGGCAUACGGACACACAGAUACACACACAGAUACACAUACAGACACACAUAUGCAUACAGAUACACAUACAGACACAGAUACACAUACAGACAUACAGACACACAGAUAGGCAUACGGAUACACAGAUAGGCAUACAGACACACAGAAAGACAUACAGAUACACAAAUGGACACACAAACACAGACACACAGAUGCAGAUACACAUACAGACACACAUACAAACAGAUACACAGACACACAAAAACAGAUACACACACACAUGCAAAAUGUAGAUUUUUUAGUCAACCUCCUGUGUCCUACCUUUUAGGUGCUGGAGCGUGACUCCCCUGGGUCCAGUAGCUGCCUCAGGCUGAUGAGUGUAAGCUCUGUCUCCCUCCUCCGUCCUCUCCUUCUCUUCCCAUGCGGCUCUCGGUGAAUGCUGUGAGGCAGUGACCUCCUCCCAGCAUUGUGACAUCAUCACAGGAGGCCCGGUUGUGCUCUUAAAGCGCCACAGCGCUGACCGGGCCCCCAAAAAUACAUUGCCAUCGGGUGGCCCUUAGAUCAUGGGCCACCCAAUGGGCCCCCUCAUCAUGUGGCCCACGGUGGUAGUUCCACAUGGGCCACACACUCUAUGGCGGCCGGUGGGCUGAAGGGGCAGCUGUAUUGGGCCCCAUAAGAUGACAGAGCCCGGGGCAGCUGAUUUGGGCCCCUUAGGAUGACAGGGCCCGGGGCAGCUGCCCCUUUUGCCAUGCGUUAAAGAUGGCCCUGCCUAGGCAUAGUUAUGCAUCCCACUCCCAUAGAACUUAAACACCUGAAAAAUAUAUAAUAGAUACACAUUUACAUAUGAUUUGUGUAUAUAAUAUAUACACUUGUAUAUUCACACUCACACACAUACAUAAUGAGAAAUAAUCUAUUCAUAAACAGGGCUAUACAUAGGGCACAAGGUCACACAUUUAGGCUGGAAGAAAGGAGAUUUCAUCUAAGGCAAAGAAGAGGUUUUUUUUUACAGUAAGAGCAAUAAGGAUAUGGAAUGCUCUGCCUGAAGAGGUGAUUUUAUCAGAGUCCAUACAUAUGUUUAAACUGCAAUUGGAUAAAUACUUGCAAAAACAUAACAUACAGGGAUAUAAUUUCUAAUUAGUGGGAUAAUAGCUGCUUGAUCCAAGGAGACAUCUGACUGCUAUUUUGGGGUCAAGAAGGAAUUUUUUCCUAGUUUGUUGCAAAAUUGAAAGCGCUUCAGACUGGGUUUUUUGCCUUCUUUUGGAUCAACAGCAAAAACAUAUGUGAGGAAGGCUGGACUUGAUUGACACAAGUCUCUUUUCAGCUAUGUAACUAUGUAAAAAUGCAAUCAUUAACAUGGGUAGGUACUGCAAAAGCAGCUGCCAAAUGUUUGGGGGGGUUUAACCCCUUAAGGACACAUGACAUGUGUGACAUGUCAUGAUUCCCUUUUAUUCCAGAUGUUUGGUCCUUAAGGGGUUAAGAACAACAGACAAAAAUCUGCUUGUCAUUAUUAUACUACCUCCUCAAAUUUAUAUAACUCCAUAUAAAUUCAGCUAUUUCAGGAUUUUACGAUUGCAGUAAAAGCAAAUAUUGAAGGAUACCAAAACCAAGAAAAGGGGAUAAGCAAAUGAUCUUUGGUUGUGGAAGAUGCAGGUGGUCUUCUUGAUUAAAUAGCCCCCAUUCCUGAAUGAUAAAAGACGUUAAAUUUCAGUAGGUGAGGAGAUGAAUUAAGACCUGACAGGAUGAUAUUUACUAUCAUUCCUUCCCCUAGGGAGGAUAUUUAUUUAGAGAGUUUUAUGCCUAGGGAAAGGAAUGACAAUUAUAUCAAAGUGGAAUGUUUUACAGAAGAUGGUACAUGUGGUAGUUUGAUGACUAUACAAAUGUAAAGUUAAAAAAUAUGGUAUUUACAGAAUGUUUGCCUUCUCAGCACUAUGGCUUCAAUUUAAUAUUUUGGAUAAGCUUUUUAAUCAUAAUCCAGAAAAAAAAAUGUUUUUAAUGAUUUUUCUACAGAAGUCCCCAUGAAAAGCGUAUCCAAAGAUAAUAAGGGUGCAGCCUUACAUUGAUUUGGAUUGGAGCAGAGAGCUCUUGUGUAUAAAGGAAAGUGUAUAAAGUAAACACAUGCAUAGUAUCCUGGUGUACAUAAUCCAUAGUGGUAAGAUAACAAAUCUAUUAGUAAUGAAUAUCCAUCUAAUGCACAGGUAGGCAAUCUUCAGCACUCCAAAUGUUGUGGACUACACCCCCCUUGGCUGUAAGAGCAUUAUGGGAGAUGUAGUCCACAACAUCUGGAGUGCUGAAGAUUGCCUACCCCUUAUUAAUAGUUCAUAAGUGUGGAUUGCUGCUAGCAUAGUGAGAAGUGUAAUUCUAAUAUAUAAUGUACUAAUCAUUAUAAUAAGUAACUAAUACAGAAGGUGAGACAGGGUAUAGGCUGUUGUGUAGAAUUGUUUGUAAACAGUUUUGCUGUCAGCCAUCCCUUGUGAAUUUAUGAACUAUAUUGUGUUGGAUGCCUUCAGAUGCGUCUCUCCAGCAAAAGUGUUAUAGUCUUAGGGCAGAUGGGAGUUUAAAGGGUAGGUGAAUAGAAGAGCUCAAUGUUACAGACAGAACUAUAUAUAUAUAUAUAUACACACACAUAAAAAUGCAUCUACAUUAAUAUGCCCAACAAGAAAAGAAAGUUGAUGUGCUAUGUCACAUAUUUGUGUAUUGCUUCAAUUGGGUGUCUACUACUGCAUUUAUAGUGCAUCAGAUUUUGUACAAAUAAACCAUAAAACACAGCCAUAUCUAUUUAUCUUUCAGCUUUUAUUUGUCUUACACCCCCUUUAUCUUAAAAGCAGUGUAUCCUAAAAGCAGUGGCAAGGGAGGAAGUACAAUACCUAUCUGAAAGUUUAAUAUCCAUUUUAUGUAACCUUGAAGGGGCUAGGUGCCAUUGGUAUAAGAUUUUAUAAUAAUUCUCCUCAUACCUAAGAACCUUAUCUAAUUCCUUUGAGAGAUGCGAACAUCUCAUACUACUCUUUUAGGUCCUAUCGAAUGCCUAACUCCCUUUCCCUCGAUAACAUAACAUUUUGUGUAGUAUCAUUAGUUAAAAAAAAUAAUAAUAAUAACUUAAUUAAAGCUUCUGGUUGGGCUGAAAUAAAUACUUUUUUCCUACAUUCAAAUUGGCUCAAUAAUAUCAAAUUAUCAAUUUUUUCUCGCACUAUAACCAAAAUCAUAAAGUACUGGGGUGGGGGUCUAUAGCAUCAUCCAGAUCCAUUUUUUUUUUAUUACAUGAAAGAGAGAAGAAAUUAUCACUAUUAAAAAUAGAUUUUAAAUGCCAAUCUUUAAUUACAGGUGGGGCAGGUGAUGUUUUAAAAUAGAAAGCAGCAUAGCUCUAGCCAUUUUGGUUUGUUAUAAUCCAAAUUAAAUUUUAUGGCAGUCGCUGCAUUGGUUGCAUAAUAGUAUUUUUUGAAAUCUGGUACCCCCAGAACCCCACAACUCAUCAACAAUUGCCAGAUUGUUAAUUUAACUCUGUAUAUUUUAUUUUUCCAAAUAAAUUUUAGUAAGUCAGAAUGUACUUUCUUAAAAAAAGAUAACGAAACAGCUAGGGGAAUAGUCAUAAAGUAAUAUUAGAUUUUAAGGAGAAUAUUCAUUUUAAUCAAUGUUAUUCUACCCAGCUAUUAUAUUUCUAGGCCUGAAAUCUUUCCAUGUCAGUUUUAAGUUCAAGCCACAAGUUAAAAAGAUGCAUCUUUGAUAGGUUCUUUGUCAAAUUAAUAUCCAAGUAGGAUAUAUAAGAAUCCCUCCAAUCGAACUGGUAUCUUUCCUUCAAUUCAGCCAGCACAGGCUGUGGAAUGUUGAACGACAGCACUUGUGUUUUAUGUGAGUAGAUUUUAUAGUAAGAGAUAUUGUCAAGUUGAUGUAAUGGUCCAAUUGAGGAUUAGCGAGAGAAAGAAUAACACCAUCUGCAAAUAGACCAAUUUUAUGUUAAUUUUCACCAAUCCAGAGACUCUCAAUUUCUUCUGUCUUUCAUGUGGUCUCAGCCAGGGGCUCCAUGGCUAAUAUAAAUAACAAAGGCAAUAAUGGGCAAUCCUGUCUGGUACAAUUUGACAGUGAGAAUGUAUCUGAAAGGAAAACAGAGGCAAAAAUGUCUGUCCUAGGGUUGCAGUACAAUACAAUGAUGGCAGUAAUAAAAGAAAAAGGCAAGUUGAUCUUGACCAUCAUCUCUCUCAGAUUGCCCCGAUGGAUUUUAUCAAAUGGGGCGGAGUCUGGCCACCAUCUUAGAUGGCCACGUUCUAGAGGAGCUCCUGAGGCAAGGGGACAUAAAUGUUUCAUAAAAAAAAUAUUAAGCCUGGAUGACAGAGAAUUUUACACAGAAAGAGACACCUGAACAACUGGCAACAAUGCAGAAACAAAAAAAAAACGGAAAAAAACGUGCCUGUACUUCAAAAUCGAGAGGCUGGAGCUGCAGGGGUGAGUAAAGGCCUGCAGGCCCAUUCACCUGCCAACAAAACUGUCCCGUGGCAUAUUUCGCCACAGAAAUCCACGUUGGUGGGAGUGGUGAAAACUAUCCCACCCGCCCACCCGCCCAGUUACCCAGACCCGCUCUUAAGAGAGCGCAGCCGCGACCCGCUCGCAUUACUCUCAGAGCGGUGGGAUCGAGGCUGCAAGUGCUGCGGCAUUGGAGGGUGGCUCAGUGCACUCUGGGCACUCGACACUCUCGGAGUGCCGCGGACAAUCUCCCACAAACGGCUUAACAGAAGCUGACAGCCGCUCGCGCGCUGUAAUUAAAGCAGCCGGGUCGCUGGUAUACAAAAGCGGCCGAGAUACAGAGGAGGAUAUAGGGGGCAUGAGGUCCCCAUCGAGGUCCUCGGCCUCACGGCUGGGAACACUGGCGGGGGGUCUUUCCCUCCAUCUCCCUAAAAGACAAAGAAUUGAUAGUUGAUGGUGACAAUUUAAUAGACAGUAGUGAUUUACUGGAGGAAGAACUAGGCUCCAUUUAUUAUUCUUCUAUGCAACAAAACAUCAGGCAUGAAGCCUCUACCAAGAUGGCUACUAAUGAGACUUCUAUUAAUGAUUUUACCACAUCCAAGAUGUCUACCACUGUACAUGUAACCACUGCCACCACCAAGAUGGCCACUGCCACUUCUAACAUAGAAAUUUCAAGAUGGCUUCUUCAGGAUUCAAAACCAUGACCUACAAUCUAAUAUGCCGCUUGAAAUGGCAGAGGAUUUACCACCUUCUGCUGGUAUGAUUAUUCAACUUAUACAAAAUUUAAGAGUGGAUUUAAAGAAUGACUUUAGAAAAGAUUUUGACACUAUGUAGGGAGUUUUAGAAAACAUUGGUCAACGAACAGAAGAUGUUGAAUACAAAAUGCAGGUGCAAAAACAAUCACAUUUAGAUCUAGUUAACACUGUGAAGGAACUUCAGAAACAGGUCACCUUGCAAGCGGAAAAAAUGGAUUCUGAAGACAGGAGCAGGCGUAACAAAUCGAGGAUCAGGGGGAUACCUGAUAAUGUGGACACCUCAGACUUGAUACAUUAUUUCCAAAAAAUGGUUAAAACGAUUUUACCCAAAGCUACUGAUUUAGAUCUAAUAGUGGAUCGUAUCCACAGACUCCCUAAAUCUGGCAAUGCACCUGCAACAGCUCCAAAAGACACCAUAGUAAGACUACACUUUUUUCAUAUAAAACAGGAAAUCCUGAGCACUAUUUGCAAAUCAGGUCUCCCUGCGGAUUAUAAAUAUAUCAAAGUUUUCCAAGAUUUCUCAGCCUACACUAUGAGACGCCGCAGAGAAUUUCAACCCUUCAUGACAGAGCUGAGACAAAGAGAGAUUUGUUACAGAUGGGGAUUCCCUGUAAAACUACUCUUUCAUAUGGAUGGCAGCAAUUUCACAAUCACUUCUCCUGAGGAAGGGAUGGAUCUUCUUAAUGCCAUGAACAGACGUCAAACCCAACCUCACGUAACCUCACCUUCUACUCCAAGACACACCCACAAGAAAAGUAGGGCGGAUGUCACUUGAAGAUACUUUCUUUUAAUUUUUUGAAGGCACAAAAGCUCCAACAUACAUAUUGCUGGUUUGGAUUUAUUACUUUCUCCACGUUGUUUUAUCACAUCCAUUUUAUUACUUACAAAUUGUUUUUUCUCUUUCUCUUUCCCUUUUUUUUAUUUCCCCUCUCUCUCCCAUUUUUUGGUUCCACAUUCUUUAUGCUCUUUAUUGUGCAUCAACACUUGGUUAAAUGUCUAUAGGUCAGUGACGUUUUUGAAUGUAUAUUACUUGUGGCAAAACUAGCCACUUCAGACUAUAUGUGUAAAAAUGUGUUGCUGUAACUUUAAGAAUGUGAGAACCAAGCAUGUACCUAUUUUGUUCAUGUUAGGCGAACAAGAGCAUUCGUAUGCUGGCGGCAGGAAAGCCACCAGCAUUCAUACAGUAGUUUCCCGAACAGGGAUUUUCAACCCUAUUCGUGAAACGAAUAAACUACCGAAUGAGAGACCACACACAGGGGUCGUGUGGCUCUCAUUAAGCAUUGCAACAAUGUAUCCUUCGGUGAUUAUUGAGAUUCAGGGUGGCCGCCGUUCGGCUACCGACCACGCGGCGGUCGGCCAUCUUGGAUCCUUUGUUAGCCCAGCAGUAUUUGGUCGUUGAGCGCCUGGAACUGAAAUCGGCUACUCAACGGCACGAAUACCGCUGGACUUCCAGGCCGUUCAGGAGUGCUGUCAUAGUUUGUUCCCUAUAUGCAUUGAGUAUUUUGAGGUGAAUGUAAAAUAAUAUGUGUCUUCGUGCGGCGUUCGGUUAGUUAGACUGGGAGCUGAGCGGUACUUUCACAAAAGGUGCGCUCAGACCCCAGCUAUCUACCGAACGGUCAUUCGGUAAAAUAUCACGAAUAAUGUAGAAGUUAUGGAUUUUUGUGGGUAAAUGUUAGUUCUGCUGCACGGAGGGAUAAUCCACUUAACUGGGUAUUCUAGUGGGAGUUUCCCUCUCGAGCAGCAGUGCAUGAUGGGAGAAAUGUCCGGGUUGUUAAGUCCCCCAUGAAGUCCCCUACUGUACAACCCCUGCAAUGUCAGUAGGGAAACCCCUUGCAUGGGGAACUGCAUAUAUACUGUGACCUGUGAUUAAAAGCUCAGUUGACUCCCAGCCUAUGUGUCAUCUAGUUCUUGGAAAGGAAAGGAUUUAUACAACGCUACUGGGAUUAUUGCAUGUUGUACUUAUUUUGCCUGGAUUAUUGUAAGCUGUUCCUGUUACCAGCGGAGACCCUGUGGAUUAUACUACCUCUCCGCUACAUUACUGAUUUCUGAUAUAGGCCUGGAACAUUCUGAGCAUAUAUCGGACUUCAUUAGAGAUGUGAUCACAGAACUAGAAGGACUCCAUUCUUUAUUGAUCUUCUCUGCAUACCACUGUUCAUUUCUUUUUUUCUUUAAAGCUCUGAUUGUUUUCCCCUUGCUGCAGGCAGUUUUCGCUACUCCCAAACUGGGCCUAAUACCCUGAGAUGGAGAAUUAUUUUUUAUUCUCCCUCGUGGCCCUUUUUCUAAACAUAGUUUUUUUUUCUCUCCUCGUAUAGGGGAAUUUAUCCAAGUUUAUCAUUCCCAAUUUUUUAUUUUUCCUUUUUAUCCCAUCCAUUUACUAAUGCACUGUAAGCAAUUCAAGAAGCUAACAGGUUAUGCUUCAAAUGUUUUAGCAUGCUCACUCUUGUCUAAACAAAUGUAUUUGUUAUUACGAUUGUUUGAUUUCAUAACUCUCCUCUUCGGACACGAGCCUUUGGGCUCCCACAUUUCUAUACAAUCUCUUUUUUAUGGCUGUGUACUCUGAUUUGAGUCAUGGUCAUUAAACUCAUGUCAUUUAAUGUGAGGGGCCUGAACACCGCUCACAAGAGGCGACUAUUGUUCAAAGAAGUCAAAUCCAACAAAAGAUAUUGUCUGUAUUCAAGGGACUCAUCUUAAGGAAGGAAAAGAGUACAAAUUUAUGACACGGUUAUUCCCUUCCCAAUUUCAUUGCACUUACAAAACUAAGUCUAGAGGUACUUCCAUUUUUUUUUAGCAGGAAUGUGGCUAAUUCUACAGAAAAGAUAAUAACAGAUGAUGACGGAAGGUACAUAGUGUGGAUUGGUAAGGUUAACAACGUUAUGUAUGCAAUUGUCAAUGUGUACUUUCCUAACAGCUUACUUUCUUUAGGAAAAUUAUGGAUUUGGUGAAUGAGAACAUGAAAGGGACUUUGGUGAUGUGUGGAGAUAUCUACUUUGUAAUGGAUGGUGACUUAGAUAAUGCAAGGGAUAAUUUGGAUAAACUCCAUAGGAGAGAUAGUGAUAGAUUAGCUGUGAAAUGCUCAAAUAUAUGGUUGAAUGUGGACUGUAUGAUCCAUGGAGAUUAAUGCAUGAGAAUGAAAGAGACUUUACUUUUUACUCAGUAUCCAAGAACAUGUAUUCCAGGCUGGACAGGUUUCUGAUACAGGGUGCUCUCAUACCGCACAUCUCAAGAUCUGAUAUUUUAGAUAUCAAUUGGUCUGACCAUGCUCCCAUAACUUUGCAUAUAGACGAAAUGGUUUCUUUCUCCCCCAAUAGGCACUGGAAACUGAGUGAUUACUUAUUAGAUGAUCCUGAAAAUAGAUCGCUAGCUGAAGGGAUACUGAAUGACUAUUUUUUGGAAAAUGUUUCGCAUGAGGUUCCUGACGAGGUGACAUGGCAUGUGCACAAGGCUAUGUUGAGAGGCCAUUUCAUUUCUAGGGCGACUCACUUGAAGAGGAAAAUUAACGGCAACUUAAGAAAUUUGGAAAAAGAAUUGUACAACCUAAAUCAGGCAAAUAAAUUCGGCCCUCCCUGGCAUCUUCUUCCCUGUCAGCAAUGAUAGGGGAGAUUAAAUAAAAAAUUCACAAAAUAAAUUUGGAUCGAACUACUCUCAUGGUGAGACGCCUCAAGAAAGUGUUUUAUUUAAAGGGUAACAAGGCCUCAACUCUACUGGCGUCCAAACUCCGGCAGGUGAAUGCCCAUUCUAAAACUGCGUACUUAAUAGAUGACCAGGGACAAAAAAUAUUCACCCGAAUAAGAUUAGUGACCAAUUUGCCAAAUAUUAUAGUGUACUUUAUAAUUUGGAAUCUGAUGUAAAUCUCACCCAGCCGUCUGAGGCGACUAUUAUAAUUUUUUAGACAGGGUUUCGUUGCCUCGGCUGUCUUCUGAUAAUUUGGAAAAAUUAGAGCGUGAUAUAUCUGAAGCAGAGAUAGCCGAGGCGAUUAAGCUCAUGCCAUCUAGAAAGGCCUCUGGUCCUGAUGGAUUCACCAUUUUAUACUAUAAGACCUUUGCAGAAACUUUAAUUCCUCAUAUGUCCAAACUAUUCAACUUUUAUAAGUCCGGGGGGAAGAUGUCAGGAGAGUCUUUGUCCGCACAGAUUGUCACCUUGCCAAAACCGGGUAAAACUCCCGACAGAUGCUCUAAUUUUAGGCCCAUAUCCCUUAUUAAUAACGACACAAAAAUGUAUUCUAAGAUACUAGCGAACCGAUUAACUAAUCUAAUACCUUUAUUGAUCAAUAAUGACCAGGUGGAAUUCGUGAAAGGUAGACAUGCAUCUGAUGGAACGAGAUGGUUCAUUAACUUAAUUCAGCAUAUCAAUUAAACAAGAACUCCUUCUCUGCUCCUUUCAUUGGACAGGGUACAUUGGGGAUAUCUAUGGAAGACACUGAGCAGAUUUGAUAUUCCACAAUCUUUUAUUACUGUGAUAAAGGCACUAUACAGUGCACCCACAGCUCAUGUAUGGGCCUCAGGUUUCCAAUCCAGAACGUUUUCUCUAACUAAUAGGACGCAUCAAGACUGCCCCUUAUCUCCAAUUCUUUUUGUCCUGGCGAUGGAACCCCUGGUCGAACUGAUUAGGACGACCCCAGAAAUCGCAGGUAUUAAUAUCAAGGGAUCCACUCAUAAAAUAGGGUUAUUUGCAGAUUACAUCAUUCUAGCACUCAAAAACCCAAAAUACUCUCUAAAAUCUCUCAAUACUAUUCUACUCCAGUUUGGAGAAGUAUCUCAUUAUACAUUAAAUGUAUCCAAGACCCAGGUCCUACCUUUCCACUUGCAUAAAUCUGAUGGAUGAAUUAAGACUAUCAUAUCUGUUCGAUUGGAGGAGGGAUUACCUGGAAUAUUCAGGAAUUAAUUUAUGCAAACAUUUACCCAAUAUGCAUAUUCAUAACUUGAAGAGAGCAUGGCCAGACCUACAAUAGGAGAUGGAGAGAUGGGGUGGUAUGGAGUUAUGGUGGUUAGGAAGAAUUGCCUUCAAAAAAAUGUCAAUCCUCCCAAAAAUCUUGUACUAUUUUAGAACUAUCCCCUUAUCUUUUCCAAUGUCCUUCUUUAACAAAGUAUAUUCAAUAAUGCUAAAAUUUAUUUGAAACAACAAACCCAGAAUUAAGCUUACAUCCCUGCAGCACCAAAAACUUCAUGGGGGCAUUGGUGUCCCUAAUUUCAGAAAGUACUACUUUGCAACUAAUGCUGCAGCGGUUGUAAGCUUUAAUAAUCAAAAAAAAACGCGAGAUGGAUGGAGAUGGAGGAAUCUAGCAUUCUCCCCUUUCAACUUGGGGAAUUACCCUGGCUAAGCCCUGUAAGGAGACCUGGAGUAACUAAAAUGUUUAUGACCACUAAGACCACACUUAAAGCCUGGGAUAUAGUACUUAAAAACAACUGUCACUUGACAAAACUAUAAAGAGUCAUGCCAAUUGAAUCUUUAAAAUCCCGACCUUAAACUCAUCAUUACUUAAAGGACCACUCUAGGCACCCAGACCACUUCAGCUUAAUGAAGUGGUCUGGGUGCCAGGUCCUUCUAGGGUUAACCCAUUUUUUUAUAAACAUAGCAGUUUCAGAUGACUGUUAUGUUUAUGAAUGGGUUAAGCCUUCCCCCUAAUCCUCUAGUGGCUGUCUCAUUGACAGCCACUAGAGGCGCUUGCGUGCUUCUCACUGUGAUUUUCACAGUGAGAGCACGCCAGCGUCCAUAGGAAAGCAUUGUAAAUUGUACAUUGUAAAUGCUUUCCUAUGCGACGGGCUGAAUGCGCGCGCAGCUCUUGCCGCGCGUGCGCAUUCAGCCCAGGAAGAGGAACGGAGGAGGAGAGAAGGAGGAGAGCUCUCCGCCCAGCGCUGGAAAAAGGUAAGUUUUUAACCCUUUCCCCCUUCCAGAGCCAGGUGGGAGGGGGUCCCUGAGGGUGGGGGCACCCUCAGGGCACUAUAGUGCCAGGAAAACGAGUAUGUUUUCCUGGCACUAUAGUGGUCCUUUAAAGAACAACGACUGUAUCAUAUAGAUGACUUUUUCCAUGGAAACUUUAUUUUGUCUUAUCAAAGAUUACAAUUUAAGCAUAGACUGGCGACCGAAUGUAAGGAUGAAUGUGAGUUGGUGAUUGAGAAAUUAAAAGAAAUAUACAACAUACCGGAAACCGACAAAAAUUCUAAAGCACUAGAAAUAUCACAACUAGAAAAGCAAUUUUUGCAUGACCCAAUUAGGAAGGGCAUUAUAUCUAUCUGUUAUAUGUUACAUAACGAUAAACCAUCAAUUAAACUGAAGCAUAUGUUAUCCUGGGAGACAGAGCUGGGUUCCCAAUAUAAGUUGGAGGAUCGGUUCAGUUUUUUUUCAGAUCUGAAGAGCCUAUCUUUCUGCUCCAACCAUCACGAAAACCACUUUAAAAUUCUUUAUCGAUGGUAUCUGGCCCUGUCUAAAUUGCAUAAUAUGAAUAAUAAGUACAGCGAUAGGUGUUGGAGAGACUGCGGAGGACUGGGCAACAUGGCCCACAUAUGGUGGUUUUGCCCAAGACUGACUAGAUAUUGGAAAAUGAUACAUGACUUAAUUAUUAAGGUGAACAGUAACAUAGGUAGCUUCACAUCUGAACUGGCUCUAUUUAAAAAAUUCCCUGAAUCCAUCAGUAAAAUAGAUAGAAUUAUAGUAGGCCACAUUCUGAUAGCUGCAACCACAUGCCUACCUAGAUAUUGGAAAUCUAAAAAGACACCCUGAGUUAAAGAAGUACUAAAACUAACACAAAUCAUACGAAUUAUCACAUAGAAAUAACACACAUAUAUUUGCAUAAUUGAAAUACCACUAGGAUCAAUGGGAAACCAAUGUCAAAAAACAUAUAACCUUUAAUAACUUGUUAUGGAAUGUUUUUCAACUUAAGUGCCUUGUACAUUAACAUACUUACCAUUAUAAUGGAUGGAUACCCCCCUUUUCCCACUUCCAAGUUUUCCCUUCCUUUCCCCUCCCCUAAUAUAUUGUUUUUCUAUUACUUGUAAAAUCUGUAAAAUCUUUCAAUAAAAAAGGAUUAUAUAAAAUGCCUUCUCUAUGUCGAAUGAUAAAAGCAGGGAAGGCAUCUGGGUAUGCUUUAUGUGAUGUAUUAGAUUAAUAAACCUGAACACACUACUCUCUUGAUCUCUUCCGAGCAAACUACUCUCUCUUCACUAUGCAAUAGUUGAGUUUGAGGUUGUUUUCCAACAGCUUUCUUUGUAACAAAUGCCACAAGCCUGUGCUUGCGAACAUUUCUGGUGUCCAGAUAAUAUACUAGAUAAGAAUGGCUGUUCCUGUCAUGUCCAACAUAAAUUCCUCUCUCACACUUUGAAUAGAUCUUCUUCCUAUCUUACUUAUUUGUAAAACAUUCUGACCCUCAAAAAUUAAUUUAAGGAUGGUUUUGUUUUAAUAGUCUUUUGUCCUGUAACAGAUAAUAUUAAGUUUCUACUGGGCAGUUGUUAAAGUACCUGUUUUGGAUCAGUCAUUACUGCUUUUGUCCAUAAUUCCUUUGGCAAUUUAAUUUUGAUUAACAGACAUCUUGUCAUUUUAAAUAGUGUUCCAAUAAGAUCUCAAACUGAUUUAGCUCAUCUUGUGCCAUUACAAAUAGAACCAGGCCGUUUGCAUAUCAAAGUGAUUCCACCCAAAAGGGCAGUCCAGAUCAAAAAGCAGGUCAGUUCUCUCUGCACGAGAGAUACAGCAACUCCAGACAAUUGUUUCCACCUUGUUAGGCCUUGUUGGUACUUUUCCAUUGCAAUCGUUAUCAGCAAUUCGUCACUUUUAAAGCUGUAAUUGCUCAUUCUCACACACAUUGUCAUGUAUACCUUUUUGAAGGGUCCUUAGCUCUCUGAAUUAACUAUUCUGGGUUUUCCCUUGUCUGCAUAAUAGUCUCUCAAUAUCUGAAGCUCUUUUCUUCCACCACCAGCUGCCUCUCGUAUGAUUAAAGCCAGACUAUUAUCAUCUAAGAACUGAAUUAACUUAGCAUAUGCUUGCUCAUUCUUAAAUUUAUCUUAAUUCUCAUCAUUAGUAUCAUCCGGAUCAGAAUGGUUUCAUUGAGAUCUAUCAACCACAGAUGUCCCAAGAACUUUCUCUCCCAUAACUCAUAGUUUUCUCAUUUCCGUCAAAGCAAAGUCUGCUCCAUUGAUUUUCUGCAAUCCUUCUUGGCCCAUAACCUGUUGUUAGCUGCAUAAUGAGACUAGGAUAACUGAGCAAGUGCAUCUAAUUAUGGAGGAACAACACCAGACACGUGUUUAGCUCUUUACUGCUACAUACUCAAAAGGUGAAGAUGCAGGGCAAAAACUUUAUUAUACCAUGCACAAAGAAUACCAUUGAUAGCCCUUAGGAUUAUAUUCCCAAAAGUAUUAGGAUUAGUUUUAGGGUUAGUUAUUGCCAAUUUAAUAAAAUGUGAACAGUUAUAGUUAGGGUUAGUGAAGGUUAGGUUUAGUGAGAGUUUGCUUGGGCCAAACUACUAAACAGUGACCUGUUAGUGUCAGGGUUAUGGUUAGCUAGGUGUAUAUAGAAUUAGGGUUAAGAGAGCAUUAGAAAUAGUAUCAAAAUUUGAUGCUCGUCAGUAUGAUGACACAGAUUCUAUACCAAAGAGCCCCUCUGGGAAUUAAGCAGAGAGGUAUGUCAAAACUAGAGCAUGUCUCUAAAUUGAGCCUAUAUAUUUUCACAAAACUUGGAAAAGGUUACAUGUGGGGUAUCGGGGUACUUGGCUAAUAAAGCAGAAUAUAAAUCUGGGGUUUUCAAACUAGUAGAAAGCUCACAACAUGUGGAAUUCACUGUUAAAAUUUCUGAUAAAUUAACCUGUUUUGAGUUCAUUUUUUUUGUCACACUGAUUGUAUACACAUCACAUAAUGGGCAAAACUAAAUAAAUGUGGGUUUAUUUUUAUUUUUUAAAUUUUUGAUAAUUAGUAUUAUUUUUUAUGCAUACAUAAAUGAUAUAUAUAUAUAGUAUAAAUUAAAACACCAUAUGCUUGAGAUCUAGACUGCCAAACACGCCUGCCAAUUAAAUGCAAUAAUUUGAACCACUAAUGCAACAUAUGGAAUCACUCAAGUCUGGUUAUAAUCCUUGCUAGGAUUUUACUAUUUUAAUUAUUAAUGUCAAAUUUGUGGGAGUUGUAAAAUAAUAGCUGGGAAUCCACAUGCAGCAUCCCUUGAUCUGCUCAAUCAAUGAUGCAUAGUUCUGCAUCCACUUUAAGGACCGUCGCUCGGUCGCUGUUGUUCAAUCAGCGGUGAUUGGCGUUGCUCCCGGUGUGGAGAGACUGCCUGCAGCCCAGUCUCUCCACGGCGAAUUAGGACCACGUGUCCAUGUGAUCGCUCUAACAGAGCAGUCACAUGGCCACAAUAGGUGUCCCUCUAUCUGACUGCCCAGGGACUGUCUGUGCUGACAGGCAGUCUCCCUGCAUGAGUAAAAUAAAAAAAUUAAAAAUGUAAAAAGUAAUCAGUGUAAAAAACAAAUAUAUAUAUAUAUAUAUAUAUAUAUAUAUAUAUAUAUUUAUAUGUAUAUAUAUAUAUAUAAGAGAUAUAUAUAUAUAUAUACAUGUAUUAUAUUUAUAUAUAAUAUGUAUAUAUAUCUUAUAGACACAAUGUCAAACUAAGUGUAAGUAAAUGUCAAACUAAGUUAUAUUUAAAUUACACAUGUAUAUAUAUAUAUAUACAUAUAUAUAUAUAUAAUAACUAUAUAUAUUGUAUAUAUAUAUAUAUAUUAUUAUAAAAUAUAAAUAUUAAGUAAAUAAAAAUAAACAAACCUUUUUUUAAAUAAUUUUAAAAAGUUUUUUAAUUAUAUAUAUAUAUAUGAAAUGUUAUUCUAACUGUAUUUUGAUAUAAAUAUAUAUAUAUACACUUAGAAUGAAAUUUUAUAUAUAUAUAUAUAUAUAUAUAUAUAUAUAUAUAUAUAUAUAAAUAAAUAAAAAUAAUACGAAAUAUAUAUAUAUAUAUAUCCAUAUACAAAAUGACAUAAAUAAUUUAAUAAAUAUACACGUAGACUUUAAAAUAUAUAAAUAUGUAUAUAUAUUUAAAUGCUACGUGCAUAUUUAUGUAAUAUUGUUACAUAAUUAAGUAAUUUUAUUGAUUGCAAUUUGAGGGACCUGCCUGACAUCCCAGGCCGAAAGUCCAGAGAAUUUCAUUUGCUAGCACUGUAUUUAACCCUGUAACUUUACAUGACACCCUAAAACCUGUACAUGGGGGGUACUGUUUUACUCGGAAGACAAACAUACAUAAAACAUAUUACAGCGAUGACAUUGUCAGUGAAAGUGCCACUUUUUGCAUUUUUCACACACAAACUGCACUUUCACUGAUGAUAUCAUUGUUAUGAUACGUUUUACUGUUUUGAAACACUAAUAUUUGUGUUCAGCGAAGUCUCCCGGGUAUAACAGUACCCCCCAUUUACAGGUUUUAUAGUGUUUUUGAAAGUUACUGGGUCAAAUAUAAGGCUUGAUUUAACUUUUUUUAUUUACAUUGAAAUUUGCCUGGUUGGUUUUGAGAGCGUAUGGUAGCCCAGGAAUGAGAAUUACCCCAAUGAUGGCAUACCAUUUGCAAAAGAAGACAACCCAAGGUAUCGCAAAUGGGGUAUAUCCAUCCUUUUUUAGUAGCCACUUAGUCACAAAAACACUGGCCAAAGUUAGCGUUCAUAAUUGUGUUUUGCAUUUUUUACACACAAACAAAUAUAAAUGCUAAAUUUGGCCAGUUUUUGGUACUAAGUGGCUACUAAAAAAGACUGGACAUAUCCCAUUUUGAAUAUCCUGGGUUGUCUGCUUUAAAAAAAAAUAUAUGUACAUGUGAGGUGAGAUUCAGAGAUUUAUUACAGAUAACAGUGUUACAAUGUCACUAUUGAUAAAUUUAAACAAUAUAUUUCUUAUAGCCCUAAAACUUGCACGUAAACACUGGGUGUUUUUAAACUCAGGACAAACUUUUGAAUCUAUUUAGAAGUUUUUUUCAUUAGCUUUUGUAGAUAAGUAAAAUAUUUUUCAAGUAAAAGUCAAAAAACAUGUUUGUUUUUUUAAAUUUUCACCAUAUUUUAUUUUAUUUUUUGACGUAAAUGAUAUGACAUGAUACAAAUAAUGGUAUGUAAAGAAAGCCCUUCUUGUCCUGAAAAAAAAAAACAAUAUAUAAUUUGUAUGGGAACAGUAAAUGAGAGAGAAGAAAAUUACAGCUAAACACAAACACCACAAAAAUGUUAAUACAGGCCUGGUCCUUAACGUACAACAUGGUCAAAACAGUCUGGUCCUUAAGAGGUUAAACCAAGCGUAAGAAAGCUACUAUGGUUACCGUAUAUUCUCCUUCGGGCUAACAUUAAAUUAAAUAUUCUCCUUUAACCCCUUAAGGACACAACUUCUGGAAUAAAAGGGAAUCAUGACGGAAUAUUUCCGUCAUGUGUCCUUAAGGGGUUUAAAAAAAACAUGUAAAUGUGGCCUGAAUUGUUUUGUUUCUCUGAGAACAAGACCAGAUAAAUAAAAAGAGAAUAUUAAUCUAGACUUGAGAGUUAAAAGAUAAAACUGCCACAAAAGACACAGAUUUAUAACAUAAUUUCUGCUUUUGCAUGCUUUAUGAACUUUGCCUACAGGACUUUGUUAUGCGUUUCUUUUUCCCUGCUUACUUUACUCUGUUUAUCUUUCAGGGUUGGCCUUUCAGAUUAAGUGAAAGUUAAAUUAGGUAAAUGCAUUGGAAAGAUAUUUGUAUUUAUAUAGUCUUUAACCAACUGAUAGCAGGCUGUGUUAAAACUGUGUAUAAUUUUCCAGUAUAAGUUUCCAGUAAGUGUAAGACAGCGAUGAAUAAAAACACACUACAACACAUGCGUAAGAAGUAUAUGGGUAAGGUUAAUAAGAUGAUAGGGAUCACGUUAUACACUUGAGGACAAUUCUGGACAGUUCACUAAUUCGAGUGACCACUUACCUUUGAAACUUAAAAGCUUAUCAAAAUAUGCCUCUAUCAACAAAAGUAUAGUUGACCCCUUAAGGACCAAACUUCUGGAAUAAAAGGGAAUCAUGACAUGUCACACAUGUCAUGUGUCCUUAAGGGGUUAAACUGUCACAGCUGAAAAUAAAAGAGAAAGAAAGAACAAAAAAAGAAACAAUGAAAGAAAAUUACAUCCUUGUAGCCAAAUUUGUGUAUAAAAUCAAAACAAAUGGAAAGCUUAAAUAGACACUACAAGUACCAUAGAAUUGUAGGCUCUGCACAAAAGCUAAUGCAUAAGGAGGAAGGAGGUCGAUAAAUAGAAAUGUUGGAUCGGAUUGUGACUCCCAUCAGCAUUAGGCAUCAAAAAUAAGUAUGAUUGAAUAUUGCUGCCAUAUAUUGCAGUAGAGAGGGAAUAUAUCACAUUAUGUAGAGGACAUACAACAUGAUAAUGUAUUACGGAAAAAUAAUGCCAUUAAGAAGUUCUGAAAACCAACCAACUUUACCUCUAUCCUUAAACUUAUCCGCACCUCUCACUAAAACCAAUGUUAGCCUAACUUUCACCUUAACUCUAAUCUCAUCCUAUUGACAUUGUAAUAAAUUGCACCUUGAUUACCAGAGAUAUAAUGCAAUCAACAACAAACAAAAUCAGGAUUUAAUAGAGAAGAGUUGAAUUAAAGUGGUUACAAAUACACUUCAGCAUUCGGGUUUGGACAAACCACGAUUUAGAUGAAAAUUGGGUAUUUUGGAAAUUUGGCCGAAUAAUAAACAACCAAAUUGUUAAAUGACCAAAUCAAACAAGUCCUGAAUCAUAUGAUGGAUACAAAUCUUCAAUGCAGUUUGGUUAUUCGUUUAUUUGGAAUGGGCAAGGCAAUACACGAUUGAGAAUGUGAAUGAUGUGAAUUUCGUUUGCAACUUAAUUUGGUAACUUUACAUAAGCCAAUCCCACAAAGGGUACCAUUUUUCAUGUUGAUUUACCAUUUAUCCUUAUGUGGGACUGCCAUACUCAAACCAGUGAGCAAGUUUUUUCAUUGGCAAUGCCCCCAGAGCCUAUCCACCCAAAUCCCGAAUCCAUUAAAAAAAUCACUUAAAGGGAUAUUUUAAUGUUAUUAACACAUAUGUGCACUGAUAACAUUAGGUAUUACAGUUGUUUAGACUUGGGCCCACUGUAAUAAGAAAAGCACAGAGCUCCCCUUUAAACCAGCUGCAUCUUAAUCCAUACCACAGUAUGGCCAAUAAGGGUUUAGUUACAGUAUAUGGUCAUAAAUGACAUAAGCCUGCCACAAAGCAUAUCCUAUCCUGGCAACCUGAUACCUUCAUAUAUUGGGUAUUGAUAAGGGACUAAGGAAUGACCACAGGCAAAUCUCUCCUUAUACUACUGAGAUUCUACCACUAAGUGGGUGGGAGUACUAAUUAUAUAUAGGCAAUAAGGCUGUUUAGGUGCUCUGCCACUUAACGAUGUUAAUCAAUUAGUGGGGGCGAGUUAUUGCAGGCUUUUUGAUGACAGACGGUUAAAACGUAGUUAGGGAUGUUGUGUGAGUCAUAAUCUCUCAGCAGAAUGGCUGUGCUGAAAUCAGCUUUUCAAUGAGGAGCAUUUGUCUAUAACUAAUUAAUUCAUUUUAUGUACAUCUCUCUUUCUUAUCUGAGUGUUCCAUUACUCUCCAGUUUUUCCAUUGUAUUAAAUGCAAGCACAGUUCAUGUUUGUACUUCUAUUUUCACCAGCUCUUCCUACAAUAUCUGAAAGUGAUAACAAGGUACAAGUUGCACACAUUCAAUAAAAAUUAUUGGUUAGGUUAGGAAAAUAUGUGUCACAUUUAGCUGUCUGGAAAAAGGAAAAGAAAAAACUGUGUUAUUUGCCUUGUUUUGUAAUGAAACACUGUAACAUGACUGCCCAUGUAUGCUACUAACCUCAUCCUCAAGACCUUUAACCCCAGACCCACACCCAAUAAUGCACGACACCUUGUGUAGAGGAAAAUGGCUUGGCCACAACAUUUAUUAAAAUUCAACAUUUUUAAUCACAUUAACAUAAAUGAUUAUAAACUGCCAGCUGGAGGGAAAUGGUGCUUUAGGGCUCUAGACAUAUUUGCUAUAAAUAAGUGAAAAAGAUUUGCAAAUAGCACAAAGGCAGAGACAUGAUUGGCAAAGCAUGCCUGAAAAACAAAUUCGACCCCAUAUAAGGUACAAGACACAUUAGGUAAAGAGCUUGGCCACAGCGUUUAUUUAGAAAUGACAAAUUAUUAACACAAUUAAUGAUCGGGGCCGGACUGGGGAUUCCAAAGCAGCCCUGGAAAAAAAAAUCUAUGCCAGCCCCAUAAGUCAUUGCGCCAUAUAUUGUUGCAUGUAAUAUGUAAGGCUAUGUCUUGCCACCCUAGAUGAUAUAUAUAUAUUUAGCUGUUUCCAAUAUAAAAUAUUGGUCCUUUCAGUGUAUAAUUUUUAAUUAUACAGUAAGCAUACUCACAUGCAGACACAGACAAUCUCACUGACACAAGCUGAUUGAUACACAGCCUCACAGACAAACAAUCUCACUGAUAUAAAUAAGGUCAUUGACAUAAACACAAGCUCACUCAUAAAAACACAAGCUAUUCCGGCCCCGGUCUCAUUAAGCUGCACGCUGGGGCAGGGGAGCAGAGACAGAACAGACUGCUCCCCCUUGAGCCGCCAAAAGAGCUCCCUCUGCGGCCGCCAGAAGAGCCAGCUGCCUGCCCGGCCCCAGGUGCCGACGGCCCACCGGGAAAUUUCCCGGAAUCCCGGUGGGCCAGUCCAGCCCUGUUAAUGAUCAUAAGCUGCCGGCGAGUAUCUUACUUCCAUCCAACCCCGCGUGAGCAGGAACCCUCUCUCCCAAUUUUCUAACAUUGAGCAACCAACUCCUCAGGUCUUUGACCAGAGAAAACUCAGCCGAUGUGACAAUAAACUGAAAAAACAAAGCAGAACAAAAACCACCCAAAAAAAGAUGGAAAGAAAAGAAAGAGAAAACAAGUAGAAAGACAGAUGAAAAAAGAAGAGAAAACAAAAGAGGGGGGUGGGGGGGAAUAGGAAAGGAAUGGAGAGAGAAGAUUGCUGCCCAUGAACCAAGAGGAAGGAUGGGAGCUGAUUGGAAAUGUUUUUAACCUGUUCCAUACAUAUUGAUACAUUCAGACAUCAAUCCAUAACUGCCUUGAAUGACUACUCACCACAUAGGCAUGCAGGGCUGUCAUGGCUCAUAUUACAUAUACAGUGCCAUGAGCUUUCCAAACUAUAAUGCUUUAUGUUUGAAGACUAUUAUAGCCGAGUAUGCAUAAAUCAAAGAGACUUGGGGAAUACGAAUAUAGAGAAACCUAGUUAUAAGGACAUGUCAUAAAACAAAGUGUACCCCAUGUUGUUACAGCAUUGAGGUACAGUUGUGAAUCCACUAACCCCCAGGCACACUGAGUAUUCUACAAAUGAUAACUCUCAUCACUCUUAAACAGAAACUGGCUGGUCGUUGUGGGAAACACAGCUCAAGUAAAUGUGGCUUGAUAAAGCUGAUGACCAAAACAUUGCCAUGUGAAAUAUGGUGAUAUGCUAUAUUAAACCGUUUUCACACUUGAAAAAAGUUAAAUGCCUUUACCCCUUCCUUUUCUUUGGAUACAGUGGUCAGAGGUAUAGGCUUAUCUCAAGCCCAGGACACCACAUCUUUAGAGCAAAAAAAAAGGGAAACACAACAGGAAGGAAAAAUAAAAAAAGUCCAUAACAAACAUCACCCCCAAAAAAAUGAUUUAAAAAAUAGCCAGAGUGCCAAAAGAAAGUGAGAGUCACCUGCUUUUAUCUUGAUCGGCCACUUAAAGACUUAAUGAAGAGCGUGGCUCGGCCAGUUGCCUGGUCCAAUUCAUCCAUCCAUCCUGAGUGGUUUAUGCUACUACAGUCCUUGUUAUUAACAAUGCCCCAGAUUAAUCAAACAGUUGUACUUGCCAUAUCUACCAUUCUAUUUUGAAAUUUCAUAAAAAGACUUCCGUUUUCCUUUGCCAACCUGACUCUUAACAAUUUACUCAAGUAAGGUCAAGCAAAAAAAAAAGUCUCAAUAAGAAGCAUUCACAUCAGAUUGCAAGACAAAAAAAAAAUCAAUCUACAUUCCGAAGCUGAAUCACACAAGCAACUGACAAGUUAACAAAUGACAUAAUCACAAACAUAUAAUUAACGUUUGUUUAGCUUCUGGGAUUAUGUAAUAGCUUGUUUGUGUCAAGCUUCUCCUCUUCUAACCUUUUUUAUUUGUUUUAUACUGGAUUCUUAAACAUGAUGACAGUAUCUCAAAAAUGAAUAAUGAUUAUCAGUAAACAAAACAGAAUCUUAGAUACGUAUUGACGUAACACGUAUUUAUUUUGUGUAAUGAAAUUAGAUAUGCACAUUACUGCACCUUAGAGCAUAAUGCCCUACAAGGUACUUAUUAAACAUAACAUACGCUAAGAUAUGAGUUAUAGGGAAGUUAUUCCCUCGUGAACCUGCCUAUUGCAUUAGAGCUGGGACAAAAUGAUUGUGACCUGUUUUAAUUUAACAAAAUAUUGCUGUGUUUAUGUCCGUCACAUGCCGGGAAUGUGGCACACAAGCUCUAGAACAGGGGUAGGCAUCUUUCGGCUCACCGGAUGUUGCAAACAACGUUCCAUAAUGCUCUUGUAGCCAUAAUGCUGGCAUAGCUUCAGGGGACAUGUAGUCCAGAGCAUCUGGAGUGCUGAAGGUUGUCUAAAACUGCUCUAAAACAAUCAAUAGCAUUUCAUUUUCUCACCCUGUAGAACAAUGCAUUAGUGCUGAAAUUUUAUUAUGAGCUCAUAUUAUAUUAUGUGAAAUUAUGUUGAAAGCUGUUAUUCAAGACCUUUUGAAAAUAUAUCCUGUGGACGGAUUUUUGAUGCAUAAUUUUAUUACACACAAAAAAAAAUAUAUAACAAUGUGCAUGAAAUUAUUUUCUUUCCAUUUUUAGUAGAAGCAAUAGUGCAGGUUGGAACAUAUAUAGCCAUUGGUGAGGUGCAAUGGAUUGGGAACAAACUGGACAGAUUCAUUCUCUGAUACCUAUUGCAUAACUUCAAAGCAUUUCUCAAAUAAAGUGCCAGCGCUUAGUGACUAAUCCCCUUAGACAAAUACUCUAGGGUACCAAGAAUUAUAUAAAUUCAACCUUAUAUGUAUAGAGUCCCAGUUUGUAUUCAAUACAUUGAAGUAUAGAUCUGUCCUGUUUGCUCCACAAAGUAUCCAAAUGGUAAUUAUUCCAGAUAUAUCAUUACCUUUAAAGGAUACAAAAUGCACACAAAGUAUAAUAUUGCACACUUUAUUUUAAAGCCCCCAAAUGGAAUGGAACCCUUAUAUAAAAUCGAUGUGGUACUGUUGCCAAUAACCACACAAACAGCGAUGUAAUACUAUUAUGGAGAUGUUACCACUCCGAUGGACGGAUGAUUUUAUAUAAGGGUUCCAUUAGGGGGCUUUUAAAUAAAGUGUGCAAUACUAUACUAUGUGGGCUUUUUGUAUCCUUUAACCCCUUAAGGACACAUGACAUGUGUAACAUGUGUAACAUGUCAUGAUUCCCUUUUAUUCCAGAAGUUUGGUCCUUAAGGGGUUAAAGGUACUGAUAUAUCUGGAAUAAUUACCAUUUGGAUACUUUGUGCAGCAACCAGGACAGAUAUCCCCAUCCUCCUAGCUCUAUACUUCAAUGUAUUGAAUACAAACUGGGACUCUAUACAUAUAAGGUCGAAUUUAUAUAAUUCUUGGUACCCUAGAUUAUUUACUAAGUGCUGGAACUUUUUUUGUAUAAAUUUUAACCACAAGAAUUUUGGGAUAUUCUUUGUGUGCUCAGUUGCUAUUGCAUGAGACUAUAAUUUUAACCAUUGAUUGAGAAUAUUGUUAUUGAAUGUUUGCGCUCUUUUGAUUUAUAAUACUUUUGUUUAUUUCUCAACUAAGCUUCCAAAGGUAGUUAAAAAAAAUGCCUGCCUCAUGUUCAAAAUAUGGGAAUUUAGCCGCACCAUAUGGCCACAUUGGUUUUAAGCCCACCACUGCUUUCAAUGUACCCCAAUAUGGAUGGGUCCAUACUACACUUUGAAUAUUAAACAUGGUAGAAAUAUAAGCUCACUGCCUGUCUGCUCCAAAUCAAAGCAAAUCUGUUACACUAUAAGAAUUCUUCAGAAUUUAUAUAAUCUAACAUAAGUGUGUGGGGUGGUGGGGCUCAUCCAAAGCUUAAUCAUGAUUAGUUUAUAUAGAAAAAGCAUUGUUUGGGUGAAAAAAGCAAUGAUUUUUCUAUAAUCCUUUGUACCUGCCCGGUUUGUUACACCACCCUCCCCAUAUUUUCCUACCAAAUGCUCAGAUUAUGACUAUACAUGCAUUUAAGCUACUACCGUUUUUGCAAGGUGCCUGUUCAUUAAAAACACAUUACUAAAAUACCCAAAUUUUUGCUAAUACCAUUCCACUGAUACUGGAUAUGGCCAUUGCAAACUAUAAACCCCCUUGAUUACACAUGUCUAUGUGUGAACUAAAGCUUGUUUGCGUGUAAGGCUUUUGCCAGGUGUUUCAUGAUCUAAAUCGACAUUUAAGUCACAUGUGAAAGCACAUGAUUAUAAAAAGGUUAUUGUUCUACAAAGCUGUAUGUUUGCGACAGGUGCUAGACCUACACAUUGACCAUUGUGCAAACACAAGACCUUGUUAACUUUUUUACUAAAUGAUAGUGUCAAUCAUUAUAUUGCAGUCACAAGACUCAAUUUUCCAUAUGAAGACACAUGCUUAAAGCAUCGCAAAUUAAUGGAAAGCAUGCCGAACCUUUUUGUGAAUUUCUUUAAAAUCUUGAUAUGAUCAUAGAAACAUAGAAACAUAGAAUGUGACGGCAGAUAAGAACCAUUCGGCCCAUCUAGUCUGCCCAAUUUUCUAAAUACUUUCAUUAGUCCCUGGCCUUAUCUUAUAGUUAGGAUAGCCUAAUGCCUAUCCCACGCAUGCUUAAACUCCUUUACUGUGUUAACCUCUACCACUUCAGCUGGAAGGCUAUUCCAUGCAUCCACUACCCUCUCAGUAAAGUAAUAUACUUAAUGAAUUCAACUCAAAACUAAAACAGAAUUAUAAGGUGAUAUUUGGCUCACAAUAUCUAUUGCUUAUAGAGAGGAUUUCAUGUACAUGUUUCAGAUGGGUUAAUAUGUUAAAUAACCACCAGGCAGCAUUUGGUACAGUUAGAACAACCACAAUAUAGCCCAAAACACCACUUGGAAGGUUCAAAUCAAUGUAAUGCCUUCUGGAGCAGAGAAGCCUAUGAUAUGUACUGGCAGACCUGGCUUUUGUAACUAAGGGCAUGAGGUAAAACAUGUUUUAAAAGGCUCGGCUAUUCAUUUAGAUUAUCUUUAUGCAGUACGAUGGAUGAUGGCUGUAUGAUAGAAACUACGUACAUAGAAAACCUUCAUGAAGUGUCUUUCCUGUGAAAUUUAUAAAUCAUAUUACAAUUAAAAUGUUGCGUCAUAAUAAUUUGUGGGGGAAAAAAACAUUAUAGACUGCAUUUUGUUUUGGACAUUGCGAUCCUGGACGUGACAUUGAUAUUAAUUGCUUUACAAAACAAUGGGCCCUUUUUAAGCAUUCUUAGUAUAAAGUCAUAUGCUUCCUUGCUCAAUAAGAUUUCAAAUCUCUCUGCCAAAUAUGAAACAAUCAACAUGCUUCUUGCUAAUGUAAAGAGAAACUGGAGAUGUUAUGAAAGCACAAACAGUGGGGGAGCUAAUGUAGGACUCUGUGCAAAGAAAAUGUUUAGGUCGCCUCUAGCACAAGGGUGACAAGAAUUUAGAUCCUCAACUGCUAUAUAUCUCCUAAGGUGCUUUGACAGCUAGGGAUCUACACUUUAGCCGUCCAUGUAGGGUUGCAUGUGUGAGCAGUGUCUGCGUGUUUGAAUAUGUGCAGUGUCAAUAUUCAGGGGUGUGUUUGUGUGUGCACUCACCAUGAUAAAAAAAAAGAGUUUACUGACAUAAUCAGUAACCCAGGCAUUAUAACAACCUAAUCAGUGAUAAAAAUCACUCUGGUGCUUCUCUCUGGACCAGUGCUCAAAUAGCACAGGCCCAGAAAACUGGCCGUGUUUGUCCAAUAUUCAUUUAUAAUGUAAUUCAAAAUUCACAUAUAAUAUGUGCUACAGUUGUCUAAAGUUCAAUAUUUAUAAGCAGAAAAAAAUUGAAUGUAAAACGUAUGACACCUUGAAUAAAAAUAAAUAAAUAAAUUUUGAUCCAUCCCAUGAAUCAUGAGGAAACAUUACUGAUAUCACAUGAUGGGCAUAUCUGAGAGAGACAUGCACAUCAAAAUAAAAUAACUUCUGUAAAUGCUGUUAGUGCUGUUUAUUCCAUUAGAAGGCUAACAUAAGCAAAAGGGAGAAAAAAAUUAAAAACUGUCUUGACACAUUCCAGUACUUCUCUGGACAUGACUCCAUUGAAUAAAACAUUGAAAUCCACAACCACUACAGCCCAAGCACUCUGGAUGCACCCAGUUACUGGACAAAUUGGUAUAAAUGUUUACAUUUUAUUUAAAUUUUCACAUCUCAUAAAUUUAUAUUUGUAAUAUAUAGGAAAUAGGUAAAUAUAAAGUUCGAAAUUCAGUAAAAGUUCUCCUUUAACCCAAAAAAAAAAAAAUUCAUAGUUUUGUGUAAGUUUAUAAAAAAUAUACAUACAUGACAUUAUAUUACAUUAUUAUUAUAAUGUCACACUGCAGAUGUGUUGCAGAGAUGUUAUCAAAUAACUGGAUCUCAGGAAGAUAGCAUAAACAAACAUGAAACGUUAAAAAUAAAUAAAGAAGACUUUUUAAAAUAUAUCAGAUGCCUUCUGAUCAUUUGCAUCAGGUCAUAACAGCAAUAGGUUGUUCUAUGAAGUGCUAACGAUACCAUGAAGUGGUUGAAUAAUUUUGAGACUGGAGAAUCCAUUAUAAGUUGCAUUUUCAGUUAAAUUUGGGGAAAUCACUUGAAGUAUUUGUUAUGUUAAGUUAUUCCAGUUGCUUUGGGCCUGAUGUGUUUAACAGCUGAAAGUCUGAAAAGGAGAGAGAGAGAGAGAGAGAGAGAGAGAGAGAGAGAGAGAGAGAGAGAGAGAGAGAGAGAGAGAGAGAGAGAGAGAGAGAGAGAGACACAAACACACACUUGGCAUUGCUGUCCCCUUAACAAAGAAUGUUAUAAAGCUAUAUCACUAGGUGGAGCUAAGUGAGCCAAGUUCAGCUAUCACUUAAACCUACUGUGCUAGUGAACUAGUAAAAGAAUUGUUUGAAGGGUGUGAACUGAACACUGGCAAUUGUCAGUCAUGUGAAAAUGUAUAAUUAUUUUUAUAAAGACAAGAAAAUCAUCUAACAAUAUUUUUUCACAAUGAUAGGUGAAAAGUUCUUGCUCUGCCAUUGAUGGUUUUUGUGUGUCAGGGACAGGUCUCUCUGCUGUCUGUCACUGUCUUUUCUCUGUGCUUCAUUUGGGGUGAGAGAGGUGCUUAGUAAACUAUUGGGAUCUGAUGUCACAUACCUUUUCACUCUCAUUAAAAACAAAAUCUAUCAGUGUUUCAAUAUUAAAACCACCAGUGGCAACAAGCAUUAUUGUAGGUGGUAUCCUCACUCAACACUGCCUGCAUUGCAACUGCUGUUGAUUAAAAAUAUGAAGCAGUUUGGGGAGGGGAAAGAUACAACAAGGGGCAUGAAAUGAGGGAAGAUGGAAUGAAGAAGAGAGGGGGAACAGGAAAUGGAGGUUAAAAAUAAAAGAGACAGGAUGUAAGGUGCUACAUAAAAAGGAUGUGGAUUUAGAAUGUAAAAUUAAAUACUUUUUGUCUCCCAUUUUUCUUAAGUAUUGGAGCUAUUCCUAAAGUACCCCAAAAGGUCCAGGUUUUACAAUAUCCCCAUUGCAACUGAACUGGCAAAUCUCUAAACCUUGACCUUUAGGUAGUUUGUUGGGAUCUAUUCAUGUAUUUGGGUUCUAUUAGUAUACAGGACUCAUCAAGACAUAUGAGAAAUUAAUGAAUAAAUCAGCAAUAAUGUGGGGUUGCGAAAUUGGAUCCAUGUUGUUUAAAUGUGAUUAUUUAUUUUACUUUAUGACACCCUACAAAAUUAUGUUACUCCACAAUUAUAUAAAAAAAUAAAUACUUGUUUAUUUCAAACUUCUUUAAAAUAUUUUUAAACUUAUUUUCAUUUGGGAGUUCUUGGACAUUAAUGUGUGAGAAAUAAACCAGAAAUACUAGGAUGAACACAGGAGACAAUUGUCAUAACAUGGCAAGUCAUUUUGAUAUAUGAAAAUACUCAAACAUGUCACACUGUGGUGCGUUGCCUAACAACCCCAACAGUAGCAUAUAGAGUGUUUUCUUCCUACACUGACUCAGAGUUAUUCACUAAAUUGUCAGUGAACUGUCAGUAUUCGACCAGUGAAUUACAAGUUUUAAGCUGAAAUAGUCAAGAUGGAAACACAACUGAAGAGGAAAAUGUUUCCAUCAUAAUUUUAUGUCAGAGCUGAAACUCCCAUUAAAGUUAGAAGAUGACCUCCGGUUGUUGUUCUAAAGAGUAAAGGGGCUAAACAAUAUAACCACAACAGCUCAGUGUGGUGGUGAUGGUGAAGAGAGUCUAGGGGAAUGUAAGUAGCGAAUUAUCAGGUCAGCUGAAGAUGGGGCAUUAUAUAGGGUCUGGGUUCUCUGGUUUUUGUGAAACCUCUCCCAAACUGUUUGGCCAACGGGGUACUGUACAUAUAGAAUAUAGGCAUCAUAACCACCACAUUGAGCUGUGGUGUUAUGUUUUAGAGUGUUUUGUUUUUAGAGUGGUUUGAAGUGAUCAUGUGAUUGGUGUCUGUAUGUGCAAUGUUUCUCUAUGAAAAACUAUGCAUACAGAGAUAUAGCCCUUUGCUGUUGGAGGUGUAACCCCAACUCUCUUAUUGUGUCAUUAGGCAUCCUGGAACUAGACUGGGUUGUCCAUUCUGUGUAUAUUUGACAUACAUCAUCAGAUUACACUGGAUGUUGGUGGUGGCAUGGAACAAAGGCGACAAUAUACUCUAACAAGGUCCAAAACAAAGUGGGUUGUUAUUCCCUUGAUUACUAAAUCUAGUGGCAUCUAUUUUUUUUUGUUUUAUUUUUAUUUUCUGUGCCCCAUUCAAACUGCCAUUUUGCUUACUUCACUACUCAUUCUACCUGCCUCAUUUCAACCCUCAAUCUCAUACCAUCUGCCAUUCGUAUUGUCUUCUCCAUUCUUGUUCUUAUUAUUUUAAAUAUAACCUCCUCACUCAUUUUCCCUUUUAAUUCACCCUUACGCUAUCUCAUCUGUCCCAUUAUUUUACCCUCCUCAUUCCACUACCCUUUUCAUUCUAUCCCUUCCAUCCCGAGAAAAUGUAUAAGUGCUCAUUUCUAUUGAAAUUCAUACUUUUCUAAUCUAAUUGUCCCACUCUUCAAACAUAAAGCAGUUCGGCAAGCUAAAGUACUUUAUGUGUUUAGAUUGUUCCAUUAAACAAUCACGUGCAGAUUUACACUUGUAACCAACCGACAGCGGAGAAAACAACGUAGAACAAGUUGGGCGUUGGAAACUUCAGCUUCCACCAAAGCCAAUAAUCAGUGUCUACCUGCGAAGAGUUGAUUGAGUAGGGAAUUUUUUUAAUGGUCAAUGUUUUUCUCAUUGCUAUGAAAUCAGUACAAAUGACCAAAUUAAUAUUCCCUGUUGAAAUUCUAUUUUAAAGCAAAUCAUCCACUUCAGAUUGUGGUGAGUGGCUGUUCAGGACAAAGUCGCGUAAAGUCCCUUAAAAAUAAAAAAAAUGUCAAGACUCUUCAGAAGUACAUGUCGUUUUAUUGUGCAAUAUUUUAACAAUUUUUUUCUAAUAAAUUAAGGGUAAAGAAAAUGUAGUUCCUUUCUGGUAAGGGUGUGGGUGAGGAUAAUAUUUGAGACGAUGAUACAUGAAUAAAACACUUUAAUUCAUGCUUUGGUCUGUAGACAUGGCAAAGCAAAAUAACAAAACCAGGGGUUUACGCUGAAAAACAAGGAUUAAAAGUGUUUCCUGGCUAGAAUUAACCUAUUAAUAUUUAAAGAACUCUUAAUCAUCCAUUUAAAAAAUGCAAGAACAAUCAAUCCAAAAUAAAGUUUAAAAAAAAUAAAAAAUUUACAAGGGAAGAAGGGAAACCGUGGGCUUGUGAAAAUAACUAUUUAUAAAAAAAAUAAGAUAAUUACAUUGAAAAAACAGGUACCAUAACUAACUGUAAGCUAGAAUUGCACCCAAUGUGCCUGGGUUGCUCCUCUAUCUCUUUGUGCAAUGAAGGGAUGGAGGAAUGGAAGAGAGACAGUCAGAUGUGCUAAUACGUUAUAAUUACUAUCUGUGUGGCUGAGCAUUCUCUUACUGUAAUAGUGCCUUCUUGCUGUUGAGCUCUGGUGACAGUUUGCGCUGUAUGUGCCUAAGCUAUGACAGUGCAUUCUGCAGUACAAUAACCAGCAAGAAGUAUCUAUUUUAGAAUGGGGAGGUGGGACACAGAAGACAAGGUUAAGGUGCUAUCAAAAAAAAAAUUGAAACUAUGCAAAAUUGUGUAUGCAAAAAGUUACAGUUAAGUAUUAAAAUAAAGAUUUACAAAAUACAUAGAACGUGCAUUGAUUGCCUGAGUACCCUUUGAAUUGAGUUAAAGUUAUUACUCACUCCUUCUAUUGAUCCAGAAUGUCGCAUAAUUAGGUUAUUAUUUCCCUUAGGUUUCUCAAAAUUUCAGAAAUUAGUCCAUCAAGACAUUUCAUUUUUUGGAACUAACAAGCAUUUUUAUUAAUAAUGUUUACUGUAAUCAUUAUUAUUACACUGUUUUGAUCAAAAUGUGUUUAGCAGUAAACUGAGUUUAACAAUAAUAGGUUUGCAUAUUUCUCAAGAGGAAAUAAAUGGAAUUUAAUCAGAUGAGUCAAUACCUCUUUUUAUGCAUCAUAAUAAUUCACUGGGCUGUGCCUGCUGAAUGACAUUGUUUGCUGUUUCUUUAUCUGUUGUUAACUAUUCUCCAUACUAUUAACCUAAUCUUUCUACUUUACAGAUUCAUGUAAUAUGUGCAUUGUAUUUCCAAAAUGUGUUGGUUUUUUUUUUUUUUAAAUAUACUGAUUUUCAUAUGUCAAGCAAGACCAGUGCAAGGGGGGACCAGUGCAUCUUCCCCUGUUUGUCUCUCCCCCUCCCCCCCACCUUUAUUUUAUCCCCUUUUUGUUUCUUUUUUAUGCCUUCUUUUCAGCCUGUGUAUGUCCCCCACUUAGUGUCUCUUACAACUCCCCAUCGAAUGAUUUUUACUCCCCCCCAUUGUGUGUUUUUUACUCCUACCUCACCCCUCGAAAGUGAGCCUCCUUCUGUGGCUCUUACCUGCUGUUGUAGCAUGGUAUAGGGUCUUUUUACCCUCUAUGUGGUCAGACCGGAAGCUGCUUCCAGCAAGCAGCAUUCUUUCAGACUGGGUGCAGGUUAAAUAAGAAUAUAGUGUUUCAGACAUUCCAAGGGUCAUGUUUAAGAAAGCUUCCAACCUUAAGAAUAUAUUAGCCCCCUUGAAAUUUAAGUCUGGCGCUGUUAAGAAGACAUCUAUUAUUGGAAAUUUCCACUUUGGACCUAGCAUUUGCCUAACAUGCAGUUCUUUUGUGUCAUAAUGUCUCUGUUUUGAGAUCCUACAAUAGCAAUGAGGUCUUUAAUAUAACCCACUUGAUUAACUUAAAUUCCUUGUUUGUUGUGUAUAUGUUGACCUGCACCUGUGGAUGGCAGUAUGUGGGCCAGACCACCAGACCUCUAAAAUCUAGAUUAGAGAACAUAGAUUAGCCAUCCUACAUAAAGAUAGGCGAUCUCCUGUCGCCUGCCACUUUGAAAUCUUCCACAACAGUGAUCAAUUGUCUGUCACAUUGGUGGGAUUAGAGCUAAUCGCGGCUAAAAGAGAUCUAGCCAAAUACAAAAGAGAUCUAUUAAGGGUAGAAUCCAAAUGGAUCUGUAAGCUCAACUCUAUGGCUCCCAAUGGUCUCAAUAAGGAACUGGAUCAGUGCUAGCUGGUACUCUGAUUUUCAGUUACUCUAUUCUACCUGCUUUGCUUUUUGAACUUCUAGCAUCAUAUACUUCUGGGGUAUUUAGGCUAAUCCUUAGUAGCUCCAGAUGCCUGUAUUGAAUUCUAUACUUUCCUUAUCUGUAUUCUGUUUGAUCCUUGAUGUAUAUACAUGAUGCAUUUGAAGAUCUGCUUCUUCCACUAAGUUUCAUACCUUCCCUAUUUUCUAUUUGAUCAAAUUUUUCUUAAUCAAAAUUUUUUUCAAAACAUAUUACAGAUUUAUAUAAAUCAUAAUGACCACAACUUGGCGUUAAGUUCAUGUGUGCCUAUGACGAAACUGGUAUUUCUAUAUCCAGUUAUAGUGAACAGUGAGGUCAUUAUAUAUUUUGGUUAGACCCUAACAAUGAUCACUUAAACAGAUCUAUGAUAUUGUCUUUAGUUGCACCAGCUACUGUACUGCAUGUGCUUAGCAUUCUGUCCAUUUGUUUUAGAUUUUAUAUAUAUAUAUAUAUAUAUUUGGUUAACAUCAAUUAUGAUUACAUGAAUUAAUUAAUGACACUAUAGAUGCAGCACUCUUUGAGCCAAGCAUUUAGCCAUUUGCUUCAUCCUUUUAUCUUUAUAUAUAUUUUUAUAUUCAUUUUGCAUUAUCAUUUAAUAAAUUUUUCUAUACAGAACUCUUUUAUCACUAUUUCCUAUCUAUGUAAUGUCAGAUUUAUUAUCAUUAUUUCUAACAUCAUUAUUAAUUAAUUAACAUAUAAUUAUUCCUUUGCUAAGGAUAAAUCUUGGAUUAUGAUUAUAUCUAGGGAUUAGUUUGUCUUGUCCCUUUUUUUUAACAAAUAAGCACACACAUUCUUUUGGAUCAACAGCAAAAAAAUAUGUGAGGAAGGCUGAACUUGAUGGACGCAAGUCUCUUUUCAGCUAUGUAACUAUGUAACUAUGUAACAUUAUUUUUUGUUUUUUCUUGUAGUAUUCAGGGUUAAUCCCUUUAAGCUAUCUAGUGGUUGAUUAGGCUAGUUUAAAAAAAAACAAAAAAAAAACAUAUGAUUCACACCAGAUUUUGACAAGAAUGCUUCACCACCUGACUGUGAGGGUUUAUAAGGCAAUAGCCCCCACCUGCACGUUGUCUUGAGAAAGACCUGCAGCAAGGACAAAAUGUGUAGUAGCUGUGCCUUCUUUUGCCGCUAAUUUGUUCUCGUUGUUUGGUGUGCCGAGCAUUAAUGCAGUAAGAAGCUGCAGUCUUUUGAGAAGUUUCCGACCGCUGUAUCAUUUCCACAGAUAACCCACUUCGUGAUCACCUAGGUUCAACGCAAGUCCACCAACCAUCUAUCUGCAUGCUACACAGUGCACAGUGAGACUUGGACCUCAGAGCUGUCACCCAUAAAUAUUUUUUUCAUCUUCUGGAUCUUUCUGAUUUGGUGUAUCAGCGGUGUGCUUUUGAUAUUAACCCUUUAUGUUCGGUGCCCAUUUUUUAUGGUUUUUUUUUAAAGUAUUUUUUUUUUUUGUACAUUUAAUUUGAAUAUAUUUUUCACUCUGAGAUGGGUACACAUACAGUGUUUGUCAUUGUUUACUAUUAUUGUUACAUACCAUCAACUUUUUACCAGAAGAUUGCACAGAGAUUUGCAACAUUUAGUUGUUCGACCCUUUCUGUGUUCUCAUUAAACUUUCCAUUUUGCUUCUGUAUUAAUUGAAACUGUUGCAGUUUUUUUCCAUUUUGGGAAGUUUAUGUUACUAUUUUUGUAGAGACAUUAGUGUGUUUUAUACCCCAGCUUAGAGGUUAUAUUGAUAUUUUAGGGAAAAGUAUUUAUUCAUUGUUUUAGUUGUUAUAUUCCAUUAAAGGUAUAUCUACUUUUUAUCUAUAGGAACAUUAUCUGUUUAGUUUAUUUAUAUAUAUUUUUGGAGAGCACAUGCUUUACUUAGAAUCUCACAGGUUAACCCCUUAAAACCGGAGGACGUACUAGUACACCAUAUUCUAAGUGGCUCUAAACGCCGCAGUGCGUAAUAGUACGUCCUCACGGUUUUUGUUACUUACCCGGUCGCCGGCGAGUCCCCUGCGGCGGAUCCUGCCUCCUCUGGCUCCCCCCGGCCAUGUGAGAGUGAGGUCCUUGCGAGGGGUUAGCUGGCUGCUGCAUUGCCAGCAGGGGGACUGCCUGUAAUGACAGUUAGUCCCCUUGCUGGCUGGAAAUAAAAUAAAGUUAAAAUCAGUGUAAAAAAAAAAUUAUAUACUUAGAUCAUAUAUAUAUAUAUAUGAUCUAAGUAUAUAUAUACACAUAUACAUACACACACAUACACUGUCUAGGUGUAUUUUACUAUUAAUAUAUAAAUAAUUAUAUAUAUAUAUUAAUAUCAAAUUACAAGUAGACUGAUACUGAUUUUAUAUAUGUAUAUAUAAUUAUUGUUAUAUAUAUAUAUAUAUAUAUAUAAUAUAAAAAAUAAAUAUGUAAAUAUGUUAAAAAAUUUAAUAAAAAAAAUUCUAAAAAAAAUAAUUAAAAAAUAUAUAGAUGUGUGUUAUUUCGUUCUAACUAUAUUGUAAUAUUAAUAUAUAUAUAUAUAUAUAUUUAUAUCAAAAUACACGUAGAAAGAAAUAAUAUAUAUAUAUAUCUAUAUACAUAAAUAUAUACGUAUACAUCACUAUAUAUAUACCUAUAUAUAAAUAAAAAUAUUUUUUUAAAUGAUAUAUAUAUAUAUAUAUAUAUAUACAUGUAUAUAGACAUAAGUAUAUAUAUAUAUAUAUAUACAUAUAUUAAUUCUACAUAUAUAUUUAUGUAAUAUUUUUACAUAAUUAGGUAUUUUAAUUAAUUACUAUUAGCGGGAUCUGCCUGACAACCCAUGCCGAAAGUAUAGGGAAUUUAAUUUGCUAGCACUAUAUUUAACCCUAUAACUUUCCAAGACACCAUAAAACCUGUACAUGGUGGGUACUGUUUUACUCUGGAGACUUCGCUGAACACAAAUAUUAGUGUUAAAACAGUAAAAUGUAUUACAACGAUGAUAUCGCCAGUAAAAGUGACGUUUUUUUGCAUUUUUAACACACAAACAGCACUUAUGCAGACGAUAUUAUUGCUGUGAUACUUUUUACUGUUUUGAAACACAAAUAUUUGUGUUCAGCGAAGUCUCCCGAGUACAACAGUACUCCUCAUGUACAGGUUUUAUGAUGUUUUCAAAAGUUACAGCGUCAAAUAUAAGGCUUUUGUUUCAUUUUUUUCACAUUAAAAUUUGCCAGAUUGGUUACGUUGCCUUUGAGACCCUAUGGUAGCCCAAGAAUGAAAAUUACCCCUAUGAUGGCAUACCAUUUCCAAUAGUAGACAACCCAAGGUAUUGCAAAUUGGGUAUGUCCAGUCUUUUUUAGUAGCCACUUAGUCACAAACACUGGCCAAAAUUGGUGUUUUCUGCAUUUUUCACACAAACAAAUAUUAACGCUAACUUUGGCCAGUGUUUGUGACCAAAUGGCUACUAAUAAAGACUAGACAUGGGGUAUGUAUUUGCAAUACCUUGGGUUGUCUACUAUUGCAAAUGGUAUGACAUUAUGGGUGUAAAUUUCAUUCCUGGGCUACUAUACAGUCUUAAAGGCAACGUAACCAAUCUGGCGAAUUUCAAUUUCAAAUGUAACGUGCUAUAUUUGACCUUGUAACUUCCCAAAACACCAUAAAACCUGUACAUAGGGGGUACUGUUUUACACCUGAGACUUUGCUGAAUACAAAUAUGUGUAUUGUAUUGCAGUAAUAGCAAACAGUAUUAUGACAUUGACAGUUAAAAUGUCAUGUAAAACUAAAAAAAUAAAAUUUAUUUUCUCCAAUUUUUUCAUAUUAAAUUAUGUUUCAUAGCUACAUAUUUGAUAGUAAAUGAAUGCCCUGUUUCCCCUGAAUAAAAUUAUAUAUAAUAAGGGUGGGUGCAUUUAAUAUGAAAGAGGUGAAUUACGGUUGGACAGACAUGUAGCGCAAAUGCCAGGUUUUGUUUACGUUUUGUUUUGUUCACAACGUGUACAUUUGGCUCAGUCCUUAAGGGGUUAAAUAAGACCCUUUACUGUGGACUGCGAGACCAUGCUACAUGGGCCCACUGACAUGGAGCAUUGUGCUCCCUUCUCCCACUGGUCACCCAAACAUCACAUACACGCUAAGGCAUAAAGCUGCACCAGCCCUGCUGCCAAGUCCCUGAUUUUGACUAAAUCCUCGUCAGAGGUUUUACAUUUUUUCAGACUGUUUUACCUUACCUAAUUGUAUUCUUAUCUACAAAGAAAGAGAUAUGUCAUUCAAAGAUGGAUGAUCAUAUACACAUUAAAGAUAAAAAGACCUAGUUCAGAACCCUGACAAUUCACAUAUUACCUUUGUAUAAUUUGGAAAUAACAAAUGUAUACUUUCAAAGUUAUUCCAGUUAUAAAUGUAAUGUAUCUAGACAUAAUGUCAUAUCCAUCCCCUGACCAUAUAUGGCCCACAUAUACAAUAUUUCCCUUAUUUAUUUAGCAUUUCUAAGUCAUGAUAAGAAAAAAGAAAGAAGGAGAUAAUAAGAUAAUAAGAAGACAGUGAAGCAGUGAUUGGUUGUGGGUCUGUGUUAUGUCAGAAACUCACAUUACACUGAUCUCUCAAUGGCUGCAUUGAGUACAUAUCCAUGCUGGUUUCAUAGUGAUUGCACAUCGAACACCAACUGUGCACUCAAGCCUUCAAGUUUAUUUACUAAAGUGAGAAUUAAAAGUGGAAUCAAAGUGAAUUUCAAAUUUAAGGCCAAAGUUGGACAACUGAAAGUAUAGCUGACUUAGACAUCUUCCAGUUUGGCAAUGUUGGCCUAAAAUUUUAAAUUCACUGUGAAUUCAAUUUGAACUUCCACUUUAAUGAACAACCCUCUUACAGUCAAAGUGCCAAGCUGGGAAAAUUUCUGUAAAGCGCUUCCAGUUUGGCCACUCUGGCCAUAAAAUUGAAAUCACUUUGAAUCCUCAAUUUAGUAAAUAACCCUGCAUAAGUGAAUGUUCUGUCUCAUUCUCUCUCCUGAGGAAGUUGACCAUAAAUAGAACCUUUUUUGAACCAUGCUUUUCAGAUGCUAUCUAAACAUCUUGCUAUCUAAACACUUCUGAAAAACGCAGCUCAGGAUCUUGAACUGAGAACUAUUACCCUGUUCACAGGGAAUGUUCUGCCACCAGAAGAUCAAUAGCAAACAGGAAAGAGGCACACAAGGUGUUCAAACCAUAGGCAAAUUUAUAAGGUCAAAAAAGUGACUGAUCAGCAAUGUUUCGCCCUGCUAUGAGGUCUUUAUCAAGCUUGAGCUACUCUCUUUAUCCUUAUUACACCACAAGGGCUACAGACAUAUUUUAGAAUGAUACUCUAUCCAUUAUCUUCUAAAUUACUAUGACUAUAAGACAUCACCUCAAUAGAAAUGUAAUAACGUAUUGGAUCUAGAUGGGAGAUUUACCAAGGCGUUGUGUUAUAUAAAUAAUGCAAAGAAUUAGGGCACUCACCAUGGACACCAGUUAAAAUAGUGGGCACAUUACAUUGGUGACUCCUCACCUUUUACAUAUUUGCAUCACUUUUUUACUUAAAAAUCUUCCCCCAUUUUCUCACAGAAUUCGCAGGAUCCCCUGUUGUAAUAUUGCAAUUACCUACCUGAACAGAAAACAUGACACUCUGGUAACUUCACUCUCUUUCCUUUCUUAUUUACCCAGAAUGUCUACAUGUUCUACUCCCUCACUUAAUACAGAUAAGAUGGCUCACGUUUUAUGUCAUAUUUGUUAAUGAUUGUUAUGACAAAUGUGCCUAUGCCACAAGCUCCUGGAGGAGCCUGAUAGCUUAGCCUCCUGCCCAAGGACUAUGGGACAUAUCCAAAGACCCAUUCGGGAGUUAACCUACCCAGCCUUCACAAGAGACUUUUCCUCGGUUUCCCUGUUUCAGUACCUUCCCUGUCCCAAAUUUAGCCAAACGCUCGCUCCCUGGUGGUCAUUCGCACGAACUAACCCGCAAACAGACUUCAGCGGUACUUAACCGCGACCACUCUGGAACUGUUUUAGGCUAUGGACCUCGCGGUGCCCAGUCAUCUUUGUCCGGUGUUUUGACCCGCUUGCCGACCUGCCUGGAGAGCUCUUUUUGGAGGGAAGGUGCCCAUGACUGUGAGGAACAAUCGCUCCCUGAGAGCCAGGAGGAGCACCCUGUAUUUUGUCCGCAGGAACUCCCGAAAUUUGACCAGCAAAAGCACCAAACACUCUGGAACUAUUUUGAGCAGGGACCCCGUGUGUGGCUGGUCAGAACUUUACCCCAGUGGCGAUUCCACUACACUGCAUGGUUCCGAGCGCUAUUUUGACAACUUGGGCGCUCAGAUCAGGUGUAUUCAGGGAUAUAGGACAUGUGGGGGUAUUUUAUUGUAUAGAGUAUGUUUUGGGGGGAGAGGUUUGUGUGUUGUACCCUCUGUGUCCUGGAGGUAAUUAGUUUACCGGUUACCAACUGAAUUAUCUCCUGGACACAGAGAUGCCUGGGCAGGGUUAUGGGGAAUACAAUGGAAACCCCAUGCUGGGGUUCUGUGUAUAAUUUCUGUGUGACUUGCCUGAAUAAACCAGUUAGUUUUCACACUUCACUCAGUCUCCACUAAUGUUUGAGUGGACCAGCUUUACAGCUAUAUUCUCUGCAGGAGAUCAUAAUCACUCGGAGCUGUAGCCAGGACCCUGUUCCAGGGCGGGAAGCUACGGAGAGACCCCAGUUAAGCUGAGUUGGCUAGGGGCUGAAGUGCUACUGGUGUCCCGGUGGAGAGCUAGGAAGUAAUCUCGGCGAAGGUAUCCAGUCGGUGUAGAGGGAGAUCCGUCACAAUCGUUUUGUAUGUCCUACAGCAGUGGUUUCCUAACCAGUCCUCAUGACCCACCAAUAAUCCAGGUUUUAUGUAUUUCCCUGGUUUACUCCAGUGGAGAUACUGAUAAAACUUGGACUGUUGGUGGGUCUAGAGAAUUGGUCUGGAAAACACGGUUUUACACUAUGCCAAGCAUUGCAUGUGCUUCUUGCUUUGCACUCCUAAAGUUAUAAAAUAAACAAACGACAUUAAAAUAUUAUUUGUUAAAUUUCUAUAGAUACAGAUCUAGUUCAUGUUGCCAUAAAUAAAUACAAAAUAAUCAGUGAUCUGCAUCAGUUUGGGUAUAUGGACAUUGGUUUUUGGCUGCACCCUUGAUCAUACAAUAUUUACACAUAGAACAUGUUUACUCAGCUAUUUCCAGCACUGAGCGUUUACUGUAUGUAACUUGUCCUUGAAAGUAGAAAAUGCAAUAACUUGCACUGCCGAUGGAUUUCAGUUAUCUAUUAUCAAGGCCGGUGAUGUUCUGCUUAUGUGAGGUUUUACAGAUGUAGGUGUUUGUUAUCAGUUUAUGGCAUAAUUUCCAUAUUUGCUUUUUGCUGAUAGCUGUCACAUGCCCAUUAUUAUCAAGUCAUCUGUCAUCAUAACUGCUCAUUGUAUGUAGGUCAUUAUCCUUCCCACUUUUGCUCACUUGUGACAGUGUAAUUGCUUUUGGAGAUCCUCAGCAAGUCACGUGAUCAUUAUGUCAGCCAUUGUUCGACUAAUACUAUGCUUUAGCACAAAAGUAAGGUCAGGCGUCUGAUGCCCAACUGUAAGUUUGCACAUAAAAUAUUUAUAUAAGGUUUGUAAAGUAAAAUUACUUUCCUAUUAAGUAGUAAAGGGAACAUGCUGAGCAACAUAACCACUUUAUAUUGCCACAAGUGGUUAUAGUGCCUUAAUACUGACCCUGCAGUCUGUAUUUUGAAUUCCAUUUUGGUUGCUUUCUUCAAGGCUUUAAAUAGGAGCUUGUUCGGCCCUGUUAAUUGGUGAGCUGGGAAUUAUUUUUCUCAAAACUCAUCUCAUGCCAAUGAGCUGACCUCAUUCAAAUCAUAGUGUGGGUCCUUAGAUGUGCAUGUAACAAUUAAUAAAGUUAAUUGGGGAUCAGCCAGAUUGAAUGAAUCUGUAUGCCAGAACAUUACACACAGUCUCUGUGAUUGGUUAAAUCACGAAUGGGAGGACCAAUCAGAGGAGGAACAUUAGUUUACAUUGGAUGGUGGACUUGAACAGACUAUAACGACUGAAAAACUGCAAGUCACUGAAAAGCGUCUCGGGAGGACCACCAAUGGACUUUUUAUUGGAUUUGGUUUUAUAUUUGUUUUUAACAUUUGUAUUUAAAUAAAUUGUGUUUGCACCUUACCAAUUGGUCCUGUGGAUUCCAUAUACCAAUCGCUCCAACACUAAAGAAGUGUUUGUCAAACAGGUUUUACCACCUAGAGCCAGGUAAAAAAAAAAGGCUCUUUGCAAGGUGAGCAGUUAAAAGCUUAUUUAGUUUAUAUCAAUAUAACUGAAAAUACUAAAUUAGGAAUACCUGCCUCAGUUUUUUGUUCUCUCCUUGAGCUUACCAAUUGGUGGACAGAAAAGGGACAGUGUAAUAAUGAUAGACAUCCGCCUGUGAGAUCUGAGCACGUCACUUAUAGGUGCUGCUCAAUGUGAGGGUAUCCAUUAAUAGCCAUUAAUUCACCUAACAAACUAAUUAUAUUACACAAUAAUUUGUUUAUUUUCAAUGCACUGUGAGACAGGCACUUAAUAUAUGUUGGGAUAACUGUGUGUUAUUUAUUUAUUCCCAGCAACCUACCAUACUUACUGGUGUGGGCUUUUUUGCCACUCAGCUUGUUUUCUCUUUUUUUUGAAUAUGGGAAUAAUCUGUACAUUUGAUAUCCAAUUGCCAAGCAAACUGUAUAGAUAAGAGUUCAUUGUUAAUAACAAAGGUAGCACAGAAUUUUAGUGUAGUUGAUACACUUUAAGUGUAAUGGCAAAUGCUAAUAUAAAAGUCUUUGCCGUCACUAACUACAAACAACAUUAGCAAGUGUCCUUCCUUAAAUUGUAAGCUCUUAAAGGCAGUCUGUUGAGUUCCCUGGGUACACCAGCUAAGACAUGAUUUUCCCUAGAAUUACUUUUAUUAUUAUGGUAGUUAAAGAAUGCUGUAAUUUAAGGUAAUGAUUAAAAAAGAUACCUAUAGUAUAAGGGUCACGUACGCUACCUUUGAUGUCAGGUGGGAAGGUGUAAAAUCUCGUGACAGACCUUAAUAACCGCACUCACAUUCUCCAAACAUUUCCCCUCUCCUAUGAAUCCCUUUCUUCUCUUGUCCCAGGAUGAUUCUCAUAUUUUCCUCCUUUUUUUCACCCCUCUGCAUACAUUGCUUUGCAGGAAAAAUAAAAAAAAUGAAAAAAGUAUCUUAAUAUUGAAUAACAUUAAUUAAUAUAAAUUAAUUUUGAUAUUUUAAGGACUGAUAGAAUAAACCUAAAUCAUUAUGCUUCCUUGUGAACUGUCUAUGCAAUACUAAAGUCUCAGAUUAUUGAUCUAAAUGUUUUAUGAGAAGAACAUAGGGAUCGUACAAUGAAAUAGAGCACGGUCUGUGAGAUGAUGCACUGAUCUUCGGUUCCUUAUCACUCCUUAUGGAGAGAAAGCACUGGGAAGCUAAAGUUCAGGAACUCUUACUACUGUGCUCAUGGCAUCAUCAAUAAUUUUCCUGAUAGUCAUGUUAUUUCAUCAUUGCAAUUGUGAAAGUUAAGCUUUGGUCACUAACAUAAUUGGCUAGCUGAAUGAAAAAGCAAUUUCUACUCUUAUUCUAUAAAAUCAUAUUAGAACCACAUGGCAACAUGAACCCUUUCCCAUUUCUUUAAUAUAAUGCUAGAACAUAAAAAGUUAUAUACAUUUGUAAUCAACCAGGAAACAUUGUAACUUUCUUUAUUUAGGGUGUAGCAGUGAAUGCAUUAUGUCUUUUCUUUUCAGAUCUGUAAAAGCAAUUAGUUAAAACUGCAAAUCAUGUGCAUGUCAAUGGUAGCAAUUUUAAAAGCACCCUUGGAAUUUGCCUCACCCCUCUCCCAACCCACAGUGCCUAUUCAUUAUAUGUUUUGAACACAAAAUAUAUAGAUAUACAUAGAUAUAUCAAAAUUCAUACACUAAACCCGUGUAGUAGAGACAGGUGGUCAGGUCUCAAGCUUGGAACUCAGCCCUGCACCACCUAGCUUUUGUCCCUUCUACUAAGGGACAAUGUAGCAGAGAGACAGUCUUUCCUUCCAGGAUAACCCAACUAGUAGUGUCAAAGAUCCUGCAAAGAGAGAGCUUCCGCAGAAGUUCCCCCACUAAUAUCAGCCAGACAUGUCGUACAGUAGGGAACAGCAAUGUUCACUUUAUUUACACCAUUUCUUUUUCUGUACAGUCAGCACGCGUCAAUCAAUACCAUGAUGGACAUGGGAUAGCAACCAAUCACACUACAAAGCUUAAUUAAAUUACAACCAGUGUGAAUGGAGUAUCGUGUUUACAAUAAAGGGUGGGAAUGUGCACUGUUUGUUCUUUGCAAGUAAAAGCAACUUUUAUUCCAAGUAAUAAAAACAGUUGAAUUAAAAUCACAAAUACUGCUGGACUCCCUCAUAAUCAACACGUUUCAUAUUGUAAGACUGGGACAACACAAUCCCUCUUGCAGUUUUGUUUAUUAAGCUACCCAUUAAUCAGGUUUAAGUUUACUACCUUUAUAUUAUUUUUUUCCUCACUUUAUAUUAUAAAAAUUUAACUUUUUAAAUUAAAUUUCAAGUAGCAAAUGUUGCUUUGAAUAAAUAAUGAACCAGUGGUUUUAUGCCAAAUGGAGCAAUUAUUCUACAGUCUGGACUGUAUUACCUCCAGGUUUUAUUUGUUUUUAUUCUGUUUUUGUACUUCUUUCGCUGCAUCUGACUACCAAUCCACUUCGUUUUGAUGGAUAUACCACCUUGUUCCACUUGCUAGUGGAGACAUGCUAGCUGAUUUCAGCAUUGAUGUAAGUGCAAUCAGCGUAUUAAAUUUUGUUACUUUUUAACAGUACUACUCUUUCUGCUAUUUUCUUUAUCCCCCUGAGGAUUUAUCAUAUAAGGAGGAGACUGCACCACCUCUUACAUACCCCAGAGGGGAGAUAAGCGCAGAACAUCUUUGUUCUUUUGUAAGUUUUCUACCUCCUGGAUUUAGUCACCUUAAAGGACCACUAUAGGCAGCCAGACCACUUCAGCUUAAUGAAGUGGUCUGGGUGCCUGGUCCAGCUAAGAUUAACCCUUUUUUUUAAUAAACAUAGCAGUUUCAGAGAAACUGCUAUGUUUACACUGAGGGUUAAUCCAGCCUCUAAAGCCUUUAGUGGCUGUCUCAUUGACAGCCGCUAAAGGCGCUUGCGUGCUUCUCACUGUGAAAAUCACCGCGCAUUCAGCCGAUGACGUCGCUAGGAAGAAGGAGAGGAGGAGGAAAGCUCCCCGCCCGGCGCUGGAGAAAGGUAAGAUUUUAACCCCUUCCUCUCCCCAGAGCCCGGCGGGAGGGGGACCCUGAGGGUGGGGGCACCCUCAGGGCACUAUAGUGCCAGGAAAACUAUAGUGGUCCUUUAACUCUACAUACUUCACUAUUUGUGAUUUUAUAUUUGUAGAUCUUCCAUAGAUCAGCUCCUGUUGCACAGGUUGUAUCCUCAAUAUCGUUUUGUGCUUUCCCAUUGUUUAGUUUAUACUUCACUACGGAGUCGUAUAAAUUAUAUUUUGCCUGUUGUUAUAGCAAUUAUUCUAGUUUCCAGUUUUCUUUCUUUGAAAAUAAUGAUCACUUUCACUACACUGAAUUAAUUUAUUUUUAAUGUUAGAUUCAGGAUAUCUCUAUAUACAUGUCAUUUGUAUUUCAACUAGAAACCUGCUGGAGUUUGUCAAACUUUUAUGUUACUCCUAAUUUAAUACUGUUCUGUAAUUAUGGAAGGAUUUUCAAAUUAAACUUUGUUGUGGGCAAAUUAAGGAGCUUUACAUUAAUUGUCAGAAAAAUAAAAAAAUUGACAUUAGGCUGGUUAACCUAUUCUUUAACAGUAAAUUAGCUCAGUUUAACAAUAUUUACAUUAAAAUAGUGGUGUGCAAAACAUGUUUUGAAAUAUAUUAAUGUAAUUUUAAUGUAAACUUAAAUAAUAGCAUAAAGGUUUUUCCAUUUCACUGGAGAAAGCAAUGGUGCGACAGUAAAUAAUGCAUUGCUCACAAAUUAAUCAGGCUGUUGCCUGUGUCUUUAUGAAUAUGAUGUGCUUGUUCAUACUAACAGGGAUCUACUAAACUGACUUGGGGAUGCAUUUUUCUCCUUACUCGUGAAUUAAGAAUCAGUGUUAUAAAUGCACUAUUGGACAGUAUUCUUAGAUCCCCCCUGUAAAAACUUGUAAAGAAAGGAUUUAACCUUGCCUUACUCAAGCACCGGGCGGAAGCUCCCCGCUCCAAUCACAUGCUUCUCUAUUAGGAUACAUUCGCUAUCUCAGAGCACAUGCGCACUCUCAGGCUCUGCAAGUGGACGGAGUUGGUAACAACUCAUCAAAUUUUCUCUUUCCGUUUUUAAAUAUUUGUUGCAUUUAGUGACACGUAAUGAUUUAUUUAAAAACAUGUAUAUUGAUUUUCUUGAGAAAAUGUCACAUUUUUAUCUGGUCUAAUUGAAGAGCUGAAUUAGAUUUUGAUUGAGAUUAUUAGCCUUCACUGAGUAUCCAGGUUUAGUAUGUAUAUGGUAAUUCAAUGUCAGAUUUUCUAUCUGUAUUCCAGAAGACAAGACCAGUCAAGUGCAAAUGUCCAGUGAUUUAGUAUAAAGAUAAACUACAUUUUAAACUUUAAAGGGACACUUUACACACAUAAAGCACUUCAGCUUUUUCUUUCCAUUUUACAAAAAGUACAGCUGCUGUCAAGCAGACAAUUGAUCCUGUUACUUCCUGGUAGUUUAGUUCAGUAUAGCUAAACUCAAGAGGCAGCAAUUACUUAGAACACAGACUUGUGAUUGGACAGCCACAGAAUGUCUUCGUUGGAGAAGAAGGGGGUGCUUUCAAAGGCUACAGACAAGAGAUAUGCUGCUUAGAUAUAACCCCAGUGAAAAUGCAUAAUUAAAAUGAUUAUAUGCAAAACAUAUCUUAAUUGGGAAUGUAUAUUGUAAAUAGUUUUGUUUCUUUUUUUUAUUUGACCAAACAUCACUAUGCUUUCAGGCACAGUUUACCAAUCCUACUGUUUUAGAUUCUUUAUGUCUGGCUUGCUACAUGUAUACCAUUUACUACAUUUUUCAUGCACGGCAGAUCUUGUUGGUUCCAAAAUGUUACUUUAUGAAUAGAAAUUGCACCCCUCAAACUCCAUUCUUAUGACAACCAAGUCCUGGGACAAUUUGACUUUAAUUUCAAUGCAUAAGCAGACAUGGAAAUUGUGGAGGGAAGGCCCAUGCUGGGGCCAAAUCAGGUCUGAUUUUACUUUGGGACAUUAGAAAAAAUACGUAUUUGCAGUAAUGAGUGUGUUUUUUCAGCGUUCAAAAAUGUACCUGAGAAAUGGCAACCAUUUUCAUGGAUACCCUGAAAUUAAGCUCUCUCUAUGUGGAGGUAUAUGGUUGUCAGUGUGGAGGCAUAUGGGUGUUUCAGAAGCCAAAUACAAUGCAUGGGAUAUAAAAAUAUUAAAAAGAUACUUUAAUGAUUUUCUAGACAUACUGUAAAUUAAUAUAAUAUAUUUGUUUAUUAUUUGUUUAUUAAGUACAGAUGCUGAGUUCAUUAUAACUCUGAAUGCUGUUCAUGCACAAAUUGAUUGUCUUUAGAGCUCUCACUGUUUCACACUGCUAAUAAAAGUGAACAUUAUCUUACUCCCUAGCAGUAAACAUAAUAUAUUCUCUUUGAUGAUACAUUGUGUAAAUAGGUCAGUCACCUCAACUCAGACUAGCUGACAUUUGCUGAAAGGAACAUUCCAAUUAAAGAAACACUCCCAUGGAAUUUUUUAAAAUUCACUUAUUUAACAAUUUAGUAGAUAUGCCCCAAUAAAAACAUGCAUGCAUUUAUUGCUGCAUUUGUUCUUCGUGAAAGCUGCAGAUUUCCUGUCUACCCCCUUUGCAAGGCUCCAUUCUCAUUCAGGCUCAAGCAGACACAAGUAUACAAUCCUGGCUUUCAGCCCAAGUUCUCCAGCCUAAAAAACAGUAAGUCUGCAGAGAGGGAUUCUGCAGAUACAGCUGCAUUAGGCUCAGUGGCUCCUUGUAUGCCAAUAGGCAUACUUGUGCUUGAGGGGGAAGGCUGGCGCACUCUUGCAGAGCACACUUGCCACUUCAAGCUGUAUGACAGCAAGGUGCUUCUGAUUUUCAAAUAGAAAAAUUUUAUUUUUAUACACUGCAAUUAAGAGGAGAUGCUCCUCACACAUAAAGGAAUUCAGCAAGAUGGUGUGCUUUAUGUGUGAAGUGUUUUAUGUGUGUGCAAUAUCCCUUUAGAAAAUAAAUAUAUAUAUAUUUCUCAUAAAAUAGCAUUGUGGAAGAAGCGCACAAUAUUUAAACCAGGGCGUCUCAUGCAGAAGUGGAUGUGCAAAGUGUUUCAUUUCAGCUUGCUUAACAUACUGAUGCCUGACCUAAAAUUGACUCAAUUAUUGAAUAUUUUAUUAUUUCAAACACCCUAGUGGUUGUCUGAAUGAGUACUCAAAGCAGACAUGGAAACUGAAUUUGUAAACAAGUACUGUAUCUCAGAGACAACACUGCUUUCAUUUGAAAGGCCGAAGGGGCAACUUUUAUGCCACAAGACCACAUCAUUAAGAACAAGUGUCCUGCAAAAUGAAAGUCAUAAAAUAAGAUUUGCUCUUCUUUUAACUGUCAUAAAUACAAGCAAUGCAUAACAUUUAAAUUCCUGUUGUGUUGCAUUUUUUGCCCACAUAAGACUCAGAUCUCAGUUACUGCUAUGUCCUGUAACCUUUGCUGUUAAAUCACGCUGUGCGUAAACCGUGUCUGGCAAAUGUCCCAGAUGUAGUUACUAUUCAGACUUUGGACCAAAGCCCUACAUUCCCAAGUUGUUUCUAAAUAUCCAGCUUAUGUGAGAGCACAUACAACAACACACAAUAGCUUCCAGAGAGUUUUAAAUGUGCAAGUGAGCAUAUACACAGAAUUGGCAGGCAGGAAAACAAAAUAUAUUGUGGGUACCACCAAGCACUCAGAGGUCUCAAGCUAUAUUCUGUUAUGUAAAUGAUUGCCUCCACCCAGAGAUUGGAUUCCCCUUUUUAGGGUUGCCCCCCAUUUGGUAAUUAGCACUUACUCUCUUCUCCUGUUGUACAGGUUCCGCACAAGGCCUUGCCGGUGGAGAGACCCUUACACACAUCUCGGCUUCUGUAGCUUCCACUACAAUCUCCCAAGAGCUGGAAGUUCCUCAGCAGAAGUUUCCAUAAUCUCUCCUGAGCUGUAAGAGAGCUAAUGGACGUUCCUGCUGAGGAGUAGCAGAAGGAGUGAGCUGUAGUCGUUAUGUUGCCAGGAGUGUUCCAUUAUUAUGCUAUUUUAAAUUCACUGAGGUUACCUGAAAACUAAUGCAUUACAAAAUGGUUAUCGUUCCUUUUAUAGUUCCUUUUAUUUGAUAUAUUCUUACUUCUAUGAGUAUUGAUAGCAACUAUACUAUAUGCUUUGUGUUAGAACCAAGUUUGGCAAUGAGUGCAUCUCAUGUUUGAAUUGUCGAACUACUCCUAUGCUGGGAAAUUAAUUUGAGUAGGGAAAGUUUUUGUUUUUUUUAUUAAUUACAUUCAUUAUCAUCUUCGGCCCCAAGCCCACAACAUCCUUUAACACAGUGCUCACUGUAAAUAGACAAGAAGUGAGGCAUCUUGAUAUUGGAAUGUGAAGUAUUAAUUAUUUUACAUGGUACAAAUUAAUGAAAGCUAAGCAGAGAUAACCAACAAGCACAUUUGUUAAAUAGGCACAUUACCAUACUCAGGGCUGGAUUCCAUUACCACUUGUAAUAGAAAAGAAGUUAUCCCAUGGACUUCUAUAUGAUAAAUGCUAUUCAAUUACAAGAGAUAAGUUUAUCUUGUCUAACAGAACCAAGCCCUCAAUAUGACUCUGGAAGUGCAUGCAUUAAUGACAGUAAAUAUGACUGAAAAUAAGUAUGCAUACAUCUCUCUAAGGAUGUAUGUAAAUUUAAAGUACAUAUUACUCAGUGUUCAGCUGUUAUGUAUGUUUUUCCAUAACAUAACACUCCUUACAUAGAUACAUAGUUGGUGAAAGGAGAUAUGCACCCAUCAUGUUCUCCUUUCUCUUUACUUUGCUUGCAGCCUUUAUGUUUACCAACCAGUUUUCCUUUUUCCAACAAUUGGCUUGUCUAUACUAAGUGUCACUUGAUUAUAUGAUUGCUUUGUUGGUUCAAUGUGUUUGUCUGUAUCCAGAACACUAGUGGUCAUGCAAGCCAUCAAACCAAACCCUAAAGUUGUCACCCUGCAUGACAAAACAUUAUGAGAUGCAACCAUCAAGUCAUUACAAGAUAUUACCACCAAAUAACAGAGCAAUAAUUACAUCAUGAUAUAUCUUCAUUAAGUAUAGUGGACCUUGUUCAUUGUUGUUAUAAUACCGCUAAAGAACAAUAUAUUUGUCAAGCAUCAAAGAAAUUAAAGGGACACUAUAGUCACCCAGACCACUUCAGCUCAAUGAAGUGGUCUGGGCGCCAGGUCCCUCUAGGGUUAACCCUUCUUGAUGUAAACAUAGCAGUUUCAGAGAAACUGCUAUGUGUACAUUUGGGGUUAAGCCAACCUCUAGUGGCUGUCUUCCGGACAGCCACUAGAGGCGCAUCCGCAAUGAUUGAGGCAUAUUAUUCCUCAAUCACGCAGAGCGUCUAUAGGAAAGCAUUAAAAAAUGCUUUCCUACGGACACUUUGAAUGCGCGCAUGGCAGUGCAGCGCAUACGGUUCCUGUGAUGUCGGACGAGGAUACUGACGUCGGCGGGGGAGGAGAGGUAAGGGAGCCUGGCGCUGGAAUUAGGUGAGCUACUGAAGGGGUUUUAACCCCUUCAGCACCAUGGGAGGGGGACCCUGAGGCUGGGGGCACCCUCAGGGUACUAUAGUGUCAGGGAAACCGAUUUGUUUUCCUGACACUAUAGUGUCCCUUUAAUAAAUUGUAACUUCUGACUGUUCCAUAUUUUGUACUUUUCCAAAUAACUCUUCAUCAAAAAAUAAGGCUGAGUGUUCCAUUAUAUAAUAGAUUAUUACAUUUUAACAAUAUAUAUUUAUCUGAUCCAAACUACAUCCAAACUACAUUGCUAACACAUCCCACAAGCAUGGAAAAGAAAUAAUCCAAGAGACAGGAUAAUUCCAGCCAUGAUCUACAAGUUUCUAAUGCAAAUGGCAUUAGACAAGGUUGCCGUUUUACAUUUCUAUUAAACAAUCUGCUCAAUCUACGAAUCUCUGUGUAUCCAAGAUUGUAAAUCAACAGGAGAGGUGUUUAAGUUAUCUGUGCAUGCAGACAUUUCAUUAUCUUCAAAGUACCCAGGACUUUUGAUCUAAUUUCUUCUCCAACUACUUUAGGUAUUUACUUUUUACAAGUAUCGGGUAAUAUAUUCACUUUGGUUAACUCUAGAGCCCGUCCUUUAGAACUUUCCCAGGAAAAUAAAGAUUAUUUAAAGCAGCUAACAGGCUUCUAGACCGCCUCCUCCCAAUUUAAAUAUUUUGCUAUAUACCCCACAGCUAUUUUCCCCAGACAGUGCGAUGUGAACUAUGGAGCUCUUUAAUAAUGGAAUUUGAGACCUGGGUGAGAUGAUAAUAUUUUCUCCUGCCUAUCACUUAUUCUUGUUCUAGAAGUUGUUAAUUCUGAUCUAGGUCUGGGACUUAACCUGUUCAACCUGAACAUUUUGGCUCGAUUCUCCACAAAUUUUGAAAAAUUGUGUGUUAUAUUUUAGCCACCUUCUAACUCUUUAACAAUAAUCCCUGUGUUCACGGACAAGGGUUUUUUUUCAACUUGUUCUUCAACUGUGUUUCUUUGAAUUGAAGAAUGCAGUGUUACAAAUAUAUUCCAACAUUUAUGUUGAUGGUCAAGUAGUCUGUGUUGAAGUACUACCAACUGUUACAUCAAGCAUCCAUGUAUGACUUCAGUGUCAUGAGUUACACUUGUUUUUGGCAAGAUGACAUCUUGGACACAGAGGUCCAGGUAUGACAUUGGAUUCAUUAAAGGAAACACUAUAGGGUCAGGAACACAAACAUGUAUUCCUGACUCUAUAGUGCAAAACCCACCAUUUCCCUGUGGGGAAAGCAUUGGAUUAGCUAAAAUCGGAAAGGGGGCGUGGGCCAAACACUGUUUUGGCCAAUCAGCAGCUCCUCAUAGAGAUACAUUGAAUCAACGCAUCUCUAUGAGGAAAGUUCAGUGUACCCACCAGAACAACUACAUUAAGCUAUUUUUUUUACUUUUUAGCAGCUCCUUCUGGCAGCUCCAUAGACUUCUAUUGUGGCGAAGUGACCAGGGGCUCCUAUUUGCCUUAAUGACCAUUUUUUGUCGGACGUACCUAGUAUGUCCAUGGUUGUUAAGGGGAUAUGUAUUUAUAACGUCAUCCUAAAUGUAUUUUGAUUUAAAUAUAUAUGUAUAUUAAUAUCAAAAUACAGUUAGAACAAAUUUAAACUGAUAUAUAAUUUAAAACGAAUUUUCUUUAUUUAUUGAUUAAUUUUAUUUUAUAUAUAUAUAAAUUAUAAUUUUAUAUAUAUAUAUAUAUAUGUAUAUAUAUAUAUAUAUAAUGAACAUUCUUCUAAGUGUAUUAUAUAUAUAUGUAUAUAUAUAUAUAUAUAUAUAUAUAUAUAUAUAUAUAUAUAUAUAUAUAUAUAUAUAUAUAUAUAUAUAUAUAUAUCAUUAGUGUUCAAGUAGAGAUCAUAGCCGUAUUAGUCCAGUGAUGUAGAUGUAAAAAACAGAUAAAAUUCGUAUCUUGUAAUACCUUUUUUAUUGGACUAACAGAAUUUUUUAAUGACAAGCUUUCGGGAGAACCUCCCUUUAGAAAUGCUGCAGACUUGAGAAAGGGAGGUUCUCCCGAAAGCUUGUCAUUAAAAAAAUUCUGUUAUUCCAAUAAAAAAGGUAUUACAAGAUACAAAUUUUAUAUGUUUUUUUGCAUAUAUAUCAUUAUAUAGAUAAUUAUUAAAAUACAGUUUUAAUAAUGAUUUAUGUAUGUGUAUGUGCAUAUAAAAGUACUUAGAUCAUGUAUAUAUAUAAAUAUUUACUUUUUUAAACUUUUUAAUAAAGUUUUGUACAGGCAUUAGGGGGUGUCACGAUUCUGGAACCUAACACGGUAACAGGUCACAGAGAGUAAGGAUGCUAUACCGGUCCUUAGAGUGGCCGGGCUAAGCACACCAAGAAUGGUCAGGAGACAAGCCAAGUAAAGGGAGCCAGAAAACAGAAGAACGAGAAACAAGCCGAGGUCAAGGAAGGAGAAGACAGGAUAAUCGGAAUAACGAGCCAAAUAAUUAGUAACCAGAGAGCAACAUGAGAAAACUGCAAUACAGCGAUCACAAGACCACAACAGGGCACUGAGAGACAGGAAAGGUAAGUAUAAAUACCCUUUGCUUAAUUCUGAUUGGAUAACUUCCAAUCAGAAUUAACAAUCACACGUGGGAGAUAUCUACGCCUCCCACUGUGAUUGUGGUACUGUUGCUUUAAAUUUGCGACCUCCCAGCGUGCAGCGUUACACAUGCUGCCGCUGGGAGGCAUGGAGGACGCGAGCGGCGAGCGGCGGAGAGGAGAUGCCGCUCGCCGACAGGUAGGAGGAGGGGAGACCGCUGCAAGUGGCGUGCAGCCUCCCCUCACAGCCGCCCGCGCACCCCUGACAGGGGGACUGCCUGAGAGCUCAGACAGGCCCUCUGCAGGCACCAGCUAUUCCGGCCAUGUGAUCGCAAGGACCCCGAGAUCACAUGGCCUGGGAGAGCCGGAUCAGGCAGAGGGGGUCUGGCUGAGCUCCCUGGCAGACCCCAGGAUCCCAAUCGCCGGGGGGAUCGCCAGCGUUCAGGUAAGUGGGGAUUUACUAAUGGACUUACCAGGUACGUCCGUGGUCGUUAAGGGACGAUUUUGUCAAACGUACCUAUUACAUCCAUGGUCGGGAAGGGGUUAAAGCUGAAAACAAAUUGAUUUUAAAAAACAACAACUCAUUAGCUGUUUGCAGAGCUUUGGUGAUGUGUGGAAUUUAAAGUACAGAACAACUUCAAUGGAUAUAUUAACUGCCAUGGUCUGCCACUCUACAAAGUUUGGGAGUCAUGAUUAUUGCACAGUUCUAACAGGUGAAUUUACUUAAGAGAAAGUUGUCAGGAAGAGAAUGACAUAGUUACAUAGUUACAUAGCUGAAAAAAUACUUGAGACCAUCAAGCUCAGCCUUCCUCACAUAUGUUUUUGCUGUUGAUACAAAUAGCAAAAAAAUCAGUCUGAAGUGCUUCCAAUUUUGCAACGAACUAGGAACAAAUUCCUUCUUGACCCCAAAAUGGCAGUCAGAUAACUCCUUGGAUCAAGCAGCUAUUACCCCACUAAUUAGAAUGUAUAACCCUGUAUUUUAUGUUUUUGCAAGUAUUUAUCCAAUUGGUGUUUAUUGUUUAAACAUCUGUAUGGACUCUGAUAUCCGCAUAGGUCUUACUGUAAAAAAACAUUGUCUCUGCUCUAGAUUAAAUCUACUUUCUUCCAGCCUAAAUGUGUGACCUCAUGUAUAACCCUGUUUAUGAAUACAUUUCCAGAUAAUGAUUUGUACUGGCCCUGAAUAUAUUUGUAUAAUGUUAUCUUUUGCCAUCUGAGGCGCCUUUUUUCCAAACUAAAGAGAUUUAUAUUUUUUUUAACCUUUCUUGAUAACUAAAAGGCGCCAUUCCUUUUAUCAAUUUUGUAGAUCGAUUCAAAUUGAUUCUCAAAUUUAAGGACAGAAUAGCCACAUUUGAAAAAAAUUCUAUGUAAUUUCUGUUUCCCGUUAGACUAUGUUGGUUUUAUAGGAUCGCCAUAGUGUCAGGAAAACAAACUUGUUUUCCUGACACUAUAUCAUCCUUAGGACCCCCCCUCUCACCCUUAGAGCCCGCAUCCCGCUGGGCUGAAAGGGUUAAAACCCCUUCAGCCACUUACCUUAAUCCAGCGGUGGGCUCCAUCGGCGCUGGUGACCUCUCAUCCCCCACCGUCAGCUCCUGAGUGGAGCAGAAUGCGCAUGCAAGAGCCACGCGCGCGUUCAAAUAGUCCAUGGGAAAGCAUUUCUCAAUGCUUUCCUAAGGACGUUCUGCACUUCGCAUCCAGCGUCACAGAAGCGCCUCUAGCGGUUAUCAGGAAGACACUAGAGGUCGGAUUAACCCCUAAUGUAAAUAUAGCAGUUUCUCUGAAACUGCUAUGUUUACAUCUGAAGGGUUAAAACCUGGGAGACCUGGCACCCAGACCACUUCAUUGAGCUGAAGUGGUCUGGGUGACUAUAGUGUACCUUUAUAUUUGAAAUUAACUUUGAAUUAUAGACAAAUCUCAAUUUAGCAAAUAACCCUGUUAGUGUAUGGGUCCUCGUGAGAUGCCUUGUUCUUUUACUUCAUCCUUAUCCUGUUGAUUCUUUUCUUACAUGGUUGUAAGAUUCAAUGGGUAAUGAAUAAGGUAUUUUAAUAUACUAAAUUUGAUAUUUGCUGUAUAUUAUAUGUGUUUUCCCUCCUUUUUCAAAAAUAAAGAAUAUUAAUAAAAUAAUGAACCCAAUUGGUUAAUUUUACAAUAAAUACAAUUUUAAAUUGAUUUUAGAGGCAGAUGCAAUCUUCAAACUAGUCGAAUAGAUGCAAUGGAAUCUAUAGGGACAGUUAGAUGUAAACUAGACUGACUGAGGAUGUUUAAUGAUUUAUUGCUAAGUAGGGAAUUGUUUCUUCUUUCUGCUUUGUUGUUCCUAGUGAUAUUCAGUUCUGAGAUAUGUGAGACCAGCAACCGAGAGUAGAUGCAGUUUAAAUUUUUCAAAGCUAUAGUUCCCACAACUAGGCUGUUAUAAACAAAUCAUUGCAGAAUCAAGAGAGAAUACAAAGACAAGUGGUUAAUGGAAAGUUAGAAACAUUUUGUAGUUAUCAUAAGUGGUACCAACAUGUGAAUUUAUAAUUACACACAUUUCUUGCACAACCUUGUCUUCCAUUCUUAAUAUCCUAGGAAUGCAUUCCUGGCAUCACAAGGGGCAAAAGGUUAUACCAGAACUUUUGUGUUCUUGAUUCUGCGUGUUCUAUCAGAAAUAUUUGUUGCUCACUUUGUAUAUACAAAUAAUCUUUUGGGGUUUUGUUCUCGUAGUAAUGAAACAAACGUUAUACAAAUACUGUGAGAUAAAAUGUGUUAACUACUUCAUGGUAUCUCUUGAUUCCACAGUUUAGACUGGUUAUAUAAUAUAACAAACAGUGUAUGCGACAAAAUUGUCCCUGUGUAUAGGUAUUUAUAAGAACCCCCAAAAAGAGUACACUUGGAUUGGAGAUUUAGUUUAGUUUUUUUCCAGUUUAGCUAUUUGACCUGAAAUUUACCUUGAAUUCACUUUGAUUUCCUAACAAUUCACACUUUAAUGGAUAACCCUUUCUAUGUCUGAGCCACCCAGCUGCCAUCAGAUUCCGGUAAAAUAUGAAGGGGCCACUUUUACAAUUCUUCUAUACCAGAUGAAGCCAAACGGCACACACUCCUGCACCCCAUUGGUCCACAUAGAUGAAUAACUCUCUUAAAUAGCUACACAGAAUAGUGUACUUGUUUAUGUCUCAGACGAAGGUGUUUUAGUAGCACCGAAACGCGCGUCAGGCUUUGCUUUAUCAUUUUAAAUUCACUGCACGCUGUAGUUUGCCACUUCUUUGUUAUGGUGUGAGGGUUUAUACAGCAAUCCAUGAGUGGAAACUCUCUUUUAUGGAGUUCAUUUAGGGCAUUUUUUGUAGAUAUCAUGGAAAGGACUCCAGUGGAAUGGUGCUUUAUUUUCUGUAGUCUACAGUCUUUAGUUUUCUGGCUUUCUCAGCUAGCGACCUACAAGACGAUUUACCUUUAUUUUUAGACAUAAUAGGUUAGCCUGGCUAGUUGCGACAUCUUUUUUAUGACAGCGUUAUAAGACAGACUGGGUGGGCACUACACCUUUUUAAGCCUUCCUUUUACUUUUAUAAUUUUUUUAGACAGCGACCUUGAAGUUGAUUCAUUCUCAGUUAGUUCAGGGAAGGCUUCUCUGGGUCUGCCAUUGUCUCUCUGUUAGCUUCCCAAGCAUUCUGCACAGCAACAGUGGGUAACAUUGUUUCAGUACUUUUUGUUACAGUAUCCCAAAACCUUAUCUGUGUUCAGUUUUAUAGGCUAGCUUCACUUUCUGAGAUAUAGCUCUCCACUCUCCCCUCCCAAUCUGGUUGUUGGUGAGGCUUAUGCUACAGAGGAUUCCACCUUAUAGCUACCUUCCAAUUAUAUGUGAAAUAUACCUCCUGUUAGGGAGGAAUGUGUGUCCAAUAAAGUGCUAAAGAUCAAGAGUAAAUUACAGCUGCUCAAAAACACUUGAGUGGAAAUACCCUCUUACCCACACUUAAAGUAGUCCAAACUCUAUAAGGCGGUAUAAGUGCAAAAACCUACACCUCUAAGUGGAGCGCUGAGCAAAAACCUACACCUCUAAGUGGAGCUCAGCGCUCCACUUAGAGGUGUAGGUUUUUGCACUUAUACCGCCUUAUACAUUUUGGACCUUCCAAUUAUAGUCUAGAAGCCUCCUUCAUUCUGCUAUCCUUCCUACCUAAUUAGGAUGGUUGAGCUCAUAGACUAGCUUUAGGGGAUUAUAUGUUGUGUGAUUUUCUUGUGUGUUAGUUAUGUUCUUUUUAUAUACUCUAAUAAAUUGUGGUUUUAAAUUUAAAAAAAAUUAUUGCAUACUUUAGGCACUUUACUGUGUCCUCUGGACUUUAUGUCCACUGGCCACCCCAGUGUACAUUUUUGUAAUUUUUAGGAUUACCUCCUUCCAAAGUUCCCUUGACAUACUACAGGUCUUACUAUGGGACAUUCUUUCUGCCUACCCCUGUUCUAUACCAUGCCUAGAUAAGAAAAUCCAUUUUAUGACGGGAGAAGGCUAUGACAUGAGCAAUACAAUCAUUGAGGAUUUGCUGAAAAUAUUUUGUUUAGUAUUAUUUUGAAAAUGAAAACAAAAUCUGGUCUAUGUGUAUAUGGUUUUGGGACAGGAGUGGUUAAAUAAGAAUGUUGUCAUUGUCCCAUAUAUGAGUCAUCAUUUGCCAAAUUACCAAAUCCAUAAAAUAUCAUGAAAACGUUCAACUUGCAUUUUAAAUUCUGAAUUCAUAUUGUAUCAGUGCCAGAAAGGUGCAAUCAUGUGGCCACACCCAAUUGGUGCUGUCACGAAAGUGGGAGCAAGGCAGGGGGACUAACCACAUCGUGGAUUCCAAUCUGGUCUGCUCGCAAUGCAACUCUUGGCCGAUAUGGUGCAGCCACUGCAAUAUCUGCUUCCAAGCAUGAAAUAAGUGACGCACAUGUAUCUGUCAUCACAUCCUACACGCAUUGCAUGCACAUAUUUUAGCGUCACAAGGUGAAUUCUAACCAAUCAUUGCCUUGCUAGCGCUAAUAAAACUCAAAAAAAAAUUUUGGCAGUGCCCUGCCGUAGUUUCCAUUUACUGGUAAUCAUAGAGUGCAUUUAUCUUGUGUUUCUAUUUGUUAUUUGGACCUUUGAUUGUUCUUGACUAUUCUUAUAUCUGGUAUCCUUGAUCUAUUGGCUUGCCUACUUGUUAUUGUCUCUUUCUUUGUGUGCUGCUUGUAUGUAGUGUGUGUUCUGGCUCAGAGGUGUAACUAGAAACCACAGGGCCCCAGUGCAAAAAUUGUCCUGCCCCCCCCCCCCGCCCUCUGCUCCUCCAGGUGUCUCAUCCUCCCCCCCCAUCCCCUCCAUGUGUAUCAUUCCCCCUUGGUCCCUCCAUGUGUCUCAUACCCCCAUGUGUAUUCUUUCCCCCCAGGAUCUCCAUGUGUCUCAUUCCCUUCCCAAACCCUUUCAUGCUUCUUCUUAUUCCUUUCCACCAGCCCCUCCAUGUGUAUCAUUCCUUCCCCCAAAUCCCUCCAUGUGCCUCAUCCACUCCCCCCUCAUCCCCUCCAUGUACCUCAUUCCCUACCCCGCUAAGCCCCUCCUCUCCAUGGGUGUCAUUACCUCCCUUCCAGACCCUCCAUGUAUCUCAUUCCCUCGCCCAACCCCUCCAUGUGUCUCCUUCACCCCAGCCCCUUCAAGUGUCUCAUUCCCUAUCCCCAGCCCCUCCGUAUGUGUCAUUACCUCCCUUCCAACCCCUCAGUGUGUAUCAUUCUCUCCCCCAGCCCCUCCUUGUGUCUCACUCCCUCCUCCAAACCUUCCUCUUUUCCAUUUCCUCCCUCUAGCCACUACAUGUGUAUCAAUUAUCCCAAGAACCUGCCACUUGCCCAUAGACACCAAAACAAACCCGUAGACACCAAAACCGCUGCUUGUCUGUAAACACCAAAACAAACUUCUUGCCCGGUGCCUGAAACUUCAUGUACUGCAUCUUGGGCGUUAAGAAUUUAACAUCCCUGCGUACCCCCUGCUUUUGGUGUGUGCACCACAGGUUGAGAAGCCAGGAUAGAGAGAGCACUGGUGAAGCAUUCUGGGUUUGAUUCAAUAGCCCAGCAUCCUCCUACAUUUUGAAAUCUGCCAUCAGGUCCCAGGACCUAUUUCUGCUGGGAUAAUCCCUUAAAAUGUGGGGUCACAGAUUUGGGACUGUUGGCACCCAUGUAAUAUAAAUCAGUUGUGCUGGUGUUAACUAAGAAGAGUUCAACCACAGAACCUGCAUGUAACAGGUAGAAAAAAAAAUCAAUAUUGUAAAUUAUCUAAACAUAUAACAUACAAUUUCAUUCUAUGGGUCAUACAUCUAGGUGGCAAUCCCUAAUGGAUCACAACAAGUAGCCGCAAUAAUGCUCUGUUGCACAAAUUGUGAGUUAUGGGUGUUUAUUCAAUGUCCAACCUAAGGCCCAUCACAUAUUGACACAACCAUGUACUGGUGUGUUCUCUGUUGUCAUGCUCGGGUUAGAAAUUUAUUUUUUCUUGCAACAGGUAAUACAGAAAAAACAAGUUCAACCUAGUUGAACACAUAUUUACUGACACACACUCACGCAAAGACACACACUCAUGCACAGACACACACACACUCACUGACAGACACAUUCACUGACACUCUCACACAAUCACAAAUUAUUUGUUUUAUUUUGAUUUAAGUCCACCCACCCUGUCUACCUUUGGGAGAGCUGAAGGGGAUUCUUUCCCAGGGGUCCAGUGGAGCUGCUAUGAUCCUGCAGUCUUCAAGCUCUUCUUGCUCUGCUCGCUGAUGCCGGGAGUCUGGUCAUGACCUCACUCUGGCUGUGCAAGGGAGCAGAGCAAAAAGAGCGGGCAGAUUACAGCUCCCUCGCCGCUGCCUCCAUUACACACAACACCCGCUUUGGGGGACCUUAAAGUGGACAGCCAGACAGCUCUUGAGCCCCCCAUGACAAGGGGCUAGCAAGGCGUUUGGUAACGUUGCAGAGACAUCCAAGCAGGUGUUUGGGAAUAGGUUGUUUUGCUGACCCCCUGGAAAGUGUUACCUAAGAGGGUCAGCAAAACAACCAACUAUGUCUUGUUAGCCUCACAAUUGAUACAGUGAUGGAUAUGUAUGCAAAUAUACUUUGCAUAUUAUUUAAACCAUCAAACCCCUGUUAUUUUUUUUGCAUUCAAAGUUUUUUUUUAAGUGAGAAUUGUUAGGAAGUCAAAGUGAAUUUUUCCAUUUUAGCUACUUUGGCUUUAAAUUUUAAAUUCCUUUUGAGUUCCCACUAAAUAAUCCUGAUAUAUGCUAUGUACUGGAUGAGCACAUUCGGUGCACUUCCACACAUUCACUCCUAAAUUGUGUCUAUAUUAAAUUGCAAUUCAGGGGAAAAUUACGAAAUGUUUAAGUUUUGCAAAUCCAGCGACUAUCAGAGUUAAGUGAAUAACACUACAUGUUACAUAUCUGAUCACAAAUAAUACCAAUCAGAAUUAUUAAACCUUCGGGUUAUCCACUAAACUAGAUACUGGCAAGUGUUGUUCCAGAAAGUUAAUAGUUCAUGAUAAAAUUGCCAAAUUGGAGUCAAAUAUACAAGACCCUUGUCAAUUCCAUAAAAGUAAAAGUUUAUUGGAUAAUGUAACAAUUCCUUUUUUUCAUCCUGGGUAAUGGUUUAUUCAGAACAAUGUCCUCAUAUAGUAUAUAAUGUGCAAAUAAUUAACUUCAUACCAAUAUCAGCAAUCAAUAAUUUCUCCUAAUGAAGCAGUGUCUUAACUCGAUAACAACCUAUAUCAAAGAACGAAUAGACAAUUUGAUUUUACUGGGUUUUAAUAAUGUAAAUCAGCAGCAAACAUCCACCAGCUUAUUUUGGAGCAAUUAUCUAUCUCAGUUCCCACCAGCUAAAAAUAGGAUAGUGUAACUGGUACAAUGAUUAUCUCAAUCAUCUGCUCUUGAAACAUUUAAACAGAUCUAUUGUUAAGUAACAAGGAGGUGGAUCCCUUUAAAUGCUACAUCCUCAUUAAAUAAUUUAAAAGAAUUGCCUUAGCAUUGAACUCAAACCAGAUCUUCCUGCAUUUAGGAUUUUGUUUUGCAAACAAGCCAAAAAUCAGCUGGUUUGCAUUAAAAGAAAAAAAAAAUAGCAAUGUUUGCAGCUGGCUGAGUGAUUAGCUUUCCCCAGACUGGUAGAACAGGUUCUCAUUAGUGGUGCAUUUUGGGUUGUUGUGUAGUUGUCUCUUGCUCAGCUCCUUGUUUUCAGUGAAUUGCAAGUAGUGAGGAGAUGUGUGCAGCCUGUGGGUAGCAUUCGUUUAGACUGAGGGGGUUUGGGUAAGUUUGCAGCGAGAGAGGUUAUUGCCAGUGUUUGCGUUAGGACCUAGCAGAUCAAAGAAUUCAGGGGAAAUGGUGAUUGGGACAGAAGUGCCUUGUGAGUCUGAAGAUGUGAAGCGUCUCCUCAAAAAAGAACACAGAGGUCGCAUCUCAAUGUGAGUAGUGAAAGUUUAUCAGAUGUUCUAUUUUGUUACGAGUCGUUUUAGUUUAGAAUGCAGCUAUUUACUAACGUUGAAACUCCAGUAGUUCUGCUAAAACCCCUUCAAGGCAUUAACCUGCGCUGUUAACCCUUCCCCCUGCAUUCCUUUCUGCAAAAAUACAUUACCUGAUGUUAGUCUGUGCUUUUGUGUUUUCAACUCGUUUCAUGUCUGUUACUCAUCAGCCACAUGUUUGAUACUGCACUGUUUUUAAACCCUGUGCUGACUAUUCAUCCACUUACAUGUGCUGUCCCAUACUGAGUUUAACCCUGGCCCCCACAUAAACCCUACCCAUGGAUUCAAGUAAACAAAAAAACCCCACAAAGUACACUUAUAGGGCUACAUAACACCCACAGAAAAUGCAGAAUUAAAAUAUUUCGUGUUGGGAGCUACUUAACUCCAAGGUACUCCUAUCACUGGGAGUUCUUUCACAUCACAUUUUUAACCCCAUCCCUAUAUCAAAUACUACUAAAAACUAUUAUUCACUUUGUGCAGCGUACCUUCUAGUGACAUUUUUAGAUUUCUGCAGCAGCAGGACUUGCAUAACAUUAGUCAUAAUUGCAGCAUCAUUUUUGCACCACCCUGUUUGUUUGAACUUUUACAACAAACUUUUAAAUACAACUUUUUUUUUUUUUUUUUUUAUAUGCUUUGAAUUGAUUACCGUAUUUAUCGGCGUAUAACACACACCUCAUUUUAAGAAGGAAAUUUCAGGGAAAAAAAACUUAAAGGACCACUAUAGUGCCCUGAGGGUGCCCCCACCCUCAGGGACCCCCUCCCGCCGGGCUCUGGAGAGAGGAAGGGGUUAAACACUUACCUUUCUCCAGCGCCGGGCGGGGAGCUGUACUCCUCCUCUCCUCCUUGCUCGUGACGUCAUCGGCUGAAUGCGCACGCGCAUUCAGCCGUCGCAUAGGAAAGCAUUUACAAUGCUUUCCUAUGGAUGCUUGCGUGCUCUCACUGUGAUUUUCACAGUGAGAAGCGCAAGCGCCUCUAGCGGCUGUCAAUGAGACAGCCACUAGAGGCUCUGGAGGCUGGAUUAACCCUCAGUAUAAACAUAGCAGUUUCUCUGAAACUGCUAUGUUUAUAUAUUAAAAAAAAAAAAAAAAAGUUAAUCCUAGAGGGACCUGGCACCCAGACCAAUUCAUAAAGCUGAAGUGGUCUGGGUGCCUAGAGUGGUCCUUUUAAAUUUCAAAUAAAGAACUUCUUACUUCCCCUUCCCCCUCUUACCCCUUCUUACUCCCCCUCCCCCUCUUCUUACUUCCCCCUCUUACCCCUUUCUUACCCCCCUCCCCUGUAGCGUGGCCGAGCCGCUCUGCUGUCCGCGGUGGCCGGCCGGAGUGAUAGGAUGGUGCAGGCUCAGUGUGCACCUUCCUGUCAGUCCGACCAGGUACAGGAAACAGAAACUCCUGUUCCGCGCGGAACAGGAGUUUCUGUUUCCUGUACCCGGUCGGACUGACAGGAAGGUGCACACUGAGCGUGCACCAUCCUAUCACUCCGGCCGGCCACCGCGGACAGCAGAGCGGCUCGGCCACGCUACAGGGGAGGUGAGUACCAACUGCAGCCGCCUGAGCUCAGGCGGCUGCAGUAUUUAAAGGGCCGGCGUAUAACACGCACCCACAAUUUCUCCCCUAUUUUCAGGGAGAAAAAGUGCGUGUUAUACGCUGAUAAAUACAGUAUUUCAUAUCUCUUAUGAAUUUCCAUAAAAGAACACUCCAGUGGCUUAGCGUGGGUUUCCAGUGUCUGGGGCAAGGCUAGUAUUGCACCCCCUUAACUUGUGGACUGUUCACACUCCCUGGGUCGCUUAACUGGCACCUCCUUUCCCUACCAGCCUUGUCUCUGUGAUGUGUGUCUCUGUCACUGGCUGCAUUGUGUAACUUUUAGAAAACCACCUCACGUCUAAAGUAGUUUGUAUAGACUAUACACAUUACUUUCGGCAUGUAGUGAAGUUUUAAAACUACGCAAUAAAAGGAAAAAAAUCUCACCACGACAAUGAGCUGGGUAUGGAAGGAGCAGCAAGGCUAAGCGUCCGUCGCCGGCGUACCGGUAUUCUACAAUUUAAUAGGUAUUUACAUAAUGCCAAUUAAUAGCGUGAUUUCCCAUCAAACGUCACUAUCUUCAAAUGGAAAAAUCACACCUUUUAAUGGGCAUUAUGUAAUUCACCGAUAAGGAUUACAUAAGGAAAGUAUUGGCAAGAAAAAUACUGUGAAAUGUUACGUGGCAAUGUUUAUUUGCCCCUUCAUUAUAAAAGUAAUGUUUUAACAUUGAGAGAUCGUCUGUGUGAAGGGGAGAAUGCACUAUUUUAUUUGUAAAAAAAUAAAUUAAAAAAAAUUUACUUUUUUUUUUUUUUUUUAUUUCACACCCCUAAAAACUUUGUGCCCAGGGCAACCGCCUCUGUGUCCUUCUCCCGCUACGCCACUGCUCCAAUCAUCAUAACCCCUACACCACUAGAACAAACUGUAUUGGUUAUGGUGCCAGAAGAAACCUGCUCCCAUUAACUUUCUGAACUGCUUUAGGGAUUAACUGCCCAUGCAUGCUUAUUUUAUAAAAACUGUUUUGAAGAGAAAUUACAUGAUUUGGGUAUUUCAUGACGAAAAGGCAUGAUUUUAUGAAAGACAAGGAGGCGAGUAUUGCUUAACCCUUUCUUUACUGUCCACCAAUAGCAGCAAAGAAUACAAUAGUAAGGAAAAAAAAAAUGGUAACCAUAGUGAUAGGCCACACCCAUACCAAGUCCCAGUAUAAUAGUCAGCACAUCACCACACAUUUCCUCUUUCUUUGGAGAUGCGAGACAAUAACAAAACAGUAACGAUGAAACAGUCCAAACCAAAUAGAACAGGCGAUCUGAAAUCCAGCCAGACUCUGAUCAGGAACCAUAACGUAACUGGGACCAAUCCAUCAGUAAACAAGAUUCCAACAGCGAGGGGCCCAUCACAGCAUUGUCCAUAAACUUCCUGGCCACUUGGUGAAGCCAAAAGAGAAGUGCUGAAGACCCUUGAUCAACAAGGAAUCAAUCUGUGAAAACACAAGACAGGAGACGAACAGUUAAAUUGGUACUUGAACCAAAGUGCGCAUGCCAAGACAUAAUUUUAUAACUAGACAGAAGCAACACAGUGUGUAUAAUUCAUCAUAGGCAUUUCGAAUAAUCACGUAACAUGAACAGGUUAAUAAACUGAAACUAGACAAAACCCAGAGCGCAUAAUGAAUACCUACGAACCCUGGAAAACCUGCAUGAGAGAAUAAACAACUGGGUGGGGUAAAUCAGUAAAAUAACUAUGAAGGGUGGGACAAUACUUGCCUCUGUGUCUUUCAUAAAAUCAUGACUUUUCGUCAUGAAAUAGCAAAAUCAUGUAAUUUUAUGUCAAGACACGGAGGCUCAUAUUGCAAGUUUAAAGCUGAUCAAUAACUGGAGAAAAAAAGUGAGGCAAAGGUCGAAAGUAAAACUCACGAAAAGUGGAUUCGCGGGACCAGUUGUCCAUUCUCAUCAGGUCUUCCAGACGUGCACCUGAAUUCACCAUGGACGUGGUCGAUGCCCCUCAGGCUGAGGAGGAGAACAGCGACAACGCAGGAGACGUCCCAUGUAGAUGAGUAACGAGGUCUAAGGGGGCGCAACAAGUGUAAGCGGCACACUAACGGAUGUUGGCCUGCUGGGCAGCCGUCAAAGACGGCAGCAGUCUGGGUACAUCUACCGCCAGUUCCAGGAGUUGUGGGAACCAGGAUUGGGUCCCCCAGAAUGGGGUUAGUAGGAUCAGGUCGGCCAUUUGGCGGAGAACUUGGAGCAGGACCCGAGGUAUCAUAACAAACGGCGUGGAAGGCGUAGAGGAGUGAGCCAGUCCAGUCUUGUAGGAAGGCGUCCACUGCCUACGCGGCUGGACCCGGGAUAGUUGGGUAUUGAGCCUGGACGCGAAGAGGUCGAUGGCAAAAGGACCCCAUAUGGACGAUAUAGCGGCGAUUACUCCCACAUCUAAUCUCCAAUCGCUGUUGUCCGACAGCGUGAACUCCAGUCCGCGUGAGUGUUGUGGAGCCCGGGAGGGUAUUCGGCCUGGACCACCAGGUUCUUGUCCAAGCAAUAGGCCCAGAAGUCCUUUUGCCAAGCAGGCCAGGAGUGCAGAUUGAGUGCCACCCAUGUGGUUGACAUAGACCGCUGAGAUCAGGUGGAUGCAUGAGCUGGCAGUCCCGUUCGCGAAACUCCGGAUCGCGAAUGAAGCUGCAAGGAGUUCCAGAGCAUUGAUGUGGAGGUAGGAUUUGUCUGCUGACCAGCGACCCCCGGUAGUCACCCCGUUGCAAUGGGCACCCUAGCCGUGGAGACUGGCAUCUGAGUCCACCGUGAACUCUGGUUGGGAGCCGAAGAUGGCCUUGCCAUUCCAAGCCGAGAGGUUGUGGAUCCACCAGGUCAAUUCGUCUCGAGUCUGAGUCCAGGGAGAUCAUGUCCGCAAAGGUGUGCGAUCUUCAGGCGCUGGAGGGCACGGUAAUGAAGUGGGGCUGGGAACACCGCUUGGAUUGAUGCUGCCAGAAGGCCAAUGAUCUGUGCCAGUUGGUAUAGAGAUAGCUGGGUGCACGUUAAAGUGCGGCGCAGCUCCUUGCAGAUUGUCCGUAUCUUGGAGGCAGGGAGGCUGUGACUCUGCUUCGGAAUCUACCGUGAAGCCUAGGAACUCCAUGCGAUGUGAAGGAGACAGGCAGGAUUUUUCACAGUUGAGGAGAAAACCCAGGCGGGAGAGGAGGUCCAUUGUCCAUUGAAGAUGUUUCCGAAGGACUGAACGAUCCUGAGCCAUGAUGAGGAUGUCAUCCAAAUAGACUAUUAGCCACACUUCCCGACUGCGCAGCCAAGCCAUGGGGGGGCACAUCAGUUUCGUGAAGCACCAAGGGGCUGACGAUAGUCUGAAGGGGAGGCACGUGAAGCGCCAGGUGUCUCCUUUCCAGAGGAAACGUAACAGGUCCCUGGAAGACUAGGCCACUGGGACAGUCAGGUAGGCAUCCUUCAAGUCCAACUCUGCCAUCCAGUCUCCGUGAAGGAGUAAAUCUCACAGGAGAUGGAUGUCCUCCAUUUCGAAGUGAUGAUGGCGCACCAGGGUGUUUAGGGCACAGAGGUUGAUAACAGGGCGCAUUUGUCUGUCUUUCUUUUCCACUAGGAAAAUAUUGCUGAUCACCCCUGUGGAGGACACCGGGGCCAGCUCUAUCGCCCCUUUUGUGUGGAGGGCCGUUAGUUCUGCGUCUUACUGACUUUUCAGAGAAUGCACACUGUCUGCAGCACUGGCAUUGGCUCAUAUGGCAGAUUAUAUGGGGGGGCUGCAAAAUUUUUGUUUGCCUAGGGCGGCGAAAAUCCUUGCACCAGCCCUGAAUAUACCAUGUAUGUAAAGGAGUCCUGAGCGAGCUGGAACGCUAUACCGACUUAUGCUGUGUGGGGAUCUCUAUAUUGCUGCUGUGUGAUUAAUCACAAUGAUCCUGGCUGUGUGAAAAUAGUUACGAGUAUUUCCUUAUCUCUCUCAUAGUGCCCACUUCUGUGUUCUCUCUCUUUUAGCUAUAGUUGUUGUGUGGGUAUCUCUGUAGCCUAACCAGCUCUGUGUAUUGUAUCGGUAUCUUUGUAUUGUGCCCAGCGCUGUGUACUACCCAUUUUAUUUUUUUUUUUUUUUCCUUCUCAGUUCGGUUUGUGGUAAGGGUAUUUCUUUAUUGCAUUUGGCUCUAUGAAUUUUAUAAAAGUCUUCAUAUUGUGGCCAGCAUCUCUCUAUUAUGCUAUGUACUGUAUUAUUGUAUUCCUCCCCAUAUUACUGUAAUUGAGAUAUAGAUAAAAAUCAAAUUUGAAUACUUUUGGUCUCCUCUCCUCUUGUAUUUCAGAGCUCAAUGUAUUAUUGUAUUCCUCCCCAUAUUACUGUAAUUAUUAUUUUUUUUUUUUUAUAUAUCUUUUUUUUUUCUUCGAGGUGAUCACAGAAAAAAUGGCAUUGGUAAAAUAGUUGACUAACAUGUGGGUACCUAUUGUAGAGGCUGGUGAUAUGGUGCACAAAAGCAUGAUGGAGAAAAAAGCUGUGGGAAAGUGGUUAUAUUUGAAAUGAUUUUGUUAGGAAAAUAUUCCAAAGUUGUAGAGCUUAUUAUAAGUGGGGUUUUUUAUAUUUAUAUUUUUUUUAUUUAUUUCUUCCUCCUUGUGUGGAUAUACACAUGCAAGAUCUUUGGGGGGUUGGGGGGGAAAGCUGCCUGUGAACUAGGCAGAUGAAGAGUAUCCAUUGAAAUGCCUCAGUUGUAAGUAGUGUAUUGACCUUACAGGACCAAAACAGCAGAGGUGCUUGUAUGCAUGUGGCUUAAUAGAUCAAAAUGGGUAACGAAACUUGGGACCAGUCAGUGUUGCAUCUAAAUCUGCUUCCUUUUUUUUUAAUGAAUGUUUCAUAAAGGAAUUAAAAUGGUUUCAUUAAUUUAAUUCUAUUAAAUGCAAAACAUCAAACUAUCAGUUUGUAUACGUCUACAGGAGCUUACAUGUACAUACAGUAAGUAGGACAGUACAGUCUUAUAAACAAUUUAUAAAUGUUGUCUGCAUAAAGUGCUUAGUAACGUAUUAUAUUGUAGUUCAGCGAUCUCCAUCUGUCACUGUCCUCUGCCAAUGGUGAUUAUGCAAGUGUUUUCCAUGUGUGUACUGUAUUUUACAUGAGUCAUGAUUAUUACAUUUAGCACAAUUACAAAACAUAUGUAAAUGUGUUAUGUUCAAGAAUGUAUCAAGACACUUACUAAGACUGGUCUACUACACUGGAUUUGUUCAUUGUGCUAUUCAUCAGUAGGACAUAAUGUCCACAGAGAAUAAUUCUUCUUGUCAGGGUUCUUACCUGAGGUGGGAAUCUGUAGCGCAGAUAUGUAUGCUCACCCUGGCAGAUACAUUCCAAGGUGACCAGGUAAGAAGAGACUGGAACACAGGAAGUGAACACACACAACAGGAUCAAAGACUUGAUAAAGUUCUCAUGGCGAGGCUGUUUAUAUACCCUGCUGAUGACUGAUGAGUCAGAUGAAGCACUUGCAAUGACCACAGACAAAGUCCAGCCCCCAGUGCUGCAGACCUAGCCAGGAAUAAUAGGGCUAGAACAGCUCAAAAUAAACAGUACCUCUGUGGCUUAAAGGCAGAUAGCAGCCCAGGACAGUAAAGUACCCAGGUUCAAAUCCCCUGUUGGGCACUUCUUCACGCCUGGAUGUCAUGGUGAGAACCCUGACACCUCAGGAGGGCUCACAAUGUCUUUCCCAAAACUUUAAGAGCAGAACCUAAUCUUUUUUUAAAAACGUACAUUUCUUCUGUUUUUUUAAAUAUGGGAUAUACAAAAUAUUUAUAUUAAGGAGAACUAUAUGAACCCCAAUAACUCUCAAAGUAUAUAGUGUAGAAGAGGUAUUCAUGUACAAAAACCUUCUCUCCUAGCAAUGGGAAGUAUAGAUCGGGGGACUGAGUGGUAGACCAGCCACCAGGGGCAGGGACGAGAGGUAAGGGUUUGGGAGUAAGCUAUCAGGGGAGCACAGCCUAGGAGUUGUCUUUCCAGUAAUGGGAAUGCAAAGGCCACUCCCAGUCAGGGCAUGCCACACUCAGAACGCCCCUGAAGUACUGUGAGCAUGCACAAAGUACCUUGCUUUCUUUCUACGUAGCGCAUGUAUGUUUAUCACUAAAUUCCUGCCACUCUGACAGUGGAAAAGUUGAUACAACUGGACAGGGCCCUGAAUAUGUAUACAGCAACAGGACCAGUUUUACAACACUUCUUUAUACUUCACUAAGUAGAUGGAAUGUGGUGAUUGUAUCUGAUACUUAUGAAAAAGGUAGCUUACAGGAUAUUUUGUUGCUUUUGAUGAGCUAAGUUUUCAUCCUUUUUAAUAUGUGUCCUCUGAGAUCCGGUAGCACUCUUGUGCUGUCCUUUUACUGAUGUAGUCAGAGCAGGAUUAACCAUAAGAGGGCCCUAGUAAGCUGCAUAGGAUCCAGGGGUUAGACAGGGGUCCGGAACUAUGAAUUUUCCUGGCCCAUUAACUAUCUCUAUGUGAAGAAUGAAGGGGCCCCAAUCUGGUAACCUGUCUAGGGCACCGGGGGAUCUUAAUUCUCCUUUUGGUGUUGGCCUAAAACCCUAAAGGCAGCUGUCAUAAACUCCAUCUGGUGUGAGGGGUUCACUCAUGGGGACUUUAGCUAGGUUCUGGUUCUUACAUUUUUGCAGAUUUUAUUUCAUUACCGGUUACAUUCUGUCUUUCCAUUGCCUCCUUUUGUACAAAGUGCAGAGCAAGAUGGCUUGUGAGCUUACAAUAAAGUCUUGUGUAUGCUUGCCCAAAGGUUUUACAAGUGUUUCUCCUUUCAUACUAGUCUUCAGUCUUUCUUUCAGUUAAUUAAUGUAUGUGUUGCACAGCACUGUAGGAUGUGUUGACUUUUUUUUUUUUUUUUGAAAUAGGAGCAAACUCUACUUACACUCUCAUUGAAAUUGUCAAGUCAUGUUGAGAGCUCCCUCUACGAUUAGUACUAUACUGAGCACCCCUAGUAUAUAUCUCUAUUGUUUAGGAUAUAGGGGACUAGCUAGACAUUUGUGAUAGAAAAUCCGCACACACACACUAUGCUACAAUUCUAAACCGUCUAAGGUCUGUAAUACUGUAGAUCAAUUAAGACCUAUCUGAAUUCAUUUUGUCGACUUUACAUAGCACGUGCUACUUAUUCUGCAAGGGCAACAAAGUUUAUAUCAUGCUGGUUUUAUUUGUGUGGUCAAAGGUUCUACUCCAAAUAGGAUUCAUAGGUUUAUUUUCCUGCUUUAUUUUAUUGCUGUAAAUGAUGAAAGCUUUACUUUGCUAAAUGGGCAUAGUAAAAAACCUUUUAAAAUCAUGUGAUUGUUUCAAAGAUAGGUUUAGAAGUGAGGAAAUGUUCUACGUGCAUUGCUUCCAUGUUUAAAUAUCAAAUGAAAGCAAGUAACUGGAAAUAUCUAAAACUGUAAACCCUGAGCACUGCUAUGAUAUAUUUUUGUCAAAGUGAAUGUUCUCUGGAGCCUGUAUGAUGAAAUGGGGAAGUCUUGUCACCACCAAUACUUCAUCCCUAGAAGCUGUUAUCUUUCACAGACGCCUAGCAGUGUAGGCUGUCUGGAGUUGCAGACACAAUAUGGCUGUUUGUGAAAGUACCGAUAAGAUGGCUGACACCCAGAGUAUCUCUCAUGUAUCUAAACAUGUUAAUAUUUGCAUGGGAGUCUACAUGUUAAGCAUUAUUUGCUGUAAUUAUUUUAAGUGACUGCUUGUUUGAAUAUUUAACUGUACCCAUACCUACCUUCUACAAUGUUGAGGGUUAGGCAGCUUAAUACAAACGGAUUGGAAGAAAUCGACCAUAGAACCAUUCUUAAACCCUACACUCAGAUUGAUCAUUUUUCACAAAUGACCCCAGUUGCUGUCAAGUUAAAAACAGCAAGUCGGUCUAUGCUCUGAAAAAGAGGCAAAGGGAAACUUGAAGAGCUAUUAUCAGACCAAUACAGCACUCUUUUUAAUUUGACUCUAGGUCAAAGAUGAGAGGAAUGUUUAGAUGGUGUUCAAUACCGGAUAACUAUCUAGUUGCUUCCUGGUAUUUAUGCCAUUUUCAUCUGCAUUUCUUCCAACUUGUUAAUAAAAUGUGAACAGCAUUAGUGCUGUUAAAUUGGGGCUAGAUUAGUUUCUUCAUGCUUCUCAGCAAAUAUUCCCCAUCAGGUGUUCUGCACAGACAGACUUAAUUUCCUUAGUCAUAUAUGUCAAGGACUAGAUUAAUAAUCGGCCUGUGUUCACAUGAGCAGAUCCGGAAAGCUUGCAACGAAAAAACUGCACUGUAAACCAGUGGUCCUUAGCCAUUUUAUGGCCGGAAUAUAGAUAAUGUACAUAUUGGCUUGGUAGCUCAUGCAAUUGCAGCAAACAAAAAAAUGUAUACAAAAGACUAUCUUUAGACUUUUGCCAGUCUGAAAAGGAUGUCCGUUCUCAGAAAGGAAAGGCUCCUGGUCAAUAUCAAAUUGUGUUCCAACAAUUAGGAAUUCAAAUUUGGCUCCGCCUAAAGCUUAAGGGAAUACUCUAAUAUUACAACACAUACUUAAUGCAAGUGUUCCUUUUAUAGAUGUAAGAUCAGAGACCCUCUUUUGUUUCAAAGUGCCAUAUAAAUGAACUAUAAUCCAAUGCUGACAGUCUCUUAGAAGCAGCCUUAUCUGCCUACGGUGAGAUAGUCAUGCUUGAUGUCUGCUGCAACCAGAUGCUUCUCAUGGCAUUGAGGACCUAUAGUGCAGGAUUUGAUUCUCACAGAGGCAUUGGACGUGUUCUGCAUCUAAGGUUGUGGUUCAUGACCCCACACAUGAAGACCUUUAACAAUCAAUGUUAAGUCUCUCUAUUGGCUGUCAGAAAGCAUGUUCAAAUGUAAAUUUGCCAUGCCCUUGGAAAUUAUGAUAUUUAUAUAGCGCUAUCAAAUUCCGCAGCGCUUUACAAUGGGUGGACGAACAGACAUGUAGUUGUAACCAGACAAGUUGGACACACAGGAACUGAGGGGUUGAGGGCCCUGCUCAAUGAGCUCACAUGCUAGAGGGAGUGGGGUAAAAUGACACAAAAGGUAAGGAUAGUAUUAGACUAGUGACAGUUGCAGAAGAGGAAUCAGUCAGGAGCUAUUAACAGUUUAAUUGAUACGCUUUUAUAAAGUGGGUUUUUUUAACGAUUUUUUUUUUUUUUUUUUAAUUUAUUUUUUGGGGGGGGGGUAGAGACUGGGUGAGCAUUUAACAGAGGAGGGAAGAGUUCCACAGGAACAGUGCAGCCCUCGAGAAACCUUGAGGAAAUUAUUUACAAAAUAUAUUUUACCAGGAAGGAUACAUUUGAGAUUUGUCUUGUUUUCAAAUGUCCUGUGUCAACAAAACAUUGCAGUGUUACAAAAAAAGGAAAAAUAACAUAUUGCUGUGUAUGUAUCUGUCUCUCUCUAAUCUCCCAUAGCAGGUGUACUGUAUUGAGGUAUAUCACCAUAGAUCUCUUAAAGGAUCUUAAAUGUCAGUAUUUUACAUUGUCUGAGAAAACUGACCCGGUAUUUUCGCCAAAAUCACUUCGUUAAAAUCUUGGGUAUUGGGUACUAUAUGCCCCUUUAAAAAAAAAAAAAACACUGUGCUCUAAACCAAGGUUUGGUCCAUCCAUCUCUAAGCACCUUACAACAAGCCUAGCUAGAUAUUUCUUUUGAAUAGUGGCUUGUUUUGUUAUGCAUCUUUUGUUAACCUUUAGCGUAGGAAAUGUAUUGAUGUUUCACAUAUUGUAAAACCUAUGCAGUGUUUUGGAACGAUUUACUUUUGUGACCUAAGCAGAACACAAAACUAUAGUAUUUUCUACGUACUUUGUAGGCUUUAAAUUCUUCAUUACGUGAGUAUGGUGUCCAGUCCUGUAGCAUCGUUUUAGAACUUAUGAAAGCAAGGUGUAACCUGAUGAGGAUAGGCUCCGGGGAAUUAAAAUUAACAUUUAUUACUUUUCAGACCAACAGUUUAUUUUUGUUACAUCCUGCAUUUUUAAAAGUUCUCUAAAUUCUUAGACCCUACCCGCAUAACUUCCAUAAACUUGAGCUUUGUUUAUUAUUUUUAGCUUUGUGCUUGUUUCCUUGUGUGUUCAAACUAUAAAUGCUAUAUGCAUAAAGUGUUGGUUUAACUAUUCACUUUCUUCAGAUGGAUUUUUAGUCUGUCAGUUUGAAGUUUUCAGAAUCUAACCUAAUUUUGCUCUGGUUUUAUUAAAUUUAAUUUUUUUGGUCUUGAAAAUCACUGCCAAUUUUUUUUGUGUUCUGGGGAGGACCACCCUGUAAACCUAUUACAAUCUCAAUCCAAGAGGGGUACCAUUUUUGAAAGGGGUUUGUGUAAAAAGUUCUGGGUUUGCUAGAUUGAAGGGGCUUCCAAUAUUCCGCUUUCUGUUAACGUUCAUUUUAAAUACUCCAGAUGACUUUCUCCACCAAUGAGAGGAUCCUUUUUUAUUGCAGGGCUUCGCUCAGGAGAGCAAAAGGAAGCUCCUGUUUAAGAAAAAUAAAAAUGUUAAGGCGGGUGUAUGUGUGGUAACAAUAGGAGUUUGUGACAUGCGUAACAGGAGCAAUGCCAAAAUACAGAGAUGGUAUACAUUUGUUGCAGCACUGAAUAUACUGUAAUUAAUUAAAGUGUUAACGCAAAGGGAGUUUUAUAGAAAGAGCAGAACAAUUCCUUUUUAAUGGAGUAGUUUGUAUUUGCACAGUGGUGUGUGUGUGUGUAUAUUUUCACGGACUGGCUAAAAAAAAAUGUAAAACUAAGUGGUAUUAGAGGAAGUGCGGACAGAUUAGUAACCGUGUGCUGUUUUCUACAUUUUGUAUUUAUGUUCUAAAUACAAUGCAAUAGGAGAAGAGUGUAUAAUGUGCUGUUUUGCCUGUGGCCCGGAAAUUGAUUGCUUCUAGGUUUAUAUUUGAAUACGGUUUGACUUUAAAAUUCUAUGUUUCUUUCCUCAUCCUUGUGCUUUUUUUUUGUGGGGGGGGUGUUUGUUUUUGUUUUUUAGCAUUAAAAAAGUGGUGAUAUCUGGCAGUAGUGAAAGUUACUAGUGACAAUGAUAAUUUAAUGGUAUGCAGGGCAUUUUAUUCUGGUGACUCCAAUGUAGCACUUUAAAGUUCAAACUGUACGUUCACUAGCAUGCUGCAUUACCUUGUGCUUCUUAAUGCAUUUUUGUCAAGUGAUUAGCAAACACGUGAGGCUGUAAAUAAGGCAAGGGAAAGACUCGUGAGUCAUGUCCACAGAUCAACUUCCUCUUGUGUCAUCUUUGUCAAAUAAAGCAGUCAGGCACCAUUCAGUUUGUAAGAGCAGUUUGAUGAAGUGAGGCGAGCUGAAGGUAAGAUCUGGUUCUUUAACUCAAUUUGUUGAAUCUGAAUGGCUACGAGUCUUCAUAGUGUAAAAUAUAACCCAGAAGCCUUUAUUUUCUCCAUAUGUGUGUGGUAUUUAAAACACAAAAGUGUGUAUGUAUGUAUGUGUAUAUGUGUUUGUGUGUGUGUAUGUAUGUAUGUAUAAAAUUAGAUUUUUUUUUUUUAAAUUUUUUUCUUAAACGUGUAUGUAGUGUGUUUUUUGUUUCAAAAAGUGCAGAAUUAAUUUAGUUUGAAUUUGAAAUCCAGUUGUCUCUAGAGUUUUAUGGAAAAGUAGAUUUGUGUUUGUUUUUUUUUUUUUUAAAAACAUAUUUGAUCGAAGAUCUCGUUUUCUGUUUUGUCUUUUUCAAUGGCAACUAAGAAUGUUCAGUUAUUUGGUUGCUUAAGAACCAGACAAACUUCAUUUUAGUCUGGUUUAUUUGGAAAUAAGCCCUUCAGCAGAUGGUAACCUUUUUGUUCAGCAUAUUUUUUUUCCGCACUGGGAUCUCUUAAUAUCUCUUUAAUUUUGUGUUUUCCUGCAACACUUUACCAGGCUUGUUAGACAUGUUCUUUGUUAAAGUGACAGCUCUGUUGUUGAUCCUAAAGGGGUUAAACGGAUUUGUAAAUAAAUGCAAACCUUAAACGUUCAUGUGCUUUUAAAGAAUCUGUUUAAUCUGUACACUUUCAAAUUUUAUAACAUUCUUGUUCAAAGGCUUUUUUCCCAUGGUCCCAAAACAUCUGGAAAAUAAGGCAGAUCAGAUAUAAAUCUGUAAUUCUGUACAUUUUCUAAUAAAAGCUUAUUUUAAAAUGACUCUAGUGUGUGAAUAUAUUUUUCUUGAAAACUUGUGGAAGCGUUACCUAGUGGCCUUUCCCAUUCAUUUUGUAAUAUAUUCUUUUUCCAUACAUUUAUGGCAUGGUUGGUAAAAUCAUUCCAUGUGUCAUGGUUAAUACGUUUAAAAUUUAUCCUAUAUUAUGCUCCAGUUUUCACCAACCAGCAAUAGUUUGUGUUGGUGUACGAUAAAGGCAGAAAAACUAUAUAUACUUAUCCAGUCAUGUAAGUUUGUCAAAUUUAUCUGUAUUAGUCUUUAAAAAAAAGUGUGUAUGUGUAUAUUUUAUUUAAAAAAAAAAAAAAAAUUGUGGAAACUUGAGCUUACUUAAGGAUCUGUCGUUUUUUGUUUAAAAAUGAAAAGUACUUCCAUUGGCUUGUUCCUGCAAUGGAAGGUGUUUAAGGAUUAGUUUUUAUUUAUUUCAAGGUACAAGUGAUUCAAUCAUUUAAGUCUCCCAUUGGCAUUUUAUUCCCUCAAUUUUUUUUUUUGAUGUGAGCAGCUGUUGCCUUUUGGUGGGUUCAGAUGUUCCUUAUUGUAUUACGAGAUCUUUUUAGUGUUGCUUUAGGAUCACAUAGUGUUGAAAUUCAAGAUUAAGUUUCCUUUUGUGGUGUACUGCAUUUAAAUACUUCUGUGCCGUAGGUUUUUUUCUUUGUUUUUUGAUAUAGUCUUCAAUUCUCAGGCACACUUAAGGGGAUGUGAUUCAAGGAACAAUUGUUCAUUUAAUCUUUUUGCCUUUUUAUCACCAGUUCUGAUACAGAAAAUGGAUCAGGCGUCAAGAAGAAUACUAGAAAGUCAUAUACUCCAUGUGCACAAAUUCUGAUUAAUGAUGUUGAACUGACAGAUGACACAAACAAACUUCUUGUCCCACGGUACUGUGUGUGUAUAACUUGUAAUCCAGCAAAAUUAAUGUUGAUUAUCUGCAUAAUAUUGACUUCAAAGAAAAUGUUGAACAUAUCUGCAAACUUUUUUUUUUUUUUUUUUGUGAGAUUAGUUAAUGUUCGUGUAGUUAAGGUUUGUACAUGGGUGGAAUGCUAAAUAUUUUCACAACACUCGAAGAUGUUCAUGUAGUGUUGUACUACAUUUUGGUUGGCCAGAUUUUAAUCAAACCUCUAUGUGAACCUUUCGAUUGUUCACAACAAAAGAAGCAAAGUCUGUUUUUUUUUUUAUUUUUUUUUUUAAAUUUUUUUUUUAUUUUAUUUAUUUUUUUUUGGGGGGGGUGGCAGGGAGUUUCUUCAGCUAUAUUUGCACUACCAUUCUGCUUGUUAAUUAGCUGAUAAAAUCCAUCAAAUAUGAAAAUAACAGAAACCCAUUCAACAAACGUUAAUUUUAUUCGCUGAAUUUAAGUGCCUAGUGAACACUUUUGCAUCAACAAAAAUUUUCUGCAAGUACUGAUGACAUUUGCAAGUGAUGGAAUGUCAUUUAUAAAAGUAUCAUAAACUUGGUGAGUUAAAACCGUGGGCACAAUUUGUAAAACUCAUUUUAUGUUAAAAUAAAACUUUAAAAAAAUUAUUAGGUCAUGGGAUUUAAAAAAAAAUACAUCACAUCCUUAAGCAUAUAAAAUGAUUUUUACUUUUUUUUUUUUUUGGCAAUAAAUGCUUUAGUGUGAAGGAGAUAAAUCUAAACUGUGAAAUGGGAUGUCACCUGUAAAAUGUAUACAGUAUUAUAAAAUGGCAGCAUCUGUGAAAUUUUGCUACUCUAAAAAAAAUUAAAAAAAAAUAAAAAUUAAUGGAUAAAGUGGUUCACAAUGCAGGUCACAUUCAUUGUUCUUUGUGUCUGUCCCAUAUGUAAAGGUUUUUGUUUAAUGAAGGGAACUGUGACACAUGCCAGGUGUGCUCGGUACAGCCAGUUUAUUUAAUGUUUGGCGUCUGAAUGUGUAUCACACUCUCAGAACAGCGGACCAUUUAACACCAGGUGUACUUUAAAUAACUGGUUUUGUGAACAGAGAAAAUUAAAUUCUCAAACAAUGACUGCCUCUCCAUACUCUGUUUUACAGUCUACUGGAUAAAUGUUUGGUAUUGGUUUUUGUCUUCACUUUUUAGGUCACAAACCUAUGAUUCCUCUUUAAACCUCAACAUGAAGAAUGAACUGAAGCAUGAAAGGAAAAAAGCCUCUUCUAGUCAGGUGAGACAAGUUUAAAUCUACAGCUACAUGCAAAACAAAAAAAUCCCCUAUUUAAAUGCUGCUACAAUUAAGAUGUGUUCAUGCAUUUUGAAAUGUGUAGUUUUCGUAUCGAGAAAAAUGGUAAUGGGAGAAGAAUAUGUAAUGACGAAUGUUCUACAAAUAACUUGCAAGUUCCAAGAAGUUAGACCAUUAAUGGAAAAUGAAAAGGAUCUACAUGUGUAGAAGUAAAUAUGUAGCUGCAUCAUUUGCAUUACUCCAAGCAGCUUGUACAGUUUAUAUUAAAGGCAAGUGAUAGGGUUUUUAGAUCUGUUCGAAAUGUUCCAUAGCUCCCGAAGAUUCUUAGCAUAUAGGAUUUAGCAUUUCAUGUUUUAAAGUUUUUAUAAAAAAGGUGUUCUAAUAGUAGCUACAGAAUGUUUGAACCAUAAUUAUCCUCCCACCCCAAAGGAGAUUUAAGCUAAAAAUGGAAAAAAAAAAUCCAACCCAAAAGUACAUGGGGUUCAGCUCGGCAAACCAGUAUUUAUUUUGUAACCCUUUGAAAUAUCGUAAUUUUAUAUAUUGCUUUUGUGCGGCUUUCUUUUAAUCUUUUUAGCUCUAUGAAGAGGUUAAUGAUUAUAUACACAUAAACAAAUUUUAAUCCCAAAUACAGAUAUUCUUUGGUCUAACUAAGUGAUUGUAGGGGCCAGCAUCUCCAACAAACUUGUAACACUAUCACAAAAUGUAAGACUCUACAAUGAAUUUAUUAUCAAGGCACAGAAUAUCCUCAGUUUGGCAUUUUUGUUUUCUAUGUUUGGUUUAACCCAUGUUUACAUUUAAAAAAGGCUUGAUUCCACUCUCGAAUUGUAAAAUGUCUCUGUGAUGACUUGUUUUUAAGGAAAGAAGUGGCAAGGUAACAUUGUAAUUGGAGCCUUGUUUCAAUGAAAUACGUCUAAAUUUAUUUCAGACUGCAAAAUUAAGUAAAUCUAAAAGGACACCAUAAUCUUUUAAAUAAAUUCUCCAGAGGCAAUUAAUAGAUGUGCACUUUGUUUUGAUACAAAUCAAAUUUCGUCAGUCUGAAUUUCCGAGUCAACCGAAAACGAACGGAUACUUUCGGAUUUACUCAUUUUGAUAAGGAUUGCAAAUUAUGGAGUUAUCUACAAAAAAUUGAUUUCUUUUAUGAGCUUUCAGAUGGCUAGUAGAUAGCACCCUAAUUUGCUACCCUUUUAAUAGGGAAAUCCCAUGUAUCGCAGAUAACCAAAUUUGAUCUUUUAGCAGAUCACUUGCUAAAUUGGCACUUUGUAACUUGGUGGCUGACACCUUCUUUCCUUUCCCAUCUGAAAUGUGUCGGAAUUUCUAUAAAAACGAGUUAAAGUAGCUGAAAAUUUAAGAACUGAAUUAACAGAAGCAACAUCCGUGCAAAUGUUGUUCAUAUGGGGCUUCGUUGAAUGAGUUUCUAUAAUCACAAUCCAUAGUGCCCAGUAUAGUCUGAGACAUGUGAAGUACAGACUUUAUACUGUGGAGACUUCUUUCCUGAACAAAUAAAGUGUACUCUAGCAACAGCUGCAAAGGGAAGCCAAUGCUGGGACAUCUGUGUUAAAUUUCGUUACCACCCUGUCGCAGAGUUUUGUUUCUAUCCAAUCCAUCCAGUGUUCCAACAUCUAGUGCGUUCGCAGAUUUAAAUUACUUUAGGAAUGGGGGACCAGCUUAGUUUGAAAUAGGAUAUAUGUUGGCAUUUUGUUUGUUUCUGGUUCACCCCUCUCCAUCCCUUACAUUAUACAUUUAUUUUUAUUUUUUUUAGUCUUUCAAGGCCAAUGGGCACUAUCACAAAGCAUUUAAGGACAUUCCGAAGGAGGAGUUUUUAAAAGAAAGUAAGUAACCUGUAGCUAUGAAUGGAAUUUUAAUUAUUGGGUGUACCUGUCUUAUGCCAUAGAUUUGAAAAUGUAAAGUGAGGUGUACAAUGUGUAUUAUACAACUAAUCUAUAUUAUUUAAAAAAGGCCCUGCACAUUGUACCGGAUUGUGUGUCCAUAUGUCUAUAACUGAAUGCUCACGAUCUUACUAAUUUUGUUUCAAGAUGAAUUGUAAGAGGUGUGGGUAAGCCCUGUAGCCUCUGCAAUGAAUUGUACACAUUUGCCCUCCUUUUUGGCACAAUUACAAUUAAAGUCUUUUCAUUUGUAUUCUUUUCUUGUUAAUCAGGAAAUCGUUGUCUUACAAAUACUGAAUACGAGAGACCACAAUAGACCAACUAAACACACCUUGGCAGUCUUAAUUUUAGCAGAAAAAUUCUAUUUACUUUUAGUCAUAGUCGUAUGACUAAAAAGCCGUUUUAGUCGACUAAAUCUCCAGUAGAUUUUAGUCAACACAACAAAAAAUGGGUUUAGUUAAAGCAUCUGUCUUUUGCCCCUCCCACGGUCUUUCUGUGCAGUUAAAAUUUCAAUUUAGUUUGGGUUUUUAAAAUUUUUUUUUUUUUUAACUAAAAUGCGGUUUGUCUUAUUUUUGUCAUGUGAAUUGUGUUUUUUUUUUUUUGUUUUUUUUGUUUUUUUUUAGUCGACAAAAUUAACACUGCACCUUAGGAGUAAUUAAGAUGGUGUAGUUUGGAAUUGUGAGAAACUGUCCCUUCCCCUGGUUUGCGCAUGAUGUUUAUCCCCUUAAGGACUAAACUUCUGGCAUAAAAAGGAAUCAUGACAUGUCACACAUGUCAUGUGUCCUUAAGGGGUUAAUGAGUUGGGCAACUGGGUUGUGAUGGUUUUUAUUCCUCACACCUUACUUUCUCCUUAAUUACCCCUAAGGCAGUUUCAUGCUUAAGCCUGGCUAGCUACACUGUAUGGUCUGUAACCUUCCUUCUGGGCUUCCUAUGCAGCCAUGUUUUGGAUCAAUGUAUAAAAUGUGUUGAGGUAUUUAGUGUGGCUAAUAUAAUUUGGAGAUGCUAUAAGCCUUUGCAUGACUUUCUUGUGGUUGUGGCUUGUAGUUACCUGUGGACAACCCACUUUAUAACAGUCAUGUAAAUAGUGACUAUUUCAAACACAACCAUUCGUAGAGAUACUCUUAUCCAUCUUUAAAGUAAGAAGAGCUUUUCUGUCAGCACAGUCUAGUCACUUAUCGCUUCCUACUGUAUGUCGGCGGGCCUAUACGGUCUGCUAUACACUAAAUAAAUGGGACAUUACGUUUUUUAAAAAUACAGAGGUGUAACUAUUGCCCAUUAAUUAUCACUUACAAAAAAAAUAAAAAAUUAAGGUCUGAAAACUAAACUUAGUAGUAGAAAUCCACACUACUUAAAUUAAUUGAUGCCUCCAUCCUGUCCAUUUUUGUUUUGAGCAUAAAGAAUAAUUCUGCUUCAGCUUCUCCAAUGCAACACGUGCCCUGGGUGUGCCUUUACUGAACUUGACUGCAGUAUGAUGUGCUCAAAUUUUUAACAUAAAAUGGAACAUCACAUGGUAAAAAAUGCUAAUGCUAGUAGUCUUGUGUGUAAAAUUACACCUCCAUAGUGGUCAAGUGUAAUUUUCAGAGAAGGGACAAUUCUCCUUUCUAGCCCAAAUGGUUGUGAUGGAAUUUUAACUUGAAUGGUCCUUGAAUGGUAAAUAAGCACAAUUCUGGCGUAUUAACUUACCUUAUCAGGAAAUCAUGUCCACCGCAUUACUUAUCGUCUUUCCCGUUAUCAUCCUUGCUUUCUAGGUUUCACUUGUGCUUUGCAGAAAGAAAUCUUAUACCACGGAAAGUUAUACAUUUCACAGAACUGGAUUUGCUUUCAUUCAAAGGUUUUUGGAAAGGACACAAAGGUUAGUAAAACAUCUUAUCUUUUUAUGUGUUUUUGUCUUGGAUAACUGUGGGUAAAGGCGACUAAAAAAGGGUAAAAAAAUUAAUUUACAAAAUAUUGGUGGCAAUUUGGAGUAGCUAUUUGACUAGCACUCAGUGUGUUUGUAUAUAUGUGUGUGUGUGUGUGUGUGUGUGUAUAUGUAUAUGUGUGUAUAUGUAUGUGUGUAUAUGUAUAUGUGUAUAUGUGUAUAUGUGUAUAUGUGUAUAUGUGUAUAUGUGUAUAUGUGUAUAUGUGUAUAUGUAUGUAUAUGUAUAUAUAUGUGUAUAUAUAUGUGUAUAUAUAUAUAUAUAUAUAUAUAUAUAUAUAUAUAUAUAUAUAUAUAUAUAUAUAUAUAUAUAUAUAUAUAUAUAUAUAUAUAUAUAUAUACUGUAAGCUUGUUUGAGCAGGGUCCUCUUCAACCUAUCGUUCCUGUAAGUUUUCUUGUAAUUGUCCUAUUUAUAGUUAAAUUCCCCCCUCUCAUAAUAUUGUAAAGCGCUAUAUAAAUGGCAAUAAUAACAUAGCCAUAAAAUCCAUAGCCCAACUAUUUUUCAACUUGCUGAAUUAGUGGGAUUUAUAACAACUUACUAAGACACUGCACAAUGAUAAAGUGGAGGACUAUAUUAAUUGUGAUAUAUUUCAUAUUCUGAAACAAGCCAUUACAUUUGAUUUGUGUAAAAGCAAAUUUAGACCUAUUAAUCUUCUUUAUUUUUGUCAAUCUUAAUAUAGCCAAGUGCAGUACAAUAUCAGAAUGUACUACCUCUAUUCUACCAUUCAACCACUUACUAAUUCUUCUUUUUCAGAUUGUAAUUCCUGUCCUUGCUAUAACUCAAAUAAAGAAAACAAAAACUGCUCUACUGGUGCCAAAUGCUGUUAUAAUAUCUACAGUCACUGAAAGGGUAUGUUCUCAAAAAAAGUGUGUGUAUUUUUUUUUUUAUUUUAUUUUUUUUUUUUCUUGGGGUGGGGGGGGGGGGUUGAAAUUUUGUGUUCUCUGGGGAGGAUGUUCUGUCUGGAAUUUUAUUAAAAUCAGUCUAUUUUCUCAACAGUUUAUAUUUGUAUCCCUUUUAUCUCGUGAUUCAACGUACAAACUCUUAAUAUCUGUCUGCAGUCAUUUAGAGGUGAGUUACCAAAUGACAGAUUGUAAACGUUGAGCUUUAGUGAUUUGCAACUGUCAAACUCUCUACAGACCAAUCUUUAUUGAAACACCUCUUCCCACAAAGUUGGCUACAUCUUUGUGAUUAUAUACACAUUGCAUAUGUGUGUUUUUUUUUUAUUUUUUUUAUUAUUGCCAUUUAUGUAGCGCUUUACAAAUCUAUUAAAAAAAAAUAAAAAAUAAUAAUAAUUCACCCCUUCAUGGGGAAUACAUAUAGGCUCAAUCUUCAUUUCACUGGCCGUUAGUUACUCGAAUAUUAUACAAUCAUUCACCUCUCUGAUGGUAUGUGCUCUAAUCCUCAUUCAUCAUUAUGCAUUCAAUAUAAAAAAAAACAUGUGUUAAACAUUUAAACACCACUCUAAAAACACUACAGGACCCUCUUCUCCUAAUGUUCCCAUAUGUGAAACAUGUUUUGUUAGAAUUUUAUUAACUUAUUCUAAAGCGCUGUUGAAUGUUGGUGCUAUAUAAAUAGUGUAAUUUUCUAGUAACUUGUUUAUAAGAUUAAAUUAGAAGGCUGUUCUACUGACUGACUUAUGCACCAUACCCCCAAGUGUCACUAUUAAUGAGGGACAUUCCUUAUUUUGGGCACACAAUUCCUCUCUCUCUCUUUUCUAUCCUGAUGUCCCUCUUUUACAGGAGCUCCAUAUUGUUUUGUCUGAGCUCCACAGCAAUAAAACUCCCAGUAAGGUUUAUUUAAACUACAAUAAAGGUCUUUGGAAAUCAGUCUGUGUAAAUCAAAUACAUAUGUAUUUAACUAAAAUGUCAUUUAGCACAAGAACAUGUCACCUAAAGUUCCUCAGAACAGCCUGCCCCUGGCCUCACGCCCCUAAUAUUGAAGUGUCCCUCUUUGUCCUUUUUAAAUGUUGGGUGAUAUGAAGCACUGUUUAGGGGGAAAAGUGUUCACAGGAAAAUUUUUACUUUUCAACUUGUUUUAACAAAUAUACUGUUUUGUAGCUUGACCUCUUAAAGAACCUGGUUUGAAAAAAUAAUUUUAAUUCAUUUCUUUUUCUCCCUUCCUUUCUUAAAAGGAUAUAAGCACAGGAAACAGUCCUAACCCAUCACCUGCUGAGCACAGCUUCCGAGCCGAGCGACCAGCAUCAUAUCCUCUAGUAAAUAUAUUAUUUAUCUAGUAUGUGUGCUAAUUUUGUCUGUACAUAAUAUUGGUCAAAAUAAUGCUCUAAAAGGUUUUUUUCUUUUGAGGUGGGAUAUGUGUGACUGGAUCGAUCUAUUUAUUUUUACCUUUGAUAUGGUUUUUGGGUCUUCCUUUAACUGAAAUAUUGUAAAAUAGUCUUAUAUUGAAACUCUUGAAUUUUUUUUUUUUUCUUUCCUAUUUUGUUUGAAGUAGAAUAAAGUUUGACAAAUGUGAAUUAAAGGUUUAUUUUUUUUUUUUUAACCCAGGAUUUCAAUGACUUUUCUGAGCUUGAUGGUUUGGUAGCAAAUAGAAGGAAGGAAAUAGACUGUAGCAGCACUGGAUCUCAGACUGCGGAGUCUGAAAAUUCUCAAGGUGUGUUCUUGAUUUAAAUGGUUAAUAGUAAUUGAUUUUCAUAGAUAAUCCUAAAAUUAUGCAAAUUCAUGGAUAAUAAACAUUUUCUAUGGCAGAACGUUUUAUGGACUAAAAUAAACGUAUGUUUAUUUCAAAUGGUUUUGUGAUAUUUAACUGCAUUGGUGUUUAAAAUGUAGUGUAAUAACUAAACAUUGUCUCUUUGUUUUUAUAAUUCUAUAAGAAUUCUCAGAGCGGAAACAGAAUACACUUACAAAGUCUCAGCAAACCCUUGUCCAAACUGACAAACCACCUAAGCCGACACCAGAUAAAAAAUCUACUGCACCUAGACAUGGUAAAUGAAAAUAACUUUCAAAUAUUAUCUGGCACCUCCAUUUUAACAACAAAAUAACUUUCAAAUCCAUGUGAUCUUUCAACAGGGCACCUAAAAUUCCUCCAAAGAAUCGAUCUCUGGAAGAUUAUUUCUUUAAAUGGCCUCUUGUUUUUCUAUGCAAUACUGUAAGUAUACUUUCUGGUAUUUUGCUGGGUCACUGUCAACCUAUUGUACAACUCUUCACUAGUCUGUUUUUUGUGUGUGGGUUUUUUUUUAUUUUUUUUUUUUUUAAGCUGCUUAAUACAGAGUUAAAUACAGAUUUUUAACGUGUGUGUGAGAGAUUGCUCUGAUGUUUGCACUGUCUAUAUGUUUUUGCAUAGUGCUCUUUGUAACCCUCAAUUUCAUUCUUGAAAGCUACCUCUGAAACAGAGUGGAAAUCUAUUAACCGCAAAAGCUAAACCAUAAAAUGUAUUUGCUUUGACGUAGAGACUAGGACACCCUGAUUUCCAGAAACACAUACUUUAACUUCGAGAAAAUGUACAUGUGAUAGUGCCAUAAACACACACGCAUCCCACUAAGCUUGUGGUGUAAAAGGCAACUGAAAUCUCCUAUCCUAAAAAUAAUCUAGACCACCUACAAAGAUUUUAUUUUUUUUAAACACUUGUUUCAAAAAUAUUGACGAUGUAGUUAGUAUUAUAAUUAUACAUUGCCUUAACGUGACAUUAUGCCAUGUUAACCUAUGAUUGUAUUGUAUACAGACUAUAAAUCAUUAGAUGUAUGUUGGUGUGUUCAGUUAUAUCAUAAUGUAAUUUAUGUGCUUGCAUUAUGUCUUUCAGUGUCUGUCUGUUAAUAUUCUCCACUUUUUAUAUGCAAUCAAGAAUUGGGCAUCUUGAAGAGCAGUUAUUAUCUUUGCACUCUGCACAAAAUGAGUAAGAACGGACUUAUAAGUACUUGUAACAGUAUUAUUCCACACCAAAAAUCAGAUCCUAAAAAUAUUUAUGUAGAGAGGUUACACUUGUGUAUCUUUAUAAUUUUUGUUAUUGUGAUAUAUAUAUAUAUAUUAUGCAAGAAAGUCUUCUGUGUACAUUAUUUUAAUUAGUGUAGAUUUUAAUUAUUCAUUAUGGAAUCCCACAAUAUUUUUACUACAGUUCUUUAUUUGUAUUUUAUAUUUAAAAUUAGAGAAGUGGAUUUGAAUGAAAACUGCAUUUUGGAGUUGUGAAGUCCAAAUGUGAACCUGCUGUAGUACUCUUUGAUAUAGAAUUUAACGAAACCUGUAACAUUCUGUAAAAUGUUCUGUUUUAAAAUGUUCCCCAUAUUGCAAAUUAGUGUUUAUGUAUUCAUUGGUAUAAUUUUUCUCUUAGAUGGCCAGUAGACCCAGUCAUGGGAAACUGGCAUAUAAAUGCAAACUCCAUUUGUGAUGAAUUAACAACUAACCUGGAAAAACUAGAUAAGGUAAAUGUGUAUGCAAGGAAGAAAAUAAUUAAUAUAUUGAAAAAAGUUAUAAAUGCAACACAUUUUUUUUUUUUUUUUUUUUUUUUUUUUUUUUUUUUUUUUUUUUUUUUUUUUUUUUUGCCCCCAUUUUUCAUGAACUGAACUCAGAUCUAAGAUUUUUUUCUAUGUACAAAAAAGGCCUAUUUCUCUCAAAUAUUAUUCACAAAUCUGUCUAAAUCUGUGUUAGUGAGAAUUUCUCCUUUGCCGAGAUAAUCCAUCCAUCCACCUCACAGGUGUGGCAUAUCAAGAUGCUGAUUAGACAGCAGUAGUAUUGCACAGGUGUGCCUUAGGCUAGCCACAAUAAAAGGCCACUCUAAAAUGUGCAGUUUUACUGUACUGGGGGGGUCGGAAAACCAGUCAGUAUCUGGUGUGACCACCAUUUGCCUCAGGCAGUGCAACUUACCUCCUUCACAUAGAGUUGAUCAGGUUGUUGAUUGUGGCCUGUGGAAUGUUUGUCCACUCCUCUAAAAUGGCUGUGCGAUGUUGCUGGAUAUUGGCAGGACCUGGAACACACGGUUGUGUACGCUGAUCCAGUGCAUCCCAAACCUGUUCAAUGGAACCACAACAACCUAAUACCCAUUCCAUGUAAUUCUCAAUAUAAUUCCUCCUUUAAAGCUGCCCUCUGGAAUGCACGCUCUGUGUACAGCACAUUUAAAUCAACUUCCAUCCAUGACUUAUUUAUCUCACACUCCCUACUUGCACUAACCGAAACAUGGCUCUCUCCCUCUGAUACUGCUACUCAUGCCUCACUAUCCUUUGGUCUUCACUUUACCCACAAUCCAAGACAUGCAGAAAGUAAAGGUGGCGGUGUAGGUUUUCUCCUUUCACCCCACUGCUCCUUCAAAACUCUGCCCACCCUUCUCUCUCUUUCCCAUCAUUUGAAAUUCAUUCAAUUCGCCUUUUCAAACCCUUCUCUGCUAACAUUGCCAUUAUCUAUCGUUCCCCUCUCCUCUUCCUUGACCAAUUUGCUGCCUGGCUGCCCUACUUCCUCUUUUCUAACAUUCCAUCCCUAAUUCUUGGAGACUUCAAUAUUCCCAUUAACCCACCUUUUAACCCCAGCAGCCUCUAAACUACUUUCAAAUACUUCCUACCUUGGGCUAUUGCAGUGGGCUAAUGCCCACCCAUAUAGCUGGCAAUACCCUCAACCUUUAUUUUUUUUUUUCUUAUUCAUGUACAGUAUCUAAUAUCUGCAACACUCCAUUUCCUCGAUUACCCCCUCACCCAACAACCUCAACCUAACCCCCCUCAACUCAGGAGGAACCUUAAUUCUACUGACCUCCAGCAGCUGUCCUCUGAUAUUGAUUCAUAACUGCUACCCAUCCCUUCCCUCUCCUGUCCCUCACUGGCCAUCUCCACAUAUAGCACUACACUCACCUCUACCUCUACGCCGGGCCGUUCGUGCACUUUCACCGACCAAGAAGGGAGGUCGGCGGCUUCAGCGGUGUUCGCGCAAAACUGUCAGAUUUCAGUUCCAUGAAUUAAGCGUCGAACACCGCUGUGCAUUCGCAUGUUUAAAAUGGCCGCGACCUCGUGUUCGUUAUACGAAUGGCGGCCACCCAGCAUUCGUCAACUAAGCUGCGGUUAACCGUAGCUUCGGGGAGGCUAAUUGCCGGCACACUCCAGCUCCCAGGUGGUCCAGUCAUUCGUGCAGUUGUUCGGUAGAUUGAAUCUACCGAACACCAGGCAGAAAAGCACGAAUAAAGCUUUUCUGCAGGCAAAAGUCUUUUAACAUGGGGCCAUAGUCCAAAGGCAGCAGGCGUGCAACCAGGCUUCUCCAAUGCAAUGUGGCAAGAUUGCUCUCGUCACAGUGAUGGUCUUGGAUGAAUGGCACAAAAUGGGACUCAGGAUCUCGUCAUAGUAUCUGUGCAUUUAAAAUCGUCAGCAAACCGCUCACCCACAUGACGUAUACACUGUCUGCCAUCUACACUGUACAGUGAAAACCGGGAUUCAUCCGUAAAGACAACACAUCACCAAAAUGCCAGACGCUAUCGAAUGCGCAUCUACCCACUCAAUUCGAUUACGAUGAACUGCAGUCAGGUUGAGACCCUGAUGAGGACGAGCAUGCAGAUGAGCUUCCCUAAAACAAUUUCUGCACAAACUGUCAGAAACAAUUUGGUUAUGCAAACCGAUUGUUACUGCAGCUGUCCGGGUGGCUGGUCUCGGACAAUCUUGGAGGUAAAGAUGCUGGAUGUGGAGGUCCUUGGCUGGUGUGGUUCUAUGUGGUCUGCGGUUGUGAGGCCAGUUGGAUGUACUGCCAAAUUUUCUGUAAUGCCUUUGGAAAAUUGCUUAUGGUAGAGAAAUGAACAUUAAAUUUACGGGCAACCGUUCUGGUGGACAUUCCUGCAGUCAGCAUGCUCCCUCAAAACUUGUGGCAUUGUGCUGUGAUAAAACUACACAUUUUAGAGUGGCCUUUUAUUGUGGCCAGCUAAAGGCACACCUGUGCAAUAAUCAUGCUGCCUAAUCAGCAUCUUGAUAUGCCACACCUGUGAUGUGGAUGGAUUAUCUUGGCUAAGGAGAAGUGUUCACUAACCUAUUUGUGAACAAUAUUUGAGAGAAAUAAUGUACAUAGAAAGUCUUAGAUCUUUGAGUUCAGCUCAUGAAAAAUGGGGGCAAAAACAAGUUUCGUUUUGUGUGUAUGUAUGUGUGUGUAUAUAUGUGUGUGUAUGUAUGUGUGUGUAUAUAUGUGUGUGUAUAUAUGUGUGUGUAUAUAUGUGUGUGUAUGUAUAUAUGUAUGUAUAUAUAUAUAUAUAUAUAUAAUCUAUCUUAAAAAAAUGUUUAUAUAUCAUAUUAUUGCUACAUUCCAACAAUUUAUGAAUUUGUAUCACUAUGGAUAAGACUUCAUACAUUUUUGGAAUGUAGCAAUAAUGUAAAGGUUGGGUUUUGUGUUUGGUUCAGAUUUAUUUUGUAUACUUAGUUUUGUUUAUCAUAGUUAUUGUUUGCGGGAUUAAUGGAAGCUAUAAACAAAGUGUUAUGACGUUGUUGCUUUAGCUUAUGACUAAUGAUGGAAUAUAAACCACAGAGUGAAUACCCAUCCUACAGUUAAGACUUCCAGGGGAAAAAAUAUUUGCCUAUUUUAGCAAGGUUUAUCUUAUUCAAAUAUUUAGAGCAAGCAAGAGAAAUUGAUAUGGUGAAACACAAUUCUUUUUAUUUUUUCCUUAAUCCUAGCAUGCCAGUCUCUAGAGCAUUUGAUAUUUAUGUAGAAUCUAUAGUGAUUUUAAUUGUAAUAGGUCUUAAAAUGUUAAAUCUGCAGAACACUUGUGUGCACUUGCCCUAAAAUACACACUAAACAAUAUUAACCAUUUAAACCCUUAACAUAAUCUGACAUUGGUUAUUAUCCACACAUGAUUUGCAAAAUGUGCAUGGCCAGAAACUUUAAAUGAGGGGAUGGGAUUACAUCCUAAUUGUUGCCCUUUUCUUACCAGCCCCAGCCUCCUUGCACAGGUUUUAAAUCUCAUUGUCUAAGGGGGUUGAGGACAAGGGCACAGAUUUCUCAAAGUAGUCUAAAUUACUAAAAAUUGGUAACAUUCUUUUGGUGACUCCUGUCCUAAAAAGUGGUGCAAAAAUGUAAAGGGGAGAAUACGUGAUCAUAUUCCCACUCUGUAUCUCCUAUUGCACUGCUGCUUUGUUGGUGGGUAAAUGCAAUUAAGGACUCAGAAUAUAGAGGUAUGAAUGGGAGGACAGACACAAAACCUUACAUUAAAAAUAUAUACAAUAGUGGGAGCAGAUAAAAAAAACACAAUCUGCAGGCUUAGGCUUAAAUGUGUGGGUAAGACAAGGUGAUGCAAAGACAUGAAAACACAGUGUGGGAGGGAGACAGCGGUUGGGGAAAUUCAAUUUAUUGAGAAAUAUUAAAAACCGUAAAUAGAGAAUCACAGAAGCUGUAACAUGGAGAGAGUGACUUCAGAAACUCACCCAUUUGCAAGUACAACAUUGCUACACUAAAACACAACACACCGCAGUGAUCACACGAUUGACACACACAAGUUUCAAGACUGUUGCCAAUACUCGUUAUGGUGGUCUAUUGUGCGCAUCCAAUUGAGUAGUUCAAAUAUGUCACAGGAAGUUGGGCACAGACUCUAGAAAGAUUAGCGUCCCUAAAAUCUACAGUACAUGAAACUUUCUAAGAAUAGAAAAACUCUUACAAGUAAGAGGGAAGUAUUUUUGUCUGACUCAAACUUAAUGUUUUUUUAUAUAUAUAUUUUUAGUUUAAUUUUAUUUUAUUUUUUUUUAUUUUUAUUUUUUUACUCUUGUUUCACAACAUAGAUCCAAAGGAAUCUGCAAAGACUAUUGGAAGAUGCAAACUAGGGGGGAAAUGGAAUAAUUCACUUCAGGUGAAUCACAUCGUAAACCAAUCUCUGCUGGACGGAGCCUAAUGUUGUAUGGGAAACCAAUAACCUUCAUCUCAGGAAUGUGUAUUUUCUCUUUUGUUCAUCAAUUGGAUGACUUUUGAACAGUUUCCCAUUCUUCGGUCGUGAAGUUCUGAAAAAGCGCAAUCCAACAUUUCACUGUGAAGUUAGUCUUAUUUUUGCACGUAUGUCAAGACUUGUACCUAUGAACACUCCUUUUGUUAUUUUUUGGGGGAGGGGGUUCAGUUUAUUUCAACCUUGUCAGACCAGUUUGAAUGAAUUUAUUUAUUUUUUUUAUUUUUUUUCUUUGACCGUGAAUUUUGUCAAUUGCACAAAUGUAGUUAAGUAGAAAUAUUUCGUAGCCGGAAUCUUACAAAUUUAAUCUACCAGCAGUCAUAAAGCUCAACCACACUAUAUAGUAAACAGAACUUUAAUAUUCAUCUACUGUUACUUUAUAUAUAUAUAUAUAU